CGGGGCGGCAGGGCCGGGGGGCGGAGCCCGCUGUCGGGCCGCCGCCUGUGCGUGGCAGCCGCUCUGAGGGGAUUCUGGCGAGGCGGGCCAUGGCGAAGAAGGUGGCCGGGGUGGCGGUGCUGGUGGCCGGGGUGCUGGUGCUCGGCUUGUGGCCGCGCGGCGCCGAGAGCUCCCCGAGGAAGGCGGUGGCCGCCCGGCUGGCGGCCAAGUGGCCGGCGACGCCGUUGCUGCUGGAGGCCAGGUGAGGGGACGAGAGGGAGGGUUGCUUGAGGGGUCAGCUGAGGGAAAGCGAGGGCAGCUGAGGCGCACCUCCGAAAGGGGGCGAGGGAUGACCCGCGUCAGGAACAAGGAGACUUCGGGGAAAGGUUGACCUCGGGAUCUGCUGCCCCUGUGGACCCUGCCCUGGGUGGAGAGAUUGACUUGGAAUCCUCAGCUCCCCCCCCCAUUUUUUAUUUGUUUUCACAACAUUAUAAACAAACACAUAAAACAAACAAACAAAAAUCAUAGCCUUAUUAAAAAUUACACUUAUUAACAUUGUUAAGUGACUUCCUCGCUUCCCCUUGGUUGAAUUUCAUUGCAUGUCCUUUUAACGGUUUUCCAAAUCACAGUUCUUAAAAAAAAAUUAACUUAAAUAUUAACAUCCUUAGAUCUUCACAUUAUGAAAUUAAACAUAUUAAUUCAUCACUUAAACAAAAUCCUAAGCCAAUUAAGUAUCUGCAAGCUGUUUUCAGUUAAUUUAACAUAUUUAACUAAGUAAUCAUUAAAUUUGAUCCAAUCUUCCUGAUCCUCCUCCUCCUUCUGGUUGCGGACUCUUCCGGUUAGGUCGGCUAGCUCCGAAAAAUCCAUCAUCUUAUUCUGCCAUUCUUUCAGCAUCCCUUAUUUUAGGAAACCACGAGGGUCAUCUAGUCCAACCCCCUCUGCCCUGCAGGAAUCUUUUGCCUAACACGGGACUCGAACCCACAGCCCUCAUGCCCUACCUGUUGAGCCAGUGCUCCACAAACUCUGCUUCCCAGGUGUCGGGUACAACUCCUAUCAUCACCCCUGGCCCUGCGAGCGAGGGAUGCUGGGAGUUGUAGUCCGGCGACAGCUGGGGUACCCAAGGUUGAGAAGCGCUGGACUGCGCGACCUCCAACCAGAUCUCCUGGUGGGAAUCCAGAGGGGUUUGGGAAUCACAGCUAUCCCGGCUGGGGCUGGUGGACGCCGAGGGAAAAGGAUAUCAGGGCAGUCUGAUUGGGAGAAGCGGAGACAUCUGGUGCCAGGGAGUGUAGUGUAGUGGUUAGAGCAGCCUUUGUCAGCCUUGUGCCCUUGGACUGCAGACACCAUCAGCUCCGGAUAGCGCACCUGGCAGGAGUUGGUGUACGUUGUAGUCCCAGCAACAUCUUGAGGGUGCCAGGCUGGUUAAGUCUGGAGAGACUCCUUCUGAAAUACUCAGCCUUGAAGGUCAUACUCUUUCACCUACCUCACAAGGCUGUUUUGAGGAGAAGGGAGGGGCAAUGAAUGCUGCCUUGGAACUAACUUGUAGGAAAGUUGUGAUAUACAUAAGCUGAAUGCUGUGAUGUAUGUAACAUUAAUUGUCCAUGGAAGUCCAGAAUUUCAAUUGAUUUAGGAUAGUUUCCUUGAAAAUCCAUUGGAGUUUAUGGAAUGAUUUAAGGGCCUGUCCCAAAGAUUUUAAUGGCAUGUUAGGGAGAUUGUUCCAGAGAAAGUGUCUUGGAGUUGUAAUCACAAACCAAAUAAGUGCCCCUGCAUUCCAGCCCUUUUAUAGUACUCGUAUGAGUUCAUUUGCCUUAUUGGUAUCUCCAUUAAGAACGUGUAGCCAUGUGGUAAAAUACUGAGGUCAGAUAUCUUACAUAUCCAGCAGUAUCAAAAAUAACAAGAAGCAAGUAUGGGUCUUCUGCAUCUGGCAUGCCCAUGAAUCUUGUUCCAAUGCCAUAACAUGCCAAAGUGAUAUACUGUAAGAACCUUAUUUCAAAUAAUUCUACAUGUCAUCAAUAACAACUUAAUACCUCAAGAUGGCUGAUCUUUAUAUUCUAGCAAUUUGACCAAUGUUGCCACACUGUGUGCACGCUGCAUAUAACUAUGUAAAAAAUUUCCCACCUCCUUUUUAUGCUGUCAUAAAAUAGAAGAAAAUGAAUUGGUGUGUUUAAAUAGCAUUAUUUUCUGCUAUGUUAAACCAGAAAUGCUGCUUGCUAUUUAAGCUUAUGAGUGGUCCUCAGUUUGGCAUCCUGCUCCUUUUCCUGCCACCCCCAAAAUAGAUGCAUUUGAAUUUGUGUUGUGUCUUAGUAAUAAAUAAUCCAGUAGUUACUCCAUGUCUUCUGGGAUUGUGCCCUUUUACCACAGUUUGAGACAAAAUCCUAUCCCAAACAAACUUUUCAUUGCAGAAUUUGCACAGAAGUAGAUGUAGGCAUAGCCCUUCUAGGACUUUGUCACCUGCACAUCAGUAAACAAUGUCUUCCACUAUACCAUUUUGUUUCUAUAAGAAAAGAAACGUUUCUGUAGUAUAAAAUAUCACAAAGAACAAACCUUGUUUACAACUCAUGGUAUGUCUGAAGUAAGGCAAACUAUAGAGCUGGGUUUGGAUGACACAUUAAGCCAAAUUAUAACUCAGCCCUGAGGAGUGUAACAGCCAUAUCUCCUCUUUGGGAACCUGUGCGUUUGCGCUAAGCCAUGGUUUGCUGUGGCAUUACAUGCAAAUGAGUCACUCUGUGCAAAAAUACACAACUUCUGAGCAAUUAGGAAACAGCAAGAAUGGUUAGAUCAUGUAACACAGUUAAAAAGUAAAUAAAAUACAUUUAUGUAGUUAAAAUUUACUAGUUUAAUCUGUGCAACGUCAGAACUUAAUUCCAAUUGUAUAUGAUUCAGAGUUUUCCUUAGCAAUGAGCAUUCAAUAUACCUCUUGUACAAUACCAUAAAAUUUUGCGCUGUAUGUGCUACAUGUAUGGAGGAAUGAGGCAACAUAACUUGCAUGUCUCAUCAUACUCAGUUUUCAUCCACUCCUUGGCCUGCCUGCUGAGCUCAUGGGUGACUGAAUGUCUUUAAAGUCAUUCAGAGUUAAUUGUAUAAAUCCAAUUUCACUGGUGUGCUUGCUGAGUGUGCUAGGGUGUCAUAUGUACAUAGCAAUUCUAAAUAAGUUUAAUUAGAAAUAAGUCCUACUAAAUUUAACAGGAUUUAUUCUGCAAUAAAUAUGUUUAAGAUUGCAGCUUUUACCUCAGUUUCCUGUCUGUAAAGUGAGAAUUACAUCCUGCAAGCCUAAUUUGAGCAAGUGUUAUAUAACUGAAUGAAAACAUCUCUGCCUUAGUUGUUCAGUCUGCAUUGUUUUUAAAUCUAUCUUUAAUUGUUUUUGGACUUAAGAAAAAUCUGUCUUAGCUGUUUUUAUUAUAUAUUUGUAAAUUUCCUUAAGGGGCAUGUAGAAGGGGAUUCAUUAAUCAAUUAAUUAAUAGGUUGACAGCUUAAUACAAAAUAUACUUCCGUGGAUCCAGUGCUCUGGCUAUGUAGAUUAUGUCUUGUUGGUUGGUGACAUGGGUUAUUAUUCUGCAGAAUGUUUGCUAUGUAGUGUUGUUCUACUGAUCUCAAAGGACUUCUACAAUUCUGGGGUGAGAAGUAAAUUAUGUCUUUAAAUCAUUUAGGCUUUUUCAAACACUUAGGGAGAAUUGGCACAGCAACAUCUUCUGGGAUGUGUGAGGUUAGGAUCCCACAGAUCCCUAGCUGAGCUGGGAGGUUCCCAGUGGAUUUGGGCUACACCUGCUCGGCUUCUUCAUCCUUAGCUCAGCUGGAGAUACACUGACAUAUCACCCCCAUCUGUCUUAGCUGGAUCCCAUUUUACUGAGUUGAGCUCAGUGGAUCUUAAACUGGUGUAAGCCUUGAAAAAUGAGUUUUCUAGAGGCAUGGUGGGGUCAGUACUAGAAAGGCUUGAUCCUAAGCCCAUUUAGCUCAGUUACAUGUCCUGGCAACCUGGGGUAAAUUAAACCAGGAAAAAGCGUAGUGUAAUUCAAACACAAUUUUAAAGACUUGUUCCCCCUCUGCCAGGUUUAGGCGGGCUCUGCUAGCAGAAGCCCCAUUCCUGAAUGGAGUUUGGAUCCGGUGUAAUUUUUGCACCAGCUUAACUGAUGCCAGGCCUGCUAUAUGCCAGCUGCUUGUGUAUAGGAUCGCUCACUUGGGCUUCUUCUCAAAAUGGUUGUUUGUGUCUUAUGAGUUAUACUAAUGGAUGAAUUAUUACACACCUUUUUAACAGUGAAUUCAUUGCAGAAGAAGGCAAUGAGCAAUUCUGGCAGUUUUUGGAAACGGUGAAAGAAUUAACAUUAUACAGGAAAGGAGGUAAGUUGUGUUUGUUGUGUGUAUCUAGACUGGCAGACCUUUCUGUAAAUUGUACUGUGUAAUAGUGUUAAUAGUGUGCAUGCUUUCAACCAAGAGUGGUUAACCUGGGACUCGCCAGUUGUUGUUGGUUUACAACUCUCCCACCAUCCUUGACUAUUACUGGUGCUGGCUGGAGCUGAUGGGAGGUUUGGGGUUUUUUAAAAUCUUGCCUUUAAGUUGUGUUUUAGGAAAUUUUUAUUCUUUUUUAUGCAAAUCACUUAGAGAUUUGUUUAUAUUAAGCAAUAAAAUAUGUUAUAGAUAAAUAGUCCAACAACAUCUGGAGGGUCACUUUAAAUGCACAGUGUAUUCUGCAACCUGUCCUUAGUAGUGCUUCACUUUCUGGUUUCUUCACAUUAAAAUAAGAACGUUGAGACAGUCCAAGACAUGUUGAUGCCUGAAGCAGAAAAUCAGAAUGAUAUUCUCCCUUCCCAAAAUCCACUGCAUAAAGUAGGCUGCCUUGCCCUUGCUGAUACCUGGACUUUGCAGUCAGCCACUGAUUAGACUGACGGAUAGCAUGGACAGGUCCUUUUCAGUGGUGGGUCUGUACCUCUGAAACUUAUUUACUCAGCAGAUAUGUGGGACCUCCUGUUCUAAGAAGAAGAAAAAAUUCAAAAUAUUUUUAUUUCAGUCUCUCUUAUUCAUCAUGGUAUUGGAAUUGCUGUUGCUCAAUUUUUAGGGGUGUUAAUGUGGUUUUCAUGGAUUCUGUAGGUGAUUAUGCCUUACAAAGUGGUAUGUAAAUGUAGUAAGCAAGAAAAUAAAUAAAUAAAUAAAUAAUCAAUGGCUUUUUAAAAUAUUUGCCCAAACCUUUUUCAUGCCCCCCAUCCUUAUUUAUAUUCUGCAUCAUCUUCUUAGUUAUCAGAGAUCUUUAAAAAAAAAAUUCUGAUCUAAGCAUCCCAGCAUUUGUUGGUGGGGAGGGGAAGCAGCAUGAAGGAGGGUCUUGAUUUUGGCCUUAUGAGUGAGCCUUGCCACUUGGCAAUUUCAUAAUGUCAUAUCCGGGUUCAUCCUCUUUUCCGUUCACCACAUGAAGUUACUGAUAAAUGUGUAGGUACAGCAUUUUUGUAUCUAUAAUAACCCAGAGCUCUUUUCUGCAGCACAUCAAAGGAGGCGACUGGAAGGUUUUGUUUCUGUUUGUAACAAACCAUAGUUCCCCAUUACCUUCAAACUUGGAGAAAAGUGAUUUGCUUAAACGCUUGAUACUGAGAACAAACAAGAAUCAAACAAUAGUUUCAGAUUCUUAUUUACUAAUUAGCUAAAGCAAUGUUCUCCAAGUUUAGAUGUAGCAGUGAAUCAAACAUUGCAUGCUAAUUUUAAUUGUGUCCAGUCAUUUGGGCACAUCACAACAUUUUGUUUGUUUUGGGGAUUUAUAUUCCUCCUUUAAAUGCCCAUGGUGGCUUCCAUUAAAUAUUUUUUUUAAAAAAAAAUUCCACAGAAGGGGGCGUCUACACCUUCUGAUGUUUGCUUUGUACAGGUUUGUGUAUAAAGCCUUUCCUCCUCCCAGGAGGGGAGGGGUUGUGAUCGGGAGAUGAUUCCCGUGUCAUGCAGGGGGCGCUCCGCCCCCUGCUUCAACUCCAGGGCUGGCGCCACGCCCCUCCCCGGUUCGGCACCCAAUAGGGAAGCUCGACGGGGGCGUGGCUUGCUGCUCAAACGCAGCCACGCCAGCGAUCCCCACCAUUGCACACACAUUUUCUUCCGUGGUCCAAUGCCUAAGCCAAUACCUUCUCACAUGCUGUAAUCAAUAAAGUUGUGGCCUUUACCUUACCCAUUAACCUUACAUUCUGUGUCCACGUGUCUUUAUUCCCCAAGCGGGGAUCGGGUCCUCGAAUCACAACUCUAAACUAUGGUUAGUGCACAUCAAGGUUUAUAAACCAGCAGCACACCAUGGCUUACAGGUGAGGUUUGUUCAUGUUUAAUAAACCAUGGUUAGGCUGCUGCUAUGGCUUCAAAUGAUCUAAUAAACUGUAGCUUAACAUUAAGAUCGAAUCACAUCAUGAUAUGGUUCUAGAGUUGCAUACUGUUCUCUUUAGGUCAUUGUUCCUCCUUAGUCACUCCCCACCUCCUGGGACUGGAGAGUUUUUCGCUGUUCCAAGCACUAAGAGGAAGGAACAAGGUGCCACAGCUGGUCCUCUUGUCCCCAUACUUAUGUGUUAUGGUGAAUUAAAAUAUUUCCACCCAACCCCAAUCAAACUGCCACACAAGCUGGCUGCCAUUAAAUAUGGUUGUUACAGAAUUGUUGUCUUUAUAAUCUUUAGUCCUUGGGGACUUGCCCAGGUGUUCAGUUAGGAUGGCAGCCGUAAUUGCUGUUUGUUAAAAGAAAAUUAUAUGCAUAACCACUCAGUGGAAUAGCAACCUGUUUUCUGUCUUUUGUUUAUCUGUACUAGUACUACUUUAUUUUUUCCUUUUCCACAGCACUGUCUGUCUUGUCUUCCUCCAUUUUCCUCUUUGCUUUUUCAACAACACAGCACUUUUUGCUUGUUAGUUCAUAGGAUUUCAGGCAUUUACCUUAGCUUGGACCAUUUUAUUUGGUAAAAUGGUUAGUGAUUAAUACACAGUAAUGCUCUCUGAUGUAUGAUUCAACUUCUGCACCACUCUUUUCAGAUCGGCAGGAGAAACCAGUUCACAAGUCAAUAUACCUGCCCUUUGAUGGACACUUAAUAGCAUGUUGUCAGGGAACUUCCAUCAGUGCCGGAGGGAGAGAGCAAGAUCCAGAGGGAUUCCAGAGAGCGUCCCGGGAUUGGGAGAGGCAGCCCAUCUUCUGGGGAAAAGAAUCAGCGUAGCACCAGUGGAGAAGGGGGGCAGAUGGGGGAAGCGGUGAGGCGGUCCCAUGACUCCUUGCCGGGGACCAGCGGGGAGAGUAGAGCUCCUCCGCUGCCUACGCCCUCCUUGUGCAGAAGGCUUUCGCACAGAGAGAGUAGGAGGAGACUAGGCGUCAAAGAGCUUCUUUGCUGGAAGAAGUUUAAGAAACGCCCACUGAUGGAUUCUGCCAGCGAUUGAGACAGCCAUGGGUGAGUGGCUGUCCGGACAGAAAAGGUUCACUCAGGCAACCCAGCCAGGUGUUUGCACCGGCUUACGCACGAGCAACCCCUAGAACCAUUACACAUGUUUUAUGUUUAAUUUGUAAGCCCCCAACUAGAGAAAUUGUACUUUGUAUUAAUAAAAAUUUUAGAAUUGGCCAAUCAUCUGAAAUCCCACAACUUUCUAUAUUCCAGAUAUUUUUAUUUGCCAACACGUAAUUGUAAAUCAGUGAUAUUUGGGACUAGAUGUUAACAUCUCACUUGUAUUUCUUUUCCUUUUUUAAUACAGUCUCGGAGCAUUCUUAUUACAACUUAAUCCUGAAGAAAGCCGGACAGUUCCUUUCAAAUGUGCAGAUUAAUCUUUUGAAAUUUUCUCUUUCCUUACGAGCACAUUCCCCAACCAUUCAGAUGUUUCAGCAGGUGUGUAAAAUUGGCUGGUACAAGCUAGGAAUCUGGAUAUGGCUUUGGUUCACAUGCUAAGGAGGGGCUUUCAAAAAUGGCUCCUCAUUGUGGCUGUUGUCAUACUGCAAGCCGUUCUCUUGCAGCAGCUUGCAGCAUGGCUAAGAGUGCUUUCUUCAUACUGCUGCAACCCUCCCUUCCAAAAUGUUUUGUGGUAGCAUGAUGGUCUGCUUGCUAAGCUUCUGUAGAACUAUAGUGCUGCGUGGAAGGGAAAAAAGACCAGAGGGAUGGAUUUACAGUAGCAUCCAGGUGAUGGUGGUCUUCAAAGCAGCCCUUAGUCUCUAGUAGUGUUGUUGAUAUUGGUAGGACUGGUCUGGAGAAAAACACUAUUUGCUUUACAUCCAUAUGACCUAUAUAUCUGCAUAUAUUGUUCAGUGUGAACUCAGAAGCAAGCCUCAAAUCGGUCCCACGCCAUAGAGAUACUGGCCUGGCUUCCAUGUAGGGCUGAGUGAAACUAUGGCUCUCAAAGAGGACAUAAUGGCUGCUUUGCUCCUCCUUGCCAUUAUGAUGUUGUGCUGUUCUGACCCAAGUCUCUUGCAAGACAAACUGCAAGCUGCAAACAAAUACCUGGUUUGAAUGUGAAAGCUAAACCACAAGCAUGGAUUUGGAUGUCAUUCUAAGCCAAAGCACAGCUUAGUACAUUGGCAAAACAAUUUUGGAGAAGAAAAGCUUCCAUGAUCUCCUCUCUGGGAGCCUGCCCAUUUGCACUAAGUCAUGGUUUGGCUUAAUGUUAUGUGUGUAAGACAACAAUGAGUGAUCCAGGAAGAAUCUAUAUUAUAAUAAACACAUGGUGUCCCAGUUCAUUUCUUCAUUUCUGCCUGCUAAUGGGGUGUGUGCAGAGUUCAGCCCCCUAGAUUACAGGUUGUCCACAUGUGCUUUAGAACUAAAAAAUUCCUUGUAAUGUCUAAAUGUGGGAAACUCUCUUCCCACCCCGACUAUAGUUAUUUAAAACAACAUAUGGUCAAACAACUCACCUGGCUCAACAGAAAAUGCUGCAAACUUGCUCUUACUGAUGUGAAAAAGAAAGCUGUAUCCUAUUGAUAUUGACACCAAAGCUGAGUCUGAUCUUAAAGUGGGUAUUUCUGAGGGUAUUUUUGGAAGUAGAAGAAUAGACAUGGUAACUAUGAAUUUGCCUAUCAGCAAUUUUAUAAAAUCAGCUUAUACUUUAUAAACUAGUUUAAUAAAGGGUGUCCCUGUCAUGUGAAGUAGGCACAUGUUUCUGCAAAAGUUUGUAUUAAAACUGUCCAAAGAUUAUGUAUUUUGACCUCAACUGGAGUUGAGGAAUGUGAGAAAAGAUGAUAGCUUCCCUGUUUACUUCUGUUAUUUCCAAAAAAGGUGUGUUUUGUUAUCUUAACAAAAAAAGAAAAUUGAUUUCUAAAACAUCCAAAUAACUGUUAAUGGUGGGCAUUCUGAGACAGGAUGCAUUGGUGUUACUUGUAGGGCUCCGAUCUUUUCAUUAUUUUCUCCUCACAUACUUGGUACUUAGACGCACAAUGUGAUAGCAGCUGAUGCGCUGUUUUAAUCAAAGGAAGGUGCAUUACUUUUAGGAUGAAAUGCAAUUACACCAGCUGGGUUGAGUGUAAUUGUUGAAAUAUUAGAUUGCAGCUGAUGAGCCGCCACCGAAAGGUUGCAGUGCAUUUGUGGUUAUCCAUGGGAAGAGCACCUGUAAGACUAAUGAAAUUUGGAAGCUUCUGAAGAAAGCUGCUACAAGGUAAAUAUAGUGAGCUAUUUUGAACGAACAGUUCUUAAAGCUUUUGUUCCACAGCAUCACAUUUUUAUUUGUUUUGGCAGCACACAUUUACCUUUGUUCUCACCAUAUAAACCUGGAUAUUGGGACUCAAUGAUACAUGUUGGUCAAAGAUGCCACUUUGAGUUGCAGCUGUUGCUUCAUCUCAGGCGCCUGGGAAGAGUGAUUGUCUGCAAUCUUUCUUCCAUAUGAACUUUACAUUUCAGGCAGUGCUUGUCAGUUCAGCUCCAUCUCUUGGUCUGCUGCUACCUCCAUCCUAUCAGGUGGCCUCCCCUGACACUCCAAGAGUUCUGAUUCUCUGAUUCUGCAAGGGAGUGUUGAGUUCUGCCCAUGGAACUGUGUGGGAUUGCCACAAAACAGCUGUUAUUUUCUUUUUUAAAGAUUGGUGGAGCUUUUAAAACCAUGAGAGAAGUAAUAUGUUUGUGUGAGAUACUACACACUGCAUCUUCUGAUUUAGAAAUAUUAGCCAGGCUGUCUAGUGCCUGCUCCCUGCCACUAAUGAAAUUUGGCAAAUUUCAAACUAGCCGACUAACUUUUCUCUGACCCAAGUGGUCACGUGUGUGGUUCUGACACAGAUUAUAUGGAUACAGGAUUAUACCUGUGGGAUUACCACGCACAUUAUCACACACAUUGAGACAGAAUGUGGCUGAUAUGACAUUAACAGAUGCGUUAUGUGUGGGAAAACCAGGCUAGUUUGAAACCAGCCUCAUAUAACCAACAUGCAUAAGUCAAAUUAAUGCACUUCCCCUUAUCUUGGGAGGAGAUCUUCCUGUGAAGCUCUGUGUGUAAAGAGGUUUGAACUGGCUGCUCCAGCUCAGCCACAUGGUUCUCACCAGCCACUCCUGAGUUCCUAUACAGUAAUUUAGGAACUUUCACCACUUUGUAAACUAACUUUUACUGCCUGUGCAACUUCUGACUGAUGUCUGGAAAAGCACAUGAACCUAACCUUUGAAGAGUUUGUAAGUAAACCAGUUUUUAACUUAGAAACGUGUGGUCCAUUCCUAUGGUGGAACGGAAAUUUUGGAACUCCCUUUUAAAGGUCUAACAGCCUAUAUUUCCAUGCUUUGCUUUGCUGCAUAUUUUGUGACAUUAAUUCUCUGAUGGGCUUCUCUCACCACAGAGUACUUGCCCCAAAUUUGGAUCUUGGCAUCCAGAAAUUAUCCUUUCUAUAUAUUUUUUCCACCAACAAUAUCCAGCUAAGUCCUACACAGAGUAGACCAUUUCAGUCAAUGCACCUACCUUAGCCAUGUCCAUUAAUUUCUGUGACCAUCCUCUGAAUAGAACUAACACUGAAUGCAAUCCCUAGAUAUACAUGAUAUACAUUUUUGCACGGACGUGCGCACGCGCACACAAAAAGUGACCUUGAUAUGCACUGGCUUCUGGCUCUCGCUUGCACCAUUUGAAGGCUACUUUGGCUGCAGGGAUUAGGUGCAUUAUUUCAGCCCUUCUGAUCCUUCCCCAGAUCUGAAGACAAUGGUGUUUGUUCCCAUUGUCUGCCAGCCUACAUAUAAUUGAUGAGAACUGAUACAGACUUCAAAGCAUAUGCAUGCCUAGAUUUCUUUGGCUGAGCUUCAGCAUGUUCUAAGGAACAUUACCCCUAGUGUUCCUUAAACUUUAGUUACUUUGGUAGGAUAGAAGCAGUGUGCAUGCUAUGAAAACGAACCUUGUGGCUUGUUUCCCCCCACCCCCCACCUUGCUCUGCUCCCUGUGGAUAUCCUGCUAGCAGAAUUAGCCCAUAAAUUGUGAGAUUAACAAACUACACAUAGUUUAAAAUGGCACAGGAUUGCAAAGUCAUUAAAUUCUCAAAGUCAACAAAUUCUUGUUGUUUACGAGGCACACACAUUAUGCAUAGGAUUUUGGCUUACAUAGGAGUAAGUUCCACCAGAAUGGGAUGAAGCUACAUGUAUGUUUUGACUUCUGGUCAUGGUGAGAGUAUUGCUACAUUUUCAUGAAACAAAGCAUAAAUUCAGCUAGAGCUUGAACUAUCCAUGUUAUCUUUAGUGAUUGCAUACCCUUUGGUCUAAUAGCUCCCAUGAACGGUACUAAAUAAAAAGUCUUCAUGUACUGGAUAAUUAAAAUAGCAUUCAGUGCUUUGUGCUUGCAGCUGUGUAGCUUUUUUAUCUGUGUCAUGAUAAAUUGGCUGAUGCUGAGUUGCAUCUCCAGCUGGAAACUAACUUAGCUUGUUCUGCAACCAGUUUUAGCUACUGUGAUGUCCUUAUCUUAGUCUGAAAUCCUGUAUCAGGCAUCCCCAAACUCAUCCCUCCAGCUGUUUUGGGACUACAGUUCCUAUCAUCCCUAACCACUGGUCCUGUUAGCUGGGGAUGAUGGGAGUUGUAGUCCCAAAAUAGCUGGAGGGAUGAGAUUGGGGAUGCCUGUCCUAUAUGGUACUUCCUUAUCUCAGAGGAAGCCCCAUUGGACAAAGUGGGUUUUACUUCUGAGUAAAUAUGUAUUGGAUUGUGUUACAUACUUUUGUCAGUUGUUCAGUAACCAGGCAGUGAAGACUCUCCCAUUCUGACACACUCAAAUUACAGUGGUGCCCCGCAAGACGAAUGCCUCGCAAGACGGAAAACCCGCUAGACGAAAGGGUUUUCCGUUUUGGAGGUGCUUCGCAAAACGAAUUUCCUAUGUGCUUGCUUCGCAAGACGAAAAUGUCUUGCGAGUUCCUGCGGGGUUUUUUUCCUUCCCCCCCCCUUUUUCCCAAGCCGCUAAACCGCUUAUUAGCUGAUGGCUAAGCCGCUUAUCAGCUGAUCUUUAAGCCGCUUAACAGCUGAUGCUAAGCCGCUUAUCAACUGAUCUUUAAGCCGCUUAACAGCUGAUGCUAAGCCGCUUAUCAGCUGAUCUUUCAGCCGGCUAAGCCGCUAAUACUGUAGCGCUAAGCCGCUAAACCUCUAAUGGGCUUGCUUUGCAAGACGAAAAAACCCGCAAGACAAAGAGACUCGCGGAACGGAUUCUUUUCGUCUUGCGAGGCACCACUGUAAGUGAUUCCUUUUAAGUUGACAAAUUAUUUGUUCUUAAUCCAAGGCCCAAGCCAUAUCUGUUCAAAGGAGAUCAUAAAUUCCCUACGCUUAAUGAGACCGGCCCAGUAGUGAUCCUUUAUGCCGAAAUGGGUACAAAAGACUUUGCUACAUUUCACAAAGUUUUGUCUGAACAAGCACAAAAAGAGGAAAUUGUUUACGUUCUUCGACAUUUUGUCCAGGUAAGUGUGUGUGCAGAAGGGAUAUAAUUAACUGCAAUAGAAUUGUUUGUUUAAAUCUUUGUUUGUUUAAAUCUUUCCAAAUGUCCAUGAAGCCCCGUUGUUGCAUACUUUGUUGUCAGUUUCAAAGCUUUUCAGCCACAGUUUGCCACAAAAGGGGAACACUGGGGCUUUUGGCCUUGUGUCAUACUUAUGGGUUUCCUAUAGGCUUCAAAUAUAACACAGUACAUUGAAAUUAACAGGAGAAUGACUGGCUUCAGAUGAGCCUACAGUCAGCCACUGGAGAACUGAUAUAUCUUGUAAGGAAAGUAACAGGUGGCGUUUUAUUGAAAAUGAUUAUCUUUCUUUCACCCCCAUUGUUUUUAAGUUCCCAUUGUGGGUGGCCAGAUACAAAAGAGGACAGGGUUCCUGUGCCUUUCAUAUUAUAAAACAUCUGCUACAGCUCCCACUUCUGCACAACUGUUAAACUACUGUCUUCUUUUGCAUCUGUUCGCCCUAUUAGUGAAGCACUUCCUCCCUUCUUUCCUCUAGAAUGUUCUUUACAGUAUGUCAGAAUUCUUCCCCUGUACAAGCACAGACUGCAAACCACAUGCAUCCUCCAAGUUAAUAUUGCAUUAAUUGGAUCCUGACAUUCAGUCACAAGUUUAGGAGGCCUAACUUUGGUGUGAAGUCGUCUUUUUUUUAAUUGAAGUCAACUAGGCUGGUGAUGAAAAUGCUGUGGAGCAGUCCCAAAGAAAGUGUAAAUGGAUUAGUAUAGUGUCCGAAGUUCAAAAAAUUUUUUUUGCCCUAACGUAUAAUAAUAAUAAUAAUAAUUUUUAUUUAUACCCCGCCCUCCCCAGCCAAGGCCAGGCUCAGGGCGGCUAACAAGCAAUAAUAAAAACAAGUUGAAUGAUUACAACUUAAAAACAAAAUUAAAAUACAACAUUAAAAUAUUGAAACAUUAAAAUAUUAAAAUAUUAAAAUGUAGCCUCAUCACAGGAGGAGAAAGGAAAAGAAAAAAGAAAGAGAGGGAGGGAAUCAAAUUGACUCCAAGCCAAAGGCCAGGCGGAACAACUCUGUCUUACAGGCCCUGCGGAAAGAAAUCAGAUCCUGCAGGGCCCUGGUCUCAUGAGACAGAGCAUUCCACCAAGCCGGAGCCAGAGUUGAAAAGGCCCUGGCUCUGGUUGAAGCCAAUAUAAUAAUAAUAAUAAUAAUAAUAAUAAUAAAUAAAUAAUUUUCCCUCGCCACACUGAACGGCUCCCAACAGAAUAUUAAAAACACGAUAAAACAUCAGACAUGAAAAGCUUCCCUAAACAGGGGUGCCUUCAGGUAUCUUCUAAAAGUCAGAUAGUUGUUUAUUUCUUUGACAUCUGAUGGGAGGGCAUUCCACAGGAUGGGCAUCACUACUAAGAAGGAUCUCUGCCAAUAGAAGGGAUUCUUUCGGAAUGUAGGCCUCUAUUAGUUUUAGAAACAGAAUGAUUAAAAUCCAUAGUUCUUGUCUAAUGCCUUCUACAACUCACAGUACAAUGCUAUAACUUUGAAGUAAGUCCCUCUGAAUUGUAUGGGGAUUGCUAUCAGGGAAGUGGGUAUAGGAUUGCAGCCUUAACGGGCAAUUAUUUGUAAAGUAUAAUCCUGAUCUUGUGUAUGUUUACUCGGGAGUUCAACAGAUUUAAAUGUGAUUUACGCUAAAGUAAAUCUAAGUUUAGAACUUAUUUAGAAAUGGCAGUACUUAACAUUCCUCCCUUCUGUUCUUUUCGAAAUGAUGAACUCGAGCAGAAACCUAGCUCCGAGAAGAUGUAUUUGUCUGGAUAUGGUGUGGAACUUGCAGUAAAGAGUACAGAAUACAAAGCGGUGGAUGACUCUCAGACCAAAGGUACAUUUUUCUCCGGUGUGUGGUAUUACUAGAGACAUUAUCAUCACAAAAUAUUUGGCAGUGUCUAGAAUUUUGAAGGCAGUAAUCUUCUACAUUGCCCCAUUGAAGUUAAUGGAAAAUGUCUUAUUGGGUCAGUAAUUCACCCAGUAUUUGUUUUCCUGACACACACCACUGGUUGUGAUUGCAUUUUGUGGGAUAUGGCAAAAGUAGCCACAGGCGUUGAGAAUCAAUACAGAAAUGUACAUCUGUAAUUUUUUUGUUGAUGGAAUGGAAAACUCCUAUUUUCUAACUGUAUGCCAAACCUGAUCUUCCUCCUUUGUCAUCUAUUUGAGAACCUGUCUUAAUUUCUUUCUUCCUCUCAUUUUAGGCAGUGAGUUAGUUUCUUUGAUAGAAAAAGUAGUAAUCGUAAUCAGUUCUAGAAAGCAAAUAUAUUGUCAUAUUUUUGUACAUGUGUUUUGUUUAGCUACAAAUAAUGUAACAGCAGAAGGAGCCAAUGAGGAAAGUGAAGUCCAGGGCUUUCUCUUUGACACAUUAAAGUGAGUUUAUGUUAAUUAUAAUUCCAUACUGGCAUGCUUGUUUUUAUAAACUUGUGUAUUUAGUGCUUGAAUAAAAUCCGUUGCAAAAAUAAUCUUUUGAAAUUUUACCUGUUUUAUGAAGUUAAUUUAAACUGGUAGUUACAAAUGUCUUGAAAUGUUAAAAUGUUUCUUUUGACCAUAUUGCAGUUGUUUUAAGAUCAGGUUUCUGUUGAAGAAUGGAUGCACAUAGACAUUUUCCCGCUGUGCAAAUAAGUAUAUUUUAUCUCUUUAAAAAGGCAUGUUGUUUGACCAUAUGAAGAUAAUUACACUAUGCUUGGCUACUUACAUAAGCACAACUCUUUUAUUUUCAGUUAGGAUACACCUUUUGUGCUGGUAAAUGCUUUAUAUAUCAUAAAAUAUCCCAUAGAGAGGAAAGUGACAAACAUGAGGAAGACCAAAACUGCAUCUUUGCUCAACAUGUCCCCAUUUCAUACAAUAGCAUAUUUCUGAGUGAAACCAAAAGCUACCACACUUCAUCACAUCAUGUACACCAUUACAUCCAUGUACAUCCAUGUACUCUGGACCUUGAACCAGGAAUUCCGGAAGCAGAACCUGCACACAUAAUAGCAACAGCAAUGCUAUUUCCAUUUCCAUUUCCAUUUCAUUUCAUUUCAUUUCAUUUCAUUUUUAUUAGUAAUUGUAUCAUUUAUAUGUCACCCAUCUGACUAGGUUGCCCUAGCCACUCUGGGUGGCUUACGUUUUGCAUUAACGUAAAGAAUCAGCUCCUUAUAUGAUAACAGCUGCCAUUUUUACUAAAUGUUGGUCACAAUACCUAAAAUACCUAAUAUGGUGAAAUGGAUGGUUAAGAUGCAGGGUCCAGUGGCCAUGGCUCAAUCAACGUCCUUUAUUAAGAACUAAGGAAAAUCAACAAAUAUAGAUACGUUUAUAGGCACCAUUUAUUGGCUUUUGUGGGAGUAGCCUAUAAAUUCCAAGCUCAUAUUUAUCCUUUAGGAAGAUAAACUGUAAUGAAAAUAAACCACAAACUAAAAAUGUCUUCAUAUUUUAUUACACAACUGACGUUGGUUAACUGCCCUAGGAGCCUUUUUGGAUGUAGAGUGGAUUAAAAAUACUUUAAAUAAAUACAAAAAUAGAACACAUCAAAUAUAGACGUUGAAAUAAAUUUCCUCAAUGAGUAAUAAACGGCUGAGUCACGUAUUAGAGAAAGCCUGCUUAAACAAAAAAAAGGAUAUCAGCAAAUGUCUAAAGAUCAUUGCUGGUGGUGUUUAAUACUGGUGGUGCCUAAUAUCUUACUUCGCCAAACCUUUAUUAGGCGUUACAAAUAUAGGCCAUCAUAAAAAAUAGAUGUACAAAAUUUUAAAAUAUGUUCAAAUAGCCAUGUAAAAAUAUGUAAUAAUGAGGAUUUUCAUUGGACUUUCUUCCCACUAAAUAGUGCCAUUCACCAGAGAUACUAUUGAUAAAAACUCAGCCACCCUUGCAGUUACUUGCAGGUUAAUAUUAAACAGAUAGAAUCUGAUAUUUUCAUUGUGCCAUGAAGACUACCCCCAAAAAAGGGGAAAGCAUUCAUUUGCGUAGCUGGUUGUACAAUGGGCAGUAGAAAAGAGUAUGUUCUACUGUGUCCGGCACGUUCCAAAAACAUCCACAAUGUCUAUUGUUUCUGGGGAUGUUUGAAUAUCUGCCCUUGACAAAAGCUGAGGGGGAAAUGUUCAGUCGGGCUAACGCAAAGGCCCUGCAUUGGACUGGAAUUAUUAAUUUUGAAAUAUAAGUGACCCUGUUAUCUGUUGUAUUUAAACCAUAAAACUUAGGGGAGAAAAAUUGAUUUACAGCUGACUCGAUGUUUUGUUUUUCAGUGUUCCUUAAUCUGAUUUGAAUAUUACGAUAAAUAAUUGUAUAAUUAUAAUUAUAUAACUUGAAUUAUGCAAGAGUUCUGCCUAAUAUCUAUAGAAAGGGAGGUACUACUACAUGGGAGAUCAUUCCUUUGUACCAGGCUUGGGAGGGUGAGCUGAAUUGGGGGACGGGACCAGCCAAGCUCUCCCAGCUAAACCAGCCUCCUGCCGUUGGUGCAGCACUCAUGCACCCACCAGACGGGCAGGUGUUAGUGCCUCUGGAAUGCCUGCCAGCAGUAGCCAGCACAACGCUCUGAAACAGGGUGUUCCAGGGGUGAGGAGGGGCUGAGCUGGCCCAUAUCUGUCGGGUCCUGAGCUGGUUUCACAGUCAUUGUGUGAUAGCAUCAGGCCUAUGAAUGCUAUGCCUGCUCCAGGCUGGCACAGCGACCUUUCUGCCCUCCACCUUCCACCUUGGCAACCAUAUGUGGCAGGGCUGCAAGUGUGCUGGUGGCUUUGCUGCACUGUAAAGCUGUGGGCUGGGAGAGGGGAAGAGAGAGAAGUUUUGAACCCAAAAGUCCCAUGCCUAAUGGAAGGGAGCGGCCAACUGGAAGGUCAGCAGACCUACAAAAGCCUCAUUAUCUGGCUCUGCUACAUAGGGCUGCCAUACAUCCAUAAUUUCCCGGGUAGUAUUUUCGAGAAUUGGUUAAAAUGUCCAGCUCAUAUCGGACUUUCCCCCCAAAUAGCUAAAGACUUCAUUUAUUUGGAGUUUUUGUCAAAAAGCUCAACAACUUUGGCCUAUAUGGUACAGCAUUUAUUUGGAGUUGGCUCCUUUGGUUGCUAACCAUGGUUAAUGGUAAUCAGUGAUUGAAACUUUGCUUUGAACCCCGUCUUCAAACUUUGGUUGUGCGGGACAGUAGCAUUAACAAGUUCCUCCCUUCUGGGUUAGGAGAAACAUUAAAACUACAAUUUUCAAACGUUUAUCAUUGGUCUUUAUGCCAACCGAAUUGUAAGCUCCUACAAGUGUUGUGUAGUAUUGACUUGGUUUAUGUUUCAUAAAAUCCAGACAGAACUAUCCUGACCUCAAGGACAAUCUUCAAGAGCUGAGGAAAUACCUGAUUGAAAGUAGUGAUGAUACAGAGCCUUUGAAGGUUUGGGAAUUGUCAGGUAAUAACCUUUAUACUAGUUGUUUGUUUUUUGGUGUAACACAGUGGAAGAAUGAAUGGCAGUGUAUUUGCACCAGUUAUACUGACAUCAAUGUAAUGUUUACAAACAUUGUAUGUGCAAAGGGGUAGCUGGUUUUUAGGAAGACUGUUCUGAGAAAAAAAUUCUCGAGGUGUACAUUUGGAAAUAACUGCUGUGCACACAUAACUUUUAUCAUCCGGGCUAAAAAAAUAAAAUAAAAUGUGAAUCCCUUGCUCACACAGGCUUCAGAUUAGCCAUUGUAUUCAGAAUCUGGAUAUCCAUUAUGCUUCUUUUGCUAUGUUGCUUAAGGAGUAUCUACCAGAACUACAUUUUCAUGGAAUACAUUUUCAGUGAGCUGUGCUGAUCUCCCAGGGAUGAUGGUAAUUUGCUAGUGUUAUGAAAGUAUCAUGCUGAAAACCUGAGGGACCAUUCUAGAUGUUACGCCUAGUUCUAAGUGGUGCAGUGGAACAGGAAAUGUGAAGGAAUUAAUCUCUGGGGCAUUUUUUUUUGGAACAAUGACAUCCUCUGCUGGAGCACCAGAUACAAUCCCCCCACCCACCCACCCACCACUGCCUCUGUUCUCAUGCCUCUGGCAAGCGAAUGAGAUGAUAACGAGGCUUUCAAUUUUUACUGUUGUUUGUAACAUAUCACCAUAAAGGAAAUUGGAGAAUUUGGGCAAUAGAUGGAAGCUGGCUGCUUUUGUUUCCUUUCUUUGCGGUUCUUGCUUCAUGUCAGCAGUUUAAAUGGUAACACCUUUUUGUAAAAUGGUGAGCAUGGCUGAUCAAAAGCUAAAGGUUUGGACUUUUGUUAAAGCUCAGUGUGUUUUAGCAAGCUGAACCUAUGCCGUUAGAAACAAACUCGACUGAAUUUAGUAGCACUUACUCCCAGGUAACCAUGCAUAAGAUUGUAGUCCUGCUUCAUGGCUGAUCAGGCAAGUGAUUCCAGGUUAAGCGGCGCACCACCUUCUGCCAGCCCAGUAUUCUAGGAUCGGCAUCAGAUCCCAUUAAGUUGGGUAUUAUGCCAUGUCUACUAAUUGAGGUGUACAUGUGUCAUAGUAGAUCAAGACAGCUUCCUGAAUUUUUUAACUCGGUGGAGUGUGGCUAUGGAAGGCUGUCAAUAUGCGCUUCUGUACUUCAGAAUUUACGUCCUAGCAUCAACGUGCAAUGGGUUUUUCAGGCUCCCUUCAUAUAACCGACUUUGGUGGGGCUGGGGAACUAGACAUGCAGCUGCUACUUUCAGCCGCCGCCGCACAUUUUGGUUCUCUGAUCGGAUCCUUGUAGCUUUUCUUAAGUUUUCGGAAAUAAAUCAAGAGAUUAAUAUAUGGUCAGACUCAAAACAUUUGUCCUGGCUUCAUUGACAGGAUGAAACACCAAGAAGCAUCUAUUGUUCUCUUCUGUGAAUCUAUUUUUAACUAAACAGUUUUAGAUUUUAUUGGUAAACUGCUGCAUCAGAUGAACAAAGUGCACAUAAAGCUCUUCAGAGAGGCAGAGGGAAGGGAAAGAUGUUAAAUCUUCCUAUCCUGAUGACCUGCAGGAGGAUCUUGUGUGGCUGAAAUCAUUGUGGUACAAUUUAUCUUUACUGUUUCUAUUAAUGCGGCACAGGAGUAGGCCAUGAAGUGUUAUCAUUGCAAAAUAAAAGCCAUAAUACUACUUUAAAAGCUAUUUCGUCAUAUCUAUGAUAUGUUGAGGAUGAGGGAAAUUGACCAUGAAGCUUGUGGAAGAUUAGGCUUUUUUUCAUAAUACUGUAAAAGUAGCACGAUAUGAUGCCUUUUCUCCUUUCAGCGUUAUUGGUAACAGUUUCUUGUAUGCUUUUAUGUUACAUAUGGGAUAUCCUUUUUGGAAAUAAAUAAACAAGUUAAUGAGAAUUAGUUAGUUGUAACUAAAUUAAGUUCUACUGCUUUCCCUGGGUCUUAUAGCAUUAUGCAUGUCUACUCAGAAGUAAGUCCUAUUGAGUUUAGUGCAGAUUACACCCAAGUAAGUGGGUAUAGGAUUGUAGGUCUACGAAAGGCCAACAUUCGCUGCAUUGCAGAGAGGAGAAUGGCCUUGUGCUACUCAUGAUUUAUUAGUUGAAUUAGAUUUGUUUGUUAUAGCUACUAGGAGUUCAAAUAAAAUAGAUGGAAUACAAAUUUAAUGAAACCUUUUGAAACUGGGCAAUAUAGCUAUUACCGUGUUUCUUCUGUAGUUAUUAUUCCUCUUUUCCAGUGUUCCAAAUUCUGUGCCAAAAAAAGCUGAAUUCUGUAACCUGUAUAAAUAAUGCAAGUUAAGCACCUUUUUUUUGCUGCUUUUGAAUAAUCAAUACUAUUUUGCCUAAUUUAUUCUGAUUUUUAGUAAUCAUGGCGAGUGGCAAGAAAUUAUAUUGGAGUCUGAAACUUCUCCCCCAGCUGUUGGAAAUUUGGUGUAGCACCUAUGCUGCGUUUCAGUAACAACUGGCAAAACAGUUUCAAGGCUAUCAUGAAACUUGUUCUGGAAAGUUUAAAUUUUCAGAAAGCUUGAAUUCUAGGGGUUUUCUGCACUCUGAUCAAAUCAAAUCAAAACAUACAUGCAGUCCUGACAGAUGCAUGCAGAUGAGGUUUGAACAAUCAGAAAUGCGAGUAGAAGUAAAAGCAGUUCAGUAGUAAAAUUUAUGUAUGCGACUGCAGCGUCAAGAAUCUUAUUGGCCCCAAAAUGGAAAGAAGAAGACCCGAGGAAAGAACUGGAUACAGAAACUCAUGGCUUAUGCAGAAAUGGCAAAACUUACCAGAAAAAUAAGACAUCAAAACUACAAACUUUUUAUAAAAGAAUGGAAAUUGUGUAUUGGAUAUGUACAAAUAAAUUGUAAACAGAGAAGGACAUUGGCAGGAUUAUUGUAAUAACCUGCAGUUUCAUAAGAGUAAAUAAUUAAAGUAGUUGAAUAAAAAAAUAAGUUAAGUUAAUUCAGUAUAUGCAGGAAAUGAUAAAUAUAAAUUUAAGGAACCGCAGAAAGUGAAGAAGGAAGUCAAAUUUUGAAAUGUUAAAAUGACUGUAAAACUAUUGGAGUGUACCAUAUUUUUCGCCCUAUAGGACGCACUUUUUCCCCUCCAAAAAUGAAGGGGAAAUGUGGGUGCGUCCUAUGGGGCGAAUACAGGCUUUCGCUGAAGCCUGGAGAGCGAGAGCCUCUCGCUCUCCAGGCUUCAGGAAGCUCUGCGCAACCCUCCCGGGGUCCGCGCAGCUCUGUGCGACCCUCCGGAGCCCAGCACCAAGCCGCGCCGGGCUCCGGAGGGUUGCGCAGAGCUGCCUGCAUUCCGAAGCCUUGGGCGUGCUGAAGAGCGCGCCCGGGCUUCACACAGCUGUCCGCAAGCCUGGGGAGACCGGCGCGGCUCCCUAGGCUUGCGGAUAGCAGGCUGUUCUGGGGUCUGGGGUCUGGGGAAGCUCGGGCUUCCCCCGCGCCAGCCCCGUGCCUGGGGGGGAAAUAAUUUUUUUUUCUUUAUUUCCCCCCCAAAAAAACUAGGUGCGUCCUAUGGGGCGAAAAAUACGGUAUAUAACUGAAAAUUACCAAUAGUUCAGUGGCUAAGUUCAGACAUUACUACAAACCAUUUGGAGAACUGGAAACAAGACAUGUGCCGCGUCUGAGUUAGGGCGGUGCAGGCAGUUGCCCCACACAGGGUGCUGAGCCACGGAGGCACAAAAUUGAGAAGAUCCAUAAUUGAGAAGAUCCAUUUUGGGUUGCCACCUUUUGGGCUCGCUCAGGACGCCACGUUACCAAAGGUUGCCAAAGUACACACCUGACAUGUGUGUACAGCAUUCUCUGUAGUUUGCCAGUUCAGAUAUCGUGACAAACUGUGGUUAGGUUGGAAGAGCCAAGUGCUAACCAUUGCUGCUCUGAAGUAAAUUGGGGGUCAGCACUAAACAGGAGUCGGAAAGGGAAGCAGCGUAUGAAAGUGGGAAGGAAUGUACAAGCCUGCAGCUCAUUCAUAAGCGGGAUAAUUUUCUGACUAGAGCCUUUGAAACAUCAUCAGACAAAACAAGCUUAACCUGCUGCCACAUCUUACACCUAAGGAAAUUAUUUAAUUACAGCUGCAUCUGUAGUAUAGUUUAGACUGUUUACUAUCUCUGGUCAUGAUGACAAUUAUAACUUGUAUUAUGGUUGUGUUAGUGAUGUAUGGAAGUGAGAGCUGGACCAUAAAGAAGGCUGAUCGCUGAAGAAUUGAUGCUUUUGAAUUAUGGUGCUGGAGGAGACUCUUGAGAGUCCCAUGGACUGCAAGAAGAUCAAACGCAUCCAUUCUUAAGGAAAUUAGCCCUGAGUGCUCACUGGAAGGACAGAUCGUGAAGCUGAGGCUCCAAUACUUUGGCCACCUCAUGAAAAGAGAAGACUCCCUGGAAAAGAUCCUGAUGCUGGGAAAGAUGGAGGGCACAAGGAGAAGGGGACGACAGAGGCCGAGAUGGUUGGACAGUGUUCUCGAAGCUACAAACAUGAGUCUGACCGAACUGCGGGAGGCAGUGGAAGACAGAAGUGCCUGGCGUGCUCUGGUCCAUGGGGUCACGAAGAGUCGGACACGACUAAACGACUAAACAACAACAACAACAAUUAUGGUUGUGUACUAUCAUAGUAGCCUCUGAGUGCUUUUGUGGAAAAUGUGUAUAGAAAUAGGACUGCUGUAUUUGUUAAAUUGGCUUUAGCGCAGUGGAAGUCACCAUUUCAGAUGAUAAGAUGUGUCAAAGAGUAGUUGAAAUAGUACAAACAUCAUAUGUUACGAUGGAUUAAUGUAUUUUAUAUAUACUUACCUUGUUGCUUAUCUUGUUGCUUUUACUAACUGUGUGUGCAAAUGACCUGAUUGGCUAAUGAUGAAUAUAAUUCUAUUUACAGUUGUUACUUAUACGCCCCUGUCUAGUCAACAUAUAUAUGCUCCAGGCAUGUGACCAUAGUCAAGGAAUUGAGAGUUGACCCUAGGAUUUCCUCUUCCCUUCUCUCCCUAAAUUCUACCUGCCAACAUAACUGUAGCUGAUUGUUAGAUAAGCAUUGACCUUCAAGUUAAUUAAAGCCAGACAGGUUUUGCUAUUAACAAAUGUUUUAAAUCCAUACCUGAGGUUCUUCAGUGAAUGCUUUGUUUUCUUGUAGACAUUAGUUUGCAAGCAGCCUCUCGGAUUCUCUCUGUGCCCGCUUAUAAUGCAUUAAAAGUCAUGAAGGACAUUGCACAGAACUUCCCAGUCAAGGCCAGGUAAGGCUAAUGUUAUUUCCAAUUACAGUGGUACCUCGGUUUAAGAACAAUCCGGUUUAAGAACAAUUUGGUUUACAUAGUCCGCAAAACCGGAAAUAGUGUCUUGGUUUGAGAGCUUUACCUUGGUCUAAGAACGGAAGCCGAACAGUGGAAGGGCACCGGUGGCGGAAGGCCUCAUUAGGGAAAGCACGCCUCGGUUUAAGAAUGGUUUUGGUUUAAGAAAGGACUUCCGGAAUGGAUUAAGUUCGUAAACCGAGGUACCACUGUAUAUUAAUGAAUGUCUGGAUUUUGAGAGUUUCUUUUGAAACUUUAUUUACAUUUUUAUCCCACCCUUCUUCCAAAGUUAUUAGGGCAGCAGAUGUGACUUUCCCUCAUUUUAUUCAUUCACCAACCCUAGGAGUUAGAAAGUGACUGAUCUGAGUUGAGCUUCUUGACCGAGUAGAAUUUGAGCCUGGUCUCUCCAGUCCAAGUUCGAUAUGCUAGAGUAGCCUUCCAAUAAACUCCACAAAAGUUGCUAGCCUGACUGCUCUCAUAUAUCUAUGUAAGUUGUCUGUGUCAAUAAAGAAAAUCAGGAUCUACCUCACAUCUUGCCUUGAAGUUGAUUCUUAUCAUGUGACCAGGAAAGUGGUUUUUAACAAGCCUAAACAACAGUUAAUAGAAUUCAACAGAUGGAAGGAUCCAGUAUGUAAAUCCGAAUGCUAAGUCUUAAAUGGCCCAUUGGGUGCAAGUUGUCAAAUUAAGAAACAUAGCCAUGAUCAUUCAUGCCACAAUAAUAGGCAAUUCUUUGUCAUCUUUCUAUACCAAGAGAUUACUCAUAAGAGCAGUGAAGCUAGCUUUCCAGUGUUUAUACAACUGGUAUCAUGUCGAGAUUUCCUUCAUUAGCAGACAUUGUCAUGAUUGUAAGUGAACUUUUUAUAGUGUUUUUCAUGGAUAAAAUGCUUUACAAUUCUUAUCUCGUUUACCCUGUGGGUCUCCCUCUGCUACAAAAGCCAAAUUUCUUUCCCUACUGUUCUAUCAAACAAUACACUAUUGUUACAGUCUGCGAUGCCUUGAAUCCCCAAUACAAUCCCAUACUUAUUUGACAUUGCAAGGCACAGCUGGCUGUAGUUUUUGAACUAUUAUGACAACCCUUAGACAGAAUAAGGCGGAGAUGAGAGUGCAUGGUUGAUGUUAGACAUGAGCAGUAAUUUCUGUCGUCUGGCAGAAACUUGAAUAACUUUUCUUUGUUCCUGUUAGAAUACAUCUUGCAUAAAAUUUGUAUUUGAGCAUAUAACAACCAUUGAAAACGAUGCUUCAGUCAAGUACCACUGUCUAUCAAAAGUCUUUUCUAAAAAUCUUUAAUAGUCAUUUUACUUUAGAAGAAAAGUUUACAGGUCUUGCUAGAUAGCAAGAAGUUGAGAGUGGACAUCUGGUUUGAACAUGCCCUCACCUGCCACAGGGGGAAAAGCCUAGUUUAAGAAACCAUAGCUCAAGCUAAUUGUAGUUUCCAGUUCAGAAGUUACUACAAAUUGGUUAGUUUAAACCAAUUGUUUCAUUGUGGUUGGGUGUUAGAGGGGAUAUGUUGAGGGGAUAUCAUUGCAUGCAAAACUUUGCCUAUGGAGUACUUUAUUCCCUCAGAAUAGGUGGGGGAAAUGCCGAAACACACAACAGUUCAUGAUCUCUGACUUUUUCAGAUCCCUGACCAAAGUGUUAGUGAACCUGCAAAUGCGGAAAGAAAUAAAGGAAAAUCAACAGGUUUGUUACUGUUCUUUUUAUUAUACAAAAUGAUGCAGUUGAUUAUACUGUGUCGAGAGAUGCAUAUAUUAUACAAGGCUGGGAGAUAAACGUAUUAUAAUGUAACUUAAAAAUGUAAGCAGCAGAAUUUCUAAAUGCGGACUUGCUCAUCAGUUGCAGUCCUUAGCUUCUCAUGACACCUUCUGCUCAAAUAUUGCAUGGCAUGGCCUGAUUUGCUGAGCAGCCCUUCCAGCUACAGUGAGCGAUGAAACUUAGACCAUUAAUGUUCAGAUGUUACCUUCAGGGCUUGAGCUUUAACUCUGAACUAAGCUGCUUUAAUUGACCACUGGAGUUCAACAUAAAUCAGUUCAGUACUCAAAUGUCUGCACACAGUAUAAUUUGCUCUGUCGAUAAUGUAUUUUAAUGUAUUGCAGAAUUAUAUUUUGAGCUUUUGCCCUUAACACAUGGGUCAUUUGAGAUCUGUGUUCUUCAGAGUAUGUUUUAAAAUAUAAGUCUCCUUCCUCAGCUUCACCCCUAUCAUCCUAGAUCAAGUCAGUAAUCUUCAGCUAUUGUCCCAUUCCAAACAGCCCCAUGUUUGUGAAGAUUGCUUCGUUCAGGAUUCAUUUUCUUAUAUGUAUAGUGAAUCAGACAGUCAUUGCCACCUCUUUCUACUCUUCCCUGAUUUACCGGUAUAUAAAAUAUGCUUGAUUUACUACUCACAGAGGUGUAAAGAAUUUUAUUUAUUUAUUAAAUUCCUUCACCGUCCUUUAUUUGAGGAACUUGUGGAUGUCAAGGGUGCAGUACCAGUGAUGCCGGCAGAGUUAGGUUAUGGACCAACCCCAAGGUCUCACCCCCCCCCCUUCUCUGUGCAUAACAUGUAGACAACUUCAGGCUCUCAAAAUUAUCUAAGUGUUUUUGGAGGGUCCCUUAUCCAUUUUGAUAAACUUGUCAGAAAGACCCACCCUUUUUAUCCAACACCCCAAAUCUGCUCCUAGGUCUGCACUUUUCUUCUUCCGUACCUCCUCGUGGAAACCAUUCUAUAUCUUGCAAAAAAUUAAUCCCUGUGUUCUUAAAACAGUAAACAUCCCUCCUCAGAUGUUGUUGGAUUCCCUCAGCCCCAGCCAAUAUGGCCACUGGUCCAGGUUGAUGGGAACUGCAGUCGUCCAACAACAGCUGGGAGGGCCGCAGGUUCCCCACCCAUGUGCUAAAUUAUGGUUUUGUGCUGCAAGAUUGUGCAGGUAUGAGCCUCAGGCUUGCAUGCCGUAUCCUGAUAAUAAUGUAAAAGCCCAGCUGGGUGUUGGGGACUGGACUGAGGGGGACAAGACUGAGGAGGAAUGGUGGAGACCUCCCCUCCCUCCUGAACUUCCCAGAGAAGAGGAAGGUUGUAUUGAAUUACAACAGUGGUUUGAGGAAGGUCACAGGUAAGAGACAGGUGAAUAGAAGAGUUGGGAGGUGUUGGGAAAAGAGAAAGGGGGAGACAGAGUCAGAGCAGCCAGCUGACACGUUAUCACUGGAGAGCGUUUUUUACCCCCCCCCUUCUCCCAGAACCUGGCAUGCACUGAAAGUAGAAGAGCAAAAGACUCAAGAGACAGUUAGCUCCCGGCGGCCACCAUCGGGGAAGUGCUGUUGCUAGGAAGGGAGGGGGAAGGAGCUCAGUUGGAGCAACAGCAUUGACGGGAGACAGACUGCAUUCCUUCAUCAUUCUCUGUGAAUUAUUGAAUAAAUCUUGGUAAGACCUCUUAUUGUUGGCGAAAGGCCCAGAGCUCCAGCAUUCUGUUCUCACAGUGGCCAAACAGAUGCAUAUGGGAAAUGCACCAAAUGGGACACAAGUUCAGCAGCACUCUUCCCACUUUGUGGUAUACAGAGGCAUUCUGCGUCUGACCGAGGAGGCAGGACAUAGCAUAGCUAUCACGUUUGGUAACCUUAACCUCCAUGAAUGUGUCUAAUCUUCUUUUAAAGCUGCCCAAGCUUAGCAGCUCUCCCUGCAUCUUGUGCGAGUAAAGAUGUACCCAACAUUAGAAAAUUCCAGCCUGGGGUUAGUGGGAAGCCAUAGAUUUCCAGAUUCGAACGAAUUUUGUUAAACUCUGACUGAAAGAUUGUCAUCUGCAAAGGGAAGAAGGGACAAUAUAAGCCCGAGAUACCUGCCUGCUUCUUCUCAGCAUUUAGCUUUUACAUCUGAAAGCUCUCAAGGAGGCUUUGACACCUUAUAGGCUAAUAGAUUUAUCGUGGUGAAAAAAUUCAUGAGUUAGAACCCACUUCAUCGAUUCAUUAUGCCCUAAUAAAUCUGCUAACCUAGAAGGUGCCGCAACAAAACUCUUUGUGUUUUCUGGAAGAAACUAACAUAGCUACUGCUCUAUGUUCUGCUGGCAACUAUUUAUUUUUUAUUUGGGAUUUCUGAUCACUCCACUGAGACUGCUUCAGAAUGGGUUGUGCUAAGAUGUUUCUCUUCUACACUGCUGGCAUUACUGGUUUUCAGAAUAGUCUUUCAGAAAUACCAAAACUAGGCAAAAUCCACUCAUAGAAGGGAAAUAUUUGAUCCAGACUUCAGUUCUAAGCUUGGUUAGAAGAAGUAAGUCCCAUUGAAUUCAGUGGGGCUUGUUAUUUUCUGAGUAAAGAUGCUUAGCACCAGGCUAUAAAUUUCAUUUUGUAGAUGCUUCAAAGCAGUACUGAACUUCAUGCCCAUGAAAAUCACUAUUAAAUAGCACAGUGUUUUUCAUGCUUUCCUGACACUUUUACGUGGCUGAUCUAAAACAAAUACUUCUUUUAAAGCCCUGGAGCUAUUUUUUUUAUUUGAGCCAUUUGAUCUUUUUAAUAAGCAUCUUUUAGUGAAUUCCUAUUUAAGUUUUCCUCUUUCCUCUUUUCUCUCUCUCUCUUUCUCUUUUUUUGCCUUACUGCAGAUUACUCAUUUUUAUUAGACUGCAGCAGCUGCACAAACGCAGUGUAAAAUGGUAUCAAGUACUGGUAGUUAAAUAGCUCUUAAAAUAGACCUGAAUACAUUUUGAUGCCAGUUGCUCUCUUUUGGAAAAUCCUGUUACCUAACAGAAGAACUUUUGAGUCUUUCUGUCUGAAGUGUCACAUCCAAAGUAAUGUUUGAGUAGACAGGAGUCUAAUAUACUUGCAGAAAUUGUUCUACACAAUUGCUAAUGGGGUAUUGGGGUGGGUGUGUGUGUGUGUGUGUGUGUGUGUGUGUGUAUGUUUGUUCUCUGUAUUUUAAACUUACUACAUCAGAGAAUUCAAACAUAAUUUUGAAGAGAAGUAAUAAAACAAAAUUUCAUGAAUCAGACAACAUUUUGGUGAAAUCGUGACCCCUGCGGGUCAGGGCGCCAAGAGCUCAUUUUAUGGUCUACCGUGAAACAUGCAGUUUGCACUGCCAAACGUUGCAGGAGCCAAUUUGCAGGUGUCUGGCACCAUUUUCAAGUGAAUCAGAUGACAUUGAGUUUUCGGGGGAAAUUGUGACCCUGCAAGUCAGGCUGCAAGGGCUUUUUGUGGAGUGCCUUGAAAUGUGGGGUUUUCACCGCCAAACAUUGCAGGGGGCCUUUUGCUAGUGUUUGACAGCACUUCUGAGUGUAUUGGAUGACGUCAGGUUUUUGGCGAAACCGUGACCUCGUGGGUUACUUCUUUGAAUAUAGAUAAUGAAAUUUGGGGUUAAUCUGUGCAAAUUUAACCUGGCUGCAUACAUAAGGUUAUUGUCUCUAAGGACCGCAUGAAAAAAUGCUUUGGGUGCGCACAAGUGCAGUGGUGAGAAAGCAAUCUCUUUGUCUUUUUUGUCUGUCUAUAAAUCUGGCAGCUAUUCAGACAUCAGUAGUAGAGCAGAAUAAAUUGUCAUGCACAUUUUUGAGCUACAGGAUAUUCGUCUAGCAGCAGGAGAGGCAUGAUUUCAAGCUGUGCAGAACUGAAAGAUUCUCCUCUAAGAUAAUGUAAGUUGAAUAGAAAAUGCAAUAUGGGAAAGAGGCUAAAGCCUAUUAAGGACUGAAAAGUAUAUGGUGAUUAGAUGCAGUCAGAAUAGCUUUCAAGGAUAAGUAGCUAUGUUACGGAAGCAUGUAGUUGUUGAAGCCUAAAUAACAUUUCAAGUUACAGACUCACCUAAGGAAGCCUUCCUUUUGUUUUUGCUCAGGUUAGCUGUCUAAAAACAAACGUUGUAUGCUCCAUGUUAUAAGUGUACAGCCAUUGUACCAGGUCCAGUGAAAAAAUGUUUCCAUUAGACCAGCCCUGUUUGUAUGUAUAUAGAGACAGAGAGCGAGAUUGUCCCUGAUCUUAUUCGCCUUUGGUGCACAUUGUAGGGUAGGCCAUUUGGUAACUCCCAUUUUACAGAUUGAAAAAGGACCAAGAGAGGGGUGUGUUCGCACGGCCAUCAGUGUGCAUACAAAACAGAGCAGGAAUGAAGAAUUUUUAAAUCAAAUUCAACACUGGCAAUAUAUUAUCUAAACUAGUGUUUCCCAACCUUUGGUCUCUAGCUGUUUUCGGACUACAUUUCCCACCAUCCCUGACCACUGGUAUUGCUAGCUAGGGAUGAUGGGAGUUGUAGUCCAAAAGCAACUGGCGACCCAAGGUUGGGAAACACUGACGGAACCAAUUAUAACAGUAACAUAUUAAGUCAAGAAUAUUCAGUAAAAUUUCAAAAGGAAAAGAGAAAAAACAAUCAAAGACAUCAAGAUUAACACUCAAACAAGCCCAUCUAGACUUGGACUAACUAGAUCAGCUCAGGGCAAUUGCUGAGGGCCAUGCAGUCUAAGAGCCAAGUCAAUUAAAGUUAGAACAGUACAGUAUAUUUGUGAGCUGCACCCCAGUCUGAGGUGCACCCCCCCCAGAUGUUGGACUCCAACUCCUAUCAGUCCCAGCCAACAUGGGCAAUGGUCAGGGGUGAUAGGAGCUAAAAUCCGACAACAUCUGGAGCACACAAUGCCUACCCCUGCUGUAGCAGAUAAUCUUUUUCAAGAUCAAAUGGUGCUUAUUAUCCUAUUUCUUCUCUUUAAAAGUUGCUUUAGCUGAGACUGCUUCAUAGUACACCAUGUAAAUGUUCUUUAUUGUGGGAAAAUAGGGAAAUGGCAUCUAGCUCCGGUGUAGGCACUGCCAGGCAGCCCAUUGAAUCUACUGCUGGGUGGCGAUAUUAUAAUAGACAAAUAGGUACCGCUGCAGCGGGAAGGUAAACAGUGUUUCCGUGCGCUCUGGUUUCCGUCACGGUGUCCUGUUGCUCCAGAAGCAGUUCAGUCAUGCUGGGUGGCAAUAUGGUCUAAACCACUGAGCCUCUUGGGUUUGCUGAUCGGAAGGUUGGCAGUUUGAAUCCCUGUGACGGGGUGAGCUCCCGUUGCUCUGUCCCAGCUCCUGCCAACCUUAUUAUGGCGCAUAGCACUUUGGGAACAUCCAACUUCUUCUGCAAUUACCUUUUGAGGCUUUCCCUCCUUAUGGAGGGUCUCAAUGAUGGCUUUCUGCACAACUGUCAGGUCAGCAGCCUUCCCCAUGAUUGUGCUUCCUACUGAACCAGACUGAGAGACCAUUUAAAGACUCAGGAACCCAUUGCAGGUGUUAUGGAUUGAAUAGCUACUGCACCUUUUCACAAUAUUCUAAUUUUCUGAGAUUGUUAAUUUGGGGUUUUCAUCAGCUGUAUGCCAUAAUCAUCACAAUUAUAGCAAAUAAAGGCUUGACAUAUCUCGCUUUGCAUGUCAUGAGUCUAUCUCAUAUAUUAGUUUCACCUUUUAAGUUGAAUUACUGAAAUAAAUGAACUUUUCCACGAUAUUUUAAUUUUUCGAGUUUCCCCUGUAUAGCGAGCAAGAACUGGUUUGCUUCAAAGACUCUGGUGUGUUCAGCAACAAAUGCUGAGCCUAAUUUCCUGAAAUAUAACUUGUCAAACUAAGUUAAAGCCUGUCUUUCAGGUUAUUUGGUUUUUCCUUUCUGUGAGCAGUGAAUAUGUAAGAAAGGAUGAAAUAUGUUCAUGAAUAGUUAGCAUCAAGCCUACUCUGUAGAAGAGGAGAAAUCCCUUAUCUACAAGAAUAAUUAGAAGAUUAAAUUUUAUCCAGCCAAAAUUAAUGUCAUCUUGUUCACAUAGAUUUCAGAUUUGAAAGAUGAUAUUCUGAAGAUGGGUUUUUAAACUGUCUUGACUAAAUUAUACUAAGCUUGACUUCUUCUUUUUACUAUCUUUCUAGCAUCUGAAUGAAGCUCUUGAACUUCAGCCUGGUGAAGCACGAUUAUUUCUAAAUGGUCUUCGUAUGGAUUUGAAUCUUCAUGAUCCAUUUAGGUAAAGUAUUAGUUAUGCAACUUCCUAUAUUAACUGUACCGAAAGGGCCCAGUAACUUGAUCCAUAGACCAGCUAAGCUGUGGUUAGCUCUAUAUUGACAGUCCUAAAAAGAAUAUUAAGUAUAGCAAUCUGAUUGUUUUGUUUAAUUUAAAUUGAGAGGAAGAACAAAAGAGUUGCUAAGUAAAUCAUAUAUUUGUGUUUUUUUAAAAAAUAGUCUUUUAGAAACUUUGAAGGUAGAAGAGAAAGCAAUGCGUGGACUUCACUCCCUUGGAAUUAAAGGAGAUGUUCUUAGUAAAAUCAUGAGAUUAGAUGCCCAUUCUGAUGAUGACGCUUAUGCAUUAGACAUUCGUCACUCUUCAAUAGUAGUAAGUAACCAUAUUAAUUUCUUUAUCUAGCUAACAACUUUUAAAGUCCCAUGAGACCCUUGGGGUGAUACUCAUCUAAGUUUUAUUCAAGAGUGGACCUAUUGAAAUGAAUAAACCUAGCUUUCUCAUGUUCAUUUAUUUUAGCAGGUCUGCAAAUCAUAAUACAAUAAAAUACAAUAUAAGAAUUAAAAGAAGCAGUGAAAUACAGUUUAAAAUCAUACAGCAUCUUGCGCAGUGCAUUACAAAUACUGCAAGAGGCAGAAAAAUCACCAAUUGCUCCACCAAGAUCAUCAGAAUGAAUGAAUCUUUAUUUGCAUCAGCCAUCGGCCAUAACAAUAAAACAACAAUACAAUAUACAAAGAAUAGAAAUAAAAUGUCAAUUAUAUAAAAUACAUUUUAGGGUUUUGAAUCAAUAGUCAAAUAGUGGAUCUUGUUCUAAUUGCCCCAGCUAAAAGAUCAUCAGAAAUUUUCAUAUACUCCAUGGGAAAUAAAGUUUUGGAUCCGCUGGUCUAGGCAAAUAUUGCAAAUGACAUUCAAUAAAAAAUGAGUCCUAUACCAAGCAAUUAUUUAUUAUUAUUAUUAUUAUUAUUAUUAUUUGUAUACUACCCUAUACUGAAAUACAUAUAUAGACUGCACACACACACACACCCCUAAGUAAGAAAAUUAGCUUUGUAUAUUUUAUGAAUUUGUUUGAAGGAAAGAGAUUUAUUAAUUGCUAAGAUUCAGGUUUCUUACAAAGUUCUACUGGUGAACUUGAUAACCACUGGGUAAGAUUCAGGUGCAACUGCAAAAAAACAAAACCUUAUUCCUAUGUGUAGUUGCCAUAUUAAAUCCUGCAUUUAUUAACUGUAAGUGUACAUCAGUGGAUAAACAGUCUUCAGUAUCAAAUGAUAAAUUUCCUUGUAAGUGAGGAAGAAAUUGAAAGGAAGAACCUCAAAGGAUGCUAAAUUACCCUUUAUUGACAAGUAUAUGAACACAGGUAGUAGCUGAGAAAUUUUUAAUUACUUGCUUACUGCAUUAUAUAUCGCUGAGUUCCCAAGGGGAUGAAACCCUUUUCUCCUUUAUCUGUUAAAUGUGUGGUUUCCUUAAACUGUGUAAUUUUUUAAAAACUUGCAUGCAAUUAAAUCUAUUCAGAGUACAGUAGACCAGUAUUAACUUUCUUGUCAGCGCUCUCUCUCUCUCUGUGUUCCCUAAAUGAUUGUCAUGAGAUUUCCAGUGUAUACAUUUUCUUACUAAUAGUUAAACACAGACUGUAGGUACCAAUUCUCAGUGCUAUUUUUCUAGAAAAAGAGGUGCCAGAACUUACCAUGAAUCCCUCCCUUGUUCUCUUAUAACGGCAGUGGCACCCAACUGAGAGGUGCCGGAACUAAGUUUCGGUGAGUCAUGGCUGAAAAAAAGCUCUGCCAGUUCUUCGUAUGGUUUUCUCUGGCUGGGCAUACCUUUAAGUGAAUUUCAGUAAUGCUUCUCUGAACGGCAGUUUGCUCACCUCUGCUAGUUUCACCCUGCAACAGAGCCGCUUAGAUAUAUUCCAGACUGGGAUAACCAAAGUGGUGCCUUCCAGAUAUUGCUGGAUUGCAACUUUGCAAUGAAUGGCUGGUUAACGAUAUUUUAAAUAAAUGAAACAAAUUCCUAUUAUCCCUAUGCAUUGGCUUUGCUGGCUAGGAAUGGACGGUGCUGUCAUUUAAAAUGAUGGUCUGUUUAGGUGUUUGACCCCAGACCUUAAAAUAUUUGGGCAGUGACAGCAUUGUUCCACUUCAGGAGGUUGCUGCACUGCAGAGACAGGAGCAAUCUUAAUGAACUUAUAAAGUUGAAUUCUGGGCAAAGAAGGAGCAAAAGCAGGCAAGCAUGUAAAAAAAAGUUUGAUGUGGUUGUUAUAAGAUUGAAAACUUAAAUGUGGGUUCUUUCCCCCCUUUUUAUAAUAAUUUUUAUUAGUUUUCAAUUAUAAUCCAAUAAUAGCUUCAUUAUAACAAUACUAAUUUAUAAUACAGUUAUCGAUACUAAUUAUUCAAAUACCAAAUUAUAUAAUUUAGAUAAAGUAGCCCCAUGCAUUCUAGAAUUGAUGGCUUGAUAAUUUGCUUAAUUUUUCGUUCCAAAAUCUUAUAAUUUCCAUUACAUUCCAGUCAUAAUAAUAAUCCCUUAUACAACAACCGCAAUAUUAAUAACUUCUAUUUAUGUUAGCACAUUAAAUGAUUUAUAAAACUACAAGCAAGGAACUCAAACUAUAUCCUUGUUCUUCCUGUGUGUGGCAGUUAUUUUGUCUGUGGUGUUUCUUUCUGUCCUUGUAAGAUGUUAUGACUUUCUUUUCCCUGGUUGUUGCUGUUAUCCAUCAUGCCUUGGGUGGAGCUGAGUUUGGCGGGUGUGUGUUCUUAACCAUGGUUAGCACAUAUCAUGGUAUGAACCCAGUCUAUGCUUUCAGUUCAACAACCCUGGAAAGGUCUGUUGUGAAAUGAAUGCAUACUCUAGAACAGCCGUCAGAAUCUUUUGCAAUGUAUUGUGCAGGGCAGCGUUCAAAGUGAAAUAUAUCAAGUAUUCUCGGGCAGACAAGUCAAUGAAAGUGUUCCCUGAAGGGAGAAAGUCUAUAAAGUGCUUCUUAAGCUUUGAAAAUCCUUUUUAGCACCAUAUUAAGUUAGACAAGAGAAAACUUUAAGCAGUAACACUGUUUGGCAUAUCAGAUAAUAUACUCUAUUGUUUUACUUUUGUCUUACAAAGAAAUUAUGACCCCUCUUUAUCCCUUUCCCUUUUUGUUGAAAUAUCUGAUACCUAAACCGAACACAUUUAUUUGUGAGUGUUAACAGAGUCACACUGAAGUUGUUUUUCAGAAGUAAGUCCCAUUGUAGUAAAUGAUACUUAACUUCUCAGGCAAGUGUGUAGUAGUAGUAAUAGUAGUAGUAAUAAAAUAAUAAUAAUUAAUAAUAAUAAUAAUAAAUAAUAAUAAUAAUAAUAAUUUAUAAUAAUUUAUUAUUUAUACCCCACCCAUCUGGCUGGGCUUUCCCAGCCACUCUGGGCGGCUUCCAACAAAAUACUAAAAUACAGUAAUCCAUCAAACAUUAAAAGCUUCCCUAAACAUAGAAUACGUAGAAUAGAGGCCAGGAACUUCAGUCUUUCCCACAGAAUUUCAUGGUCAGGAGGACUCUUGCAAUUGGUCUUUACCUACAUGGCUACAUAUUUAAAUGUUCUCCCAACUAUGUGGUUGGUUACUUAAGGAAAGGUAAUUCCCACGUAGUUGAGGUAACAAAGAAGCACUUAAUGUGCUUAAGAUGUCAGCCUUACAGCCAUGUUGUCAUCAUGUAUCUGGUUAUAAUGUUUGGUUUUAAUGGUAACUCUGGCAAUCACUUCUGUGUUUCAGUGGAUCAAUGACUUAGAAACAGAUCACAUCUAUGACAAGUGGCCUACAAGUUUUCAGGAACUUCUUAAACCAGCAUAUGCAGGAAUGAUGCGGCAGAUUCGGCGCAAUCUAUACAACAUGGUAUGUACUGGGGGUACUGGCCAAACUUACUUGUAUAUUCGUUUAUUUUGAGAUUAGGGUCUUCUGCCGUUUGUCCUCACCACUCUCUGGGCAGCAAUCCACAUGUCUGUAUAUCAUUUAAGAUAGUUUCACUUGGUUGUGUGUAAAAUAUGCAUAGCUGUUCUGGUAUAUCCACGAAGACUCUGAAAAGGCGUAGUUUGCAUCUGACUAGAAAAUGGAUAUGAUAAUACAUCUUCAAAUGUUACUCUCCAAGUAGCAAAAGCUUGGAGCUGCAGGCGGAUAAGAUCAGGCUGGACUUGGAGGACCUUGGAUAGUUCAAAGUACCGUACUUUUCUAUGUAUAAGACAAGAUCUUCCCCCUAAAAAUUGACGCUUAAAAUGGGUGGGGGUGUCUUAUACACGGGUAGUGCAUUGGGGGGACGUAUGAUUGGCUGCUGCCCAGAAAUUGAGGGCGUCUUAUACAUGGGGGCGUGUUAUACAUGGAAAAAUACGGUAUAUACUUUUUUCUGUUAUCAGAAUCACAGCUUUUACCUCUUUCACCAGACUGCACCUCUUGGGCUCCACCUCCUUUCUCAAAAGUGGAGAACCCUAAAGGGAAAAUCUGGCUUGGGAACCUAGCACUCAGUUGCCUCUUGGUCAGCUGCCAGCUUGUGUAUUGGCCGACCUUAUGAUCCGGCACUAGUCUGAAAGUGGGCAGCAGGAUAAUAUAUUUAAGGAAAUAUUGUUUAUUGGAGUCUUCAUUCAGGAGUCUCUGACCCAAGGGGCUCCUGACUUGACAAGCUCAGGUUGUGCUUUGCUGGUCGUGUUGAUCCACCUGGUUUCUCCUCCGCUGUGUCAGAAGUUUGGCCUCUGCUGGGGUUUGGGACAUGACAUAAGUGCUUUAUAUAAGCUGCCCUAAACUGAAGUUGCAGUCUGUAUGUGUUUUAUUCAUUCAUACCAAGAUAAGCAGCCAGAAAAGUGGAACCAUUGAACUGUAAAAUGCACGUACCUCAUCAGUUUCAUAUUUGUGGGCUGAUCUGUCCCAUGUCAUUACAGCAUGAGGCCCUCUGGUUAUUACAGCAUCUUUUGUACAGCUCAAGGAAUUCCUGAUUAAAGAGUAUACCAGUGUGGUAUGGGAUUUGGCUACAUGAAAGAGGCAUCUCUUGUGCCACAACAGGGACUUAGGAAUCAGCCCCCUGUGGCCCUGAGUAUCCUGAAGUUUUCUGAUAUAUAACUGAAUUUAUACAAGCACAUUUUAUCUGAGAUUUUGGCAGUGGGUUCAGCAUUUCAGAACCUCUUUAGCUGAUUCUUAUUUUCUACCUGCUGAAACCAUAACCAUCAGAGUUGAUUUCCAAAAAUUCUAAGCUUAUCCCACAACAUGUUCAGAAAGUAUGGUAAAAGCUAGGCUUCUUUUGACUGUGAAAGCUGCCAUUGCACUUUUAGAAGCGAAAUGUGAAUAUGAAUUUCUGGGAUCAGCAGAAGCCAUCAAAAUACCUCAUUAAUACACUAUCUCAUGAUUCAAGUCUAGAUGCCAUCUUCUGGGAGAAACAACCUACAUCAUUGCCUAACUGCUGCUAACUUAAAGUAGUUGUGUGGAGAGACACACACUGAGAGCAACUCUUUCUUAAGCUACAACAGACAUGCUCCAUAUCCUUUCUGUUAGUGUGUCACAGAAGAAAGCGAAAUUAAAAUGUGCACCUCUAUGUCUGAUUGGCUUUUAGACACUAGAACUCAAUUUAUCCUUCUGUUCUUCCUUGUGAUUAGGCUUUUAAUUUAAGUACACUUUACUGUGAGAGAGCCUACUGUUGUCUGUCUGGAAUACUGUGUUAAAUCCUGAUACAGCUAACAUGACACAACUUAUUUCUUUUUAGCAUUAUAAGUUCAUCCUUGGCCAAGCUGAUUGAUAACUGCCCGCACAUAUUUGAAAAGGUUGUUGCUGAGAGAACCAAUGCAGUCACUUUGCUAGCCAGAUUGUUGUGUGUUGGUGUCUGUUGCCAAAUGAGUAUAUGCCCUUGUAAGAAUUCACCUCCAAAGUUUGAAAAUCUUGGCUCCUUUAUUUAGGUUCAGCUUCUUGGCUAUGUAAUGCUUAAGACGAAAAGUUGCCAUCUAAGAUAUUCAGUAACAACAACAAAAUGAAAAUAAAAAAUGCAGCAACCUAGAGUCAUAACUUUUCCAGGGUGUAAAAUAUUUGUAGACAAAAUGUAGAUAUACAUAUUUUAAGUAUUCUCACCACCCCCUGCAAAAGUGGCAUUCAUCAAAGGUUUGCCGCAGGAAGCGGUAAGCAUAUACAUUUUGGGAGGUUGUGAACAAAAUUCAAAAUGACAAAUCUGCUACUGUUUAUCACCCAGACUUUUGCUACAAAUGCAUAAAUUCUAAAGUUGCAUUCAAGUAUAUAAAUGGACUUUUAUCUUUCCAUUUCCCCUAGCUAUUACUAGGGAUGUGCUUACUUUUUCCUGAUAUCUUUGAACUAGUAGCUCUCACUGAAGUGAUAAAUCUGUCUAUGGGCUGUACCAUUUCACGGUGCGGAUGACAGUACAGUGGAACCUUUGGUUACGUACUGUCCUCCUUAUGCACGGGUAACAUGCUCCACUAACCCAGAAGUAGUUGCUCCUGAUAGCGAACUUUGCCCCGGGAUGCGAGCGGAAGUGUCAUGUCAGCGGCGCAUGCGCAGCAGGAAUCCCCAUUAGCGAAAGGAUAAGAACAGUUUAGAGUUAAGAAUGGACCUCUGGAACAAAUUAAGUUCGUAACCGGAGGUACCACUGUACACCUUUGGGAAUGCCCCUCAUACAAGAAAAUUCUCCACAUAGCCUACAAGUACGUCAGGUGAUUUUGCUGGGCUAAAUAUCGUCUGUUGGACAUCAGUAUUUUUUGUGGGAGAUAAUUCAGUUGUGCGAGCCCAAACUUGUGGUCUGGAAUCAAUACAGUCUAGAACAGAUAUGCUACCUCAAUGUGUUCCUUUGGGCCUCUUAAGUCUGCAAAGGAAAAGAGCAGAGAAAGUACAGGGAAUGAUACUGGGCCUAAGGAUUCUCUUCUCCCGUCAGGUCAUCUUUAUUGAUCCUAUGCAAGAAGAAGCAGCUCACUUCAUGAAACUUGUAGAAGUAUUCUACUUUCAAAAGGUGCCUCUUAGGUAAGUUGAAAUAUGGGCAGAUAUGUUUCUUAUACAUGAUGGUGUACACUGGCGUACAGUCUGUGUAAAUGUCAUGUGUGGUGACCCUUGGAGCCCUUCCAGCCAUUCUCUUAAUUGCGUGUUCAUGAUUAUUUGUGCUCAUGAUAGGGUAACGGCAGUUAAAAUCCUUUCAAUCCUUUGUUUAGUAUGGCAGCACCUGUACUUUGGAGCUCCCGGCCUAUUGAAAUCAGGCCUUCACUGAACUCUUUUUGGCACCUGUUAAAAACAUUAUUUCCAAACUGUGUCGCAACACGUUAGUGUGUUGGCUGAAGUGUGUAGGUGUGUCCCCAUACAUUUUGUAUAUGUGUCCGUAUCUCUUAUAAGGGGUUAGUUUAACCUCCGGUUUGCCAGUAAAGCUGAAUUACUGUGUCGCGAAAUGAUGCAUGUCUGAAAAGUGUGUCACCAACAUGAAAAGUUUGGAAAGCUCUGAUUUGGACAUACCUAAGCAGUUGCUUUAAAAGUUGAGAUAAUUUUAAUCCAUCUUAAUAUUUUAACUUUGUAUGUUUUAAAGAGGGGUUGUGGAUUUAUCUUAAGUGUUUUAUCAUUUAUUUAUUUAUUUAUUUAUUUAUUCAUUCAUUCAUUUUAAUUUAUAUACCAUCCUAUACCCGCAGGUCUCAGGGCAGUUCACAGGAUAGAAUGACAAUAUAAAAACACAGAAUAUAUAAUCAUACUAAAAACAGAAACUACCGAAUUAAUCCCCACCCACCACAGCACAUUUUAAAAGGGUAUUGGCUAUACAAACCAGUUAAAAACAAUUUAAAGCAUUAGUUUUUUAAAGAAAUAAACAAUUAAAAAGCAGUUUAAAAGAAUGUAAACAGCUUUGAUGGGUUCCAGGGAUUCUAUAGAAUUCUCUUAUUCUGUCCAGAUAGCAUUUAUAGUAGAUUUUUUUUGGCAAGGUGGUAUGGAAACGUUAAUCAGCAUUAAACAGCUUUAAAGUUUCCAUACUUUAACCAGGACAGCAGUUGCAAACGGAUUACAUGGGGUUAUAGGUGUUGUAGUUGCAUUUAACGCUGUAGAGAUGAAUCAAGCUAGACCCCCACUGGGCCUUCCACUUUUGAGGUUUUCCACAAUCAACCAGUGCUUAAACUGUAUUAGGUAAAUACAGAAAUACUGUUUGCAACUGCAAGAGUUUCAGGACGGAUAUACUUGUUGAAUGGUUUAAUAUGUAAAGGUUCAUCAUUGUUCCACUCGAUGUGUAUGUCUUUAAGGGGCCAGAGAAAGGGCCAGAGCAAAAUAACGAGACCCAGCUUUACAGCUGUGAAACAUAGCAGGUGCUGCUGAGUUGUAUUGAUUAAGCUGUGUUGGUAAUUGGGUGUAGUAUAUAAGGAGCAGCACCUAGCUCUCCCAUUACCCUGGGGGAUGGGUUGGUGGUUGGGUCAUGUUUGUUUGUUAAUGUAUUUAGUGUAAAAGGAGUUUUUGUUUUUCUUAUUAAAACCUUGUUUAAGUUAUUUUUGAGUCUCUUUAAAUGCAUGGUCUCCCCAGCAAGCUCUCUGCAGCGCUACCAUACUGCAAAAAGCCAACAUCUUUGGUUAUGGGCCCAGCUGCUGAGUGGAUGACUGCAUAUUUUUGGACUCUGAGAAAGGUUUGAAAACUCCUUCUCCUGUUAGCGUAGUUCUGUGGGUCUGGAAGAGUUCCAGAAUGGUUGACCGGGUUCCUGAAGCUGAGAAGGCUCUGGUCUUCCCACAGCUGACAGAUGAGAACUAUAGUUUAUGGUCUUUUCGGGUGGAGGCGCUUUUGACCUCUAGAGAAGUAUGGACCUAUGUAACUGAUGACCCUCCUGACCCUGUGACUAAUGCUUGGUCGAAAGGAGAUGCGAAAGCCAGGGCGAUAAUUAAUUUGGCAGUCAGCGACCAGCAAGUAGUCUAUAUAAGAAAUAAGAAAACUGCCAAAGAAAUGUGGGACAGUCUUGCAGCAGUGCAUGUUAGAAAAGAGUCAGCGUCUGCAUUGACGUUUUCAAGCAGUUGUACCAGACGAAGUUGCAGCCUGGUGGUGAUUUGGCAGCACACUUGAGACGUCUGGAGGCAAUACGCGGCGAAUUAAUUCGAAGGGACAUGGAGAUACCUGAUAUUCAGUAUGUUUUCAUCAUCCUUUGUUCCCUUAAUGAGGACUUUGAUGGUAUAGCUAGCCAGAUAUCUGCCGUUCCACCAGCACAAUUAACUGUGGAAGGGGUAACGGCAAGAUUAAUGGGCGAGUUGGACAGAAGGGAGGCUUGUGCCAUAAGCACUCCUAUUUCCAGAAAGAAUGAGGAACGCCAUAUGCAAACUUGUGGUGAUACAACUGCAUUUAAAGCUGCAAAGCGUUGUUGGUUCUGCAAUAAGCAAGGACAUUUUGCAAAGGACUGCAGAUCCAAAAGAAAGCAAAGUACUCCCAAGUCUGUUUCUGUUCGUCAGUCACGGUCGUCAGCUCAGCAGCCGGCAUCGUACCGUAAAGACAGAAACGAGCCGCGAGCUUUUCACGCUAGCACAAGAGAUCGUAAAAGAAUUAAAGGUGCCAAGUGGAAUUCUUUUAUUGUGGACUCAGGAGCAUCUCAGCACGUUUGCAACGAUCGAAGCUUGUUUAUUUCUUUCGAAGAGGAAAUUGGUAAUGUACAUUUAGCCAAUUCACAAGUCUUGCAGUCGCUUGGCAGGGGUACUGUUAAACUUGACUCUUUAAACAUUACUAUAGCGAACUGCAUUUACUGCCCAUCAGUGGACAAUUUAUUGUCAGUAAGGUGUUUUGCUCGUCAAGGCAUAACUGUGCGUUUCUUAAAGUCAAUGUGUGAGUUUUUCGAGGGGAACAAACGUCUAUUGUAUGCCCGGGAAUCUGAUGGUUUAUAUAGACUGUAUUUUCGCACCUACUCCCAAUCGCCUAUAAAUUGCAGAGCAGCACAGUCAAGCCAGGGGUUGAGGAAUGUAAGGCCACAUUCUGGGUGUGUCCAUGAGGCGCACAGAAUUCUGGGACAUCUGAAUUUUGCUGAUGUAAUUAAGACCAAGAAUAUUGUUAAUGGCCUCAACUUAAAACCAUGUAAAUUCUUUAUGCAAUGUCUAUCCUGUUGCAAGAAUAAGAUUAAGGUUGCACGCAAGGGUAGGUGCUCAGAUAGGAAAGUAACUGAGCCAUUUGAGCGUGUACAUUGUGAUUUAGUUGGGCCACUCCCACCAUCCUUAGGAGGUUCUAAGUACUGGCUUACCCUGAUAGACCAGUAUAGUAGAUAUUGUUGGACUUAUGCAAUAGCUGAGAAGUCCCAAGCAUUUGAGAAGUACAAAGUUUUUGCAACUGGGUAAAAACACAUUUUAACAAACCUAUUAAGAACCUUUUUUCUGACCGGGGCGGGGAAUUUGUUUCUGAGGAUUUUGAGAAUUUCCUGGAAGCGCAGGGGACUACUCAUGAGUUAUCUUGCCCCCGAAGUCCCUGGCAAAAUGGGCUUGUUGAAGUUGUGCAGCGUGACCUGCAGGCAGGGGUUAAAACUUAUCUGCACGAUGCUAAUCUGCCCAAAGACUUUUGGGCUGAAGCGCUCAAUGCCUUUUGUUAUGUUAGAAAUUGCAGUUAUCAUUCUGGUUUAGAUGUCACCCCCUAUGAGAAGCUGUUUAAAAAAACGCCCUAAUCUGAAAUACCUACGCAUUUGGGGUUCAGAUGUAAUAAUGCAUUAUCCCGCUAAGCAGAAAUUGGGUGAACGUAGUGUCCAGGGAAAAUUAAUGGGCUACCAGCAGGGGGCGUACAGAAUUUACAUACCAGCAACUGGCAAAUUUCAUAUUACCAGAAGCAUGAUACAAACUGUAAAUUGGAAUGGCGUUGCUAUUUUCCAAGAUAGUAAUGGUAUAGAUAAUACUGAGGAAGAAGAGGUAGAAGAAGCAGCAGCAGCAGCAGGAAAUGGUGCUUCUGAAUUAAUGGAAGAAGACAAAAAGCCUGUUGAAUCUGAUAAUUUCUUUGAUGAUUUAAAGUCACAGGCACCCGAGGGAGGUUAGAUUCUCUUGAGUUUUCUGACCGUGAGCUUAGCCAACAGGCAUCUCUUCAGUCUGACAAUGAUGAUUUACAACCUGAAACUAGUAGUUUACAUAGUCCCAUUAAGUCUGAGGAGUCUGACUCUCCUUCCGGACUGAGACGUUCAGAUAGAAAGAGACAGAAGCCACAACGUUUUGCAGAUGAACAUUUUAAUACUGUGUAUGCCAAUAAGGCAGUUUUUGAGCCAAAAAGCUACAAUGAUGUUCAGAAUUUACCUAAGCACCAAGCUGUAAAUUGGUAUAAAGCUAUGAACUCUGAAAUAGCUUCUUUAAAAGAGCAUAACACUUGGUCUCUUGUACCACAAACCCCAGAUAUGAGACUUAUUGAUUCAAAAUGGGUUUAUAGAGUUAAAAUGAAUGACAAAAAUGAAGUUGUAAGGUACAAGGCUAGAUUAGUUGCUAAGGGUUUUCAACAAAUUCCAGGUGAAGAUUAUGAUUUGUGUUAUUCACCAAGUGUAAAAUAUGAAACAGUUAAGCUUUUGUUAAAAGAUGCAUCACAACGUGGACAUUCUGUUUAUCACCUAGAUAUAAAAACUGCAUAUUUGUUUGCAGAUUUAAAAGAACAAAUUUUUAUGCGUGUCCCUGAAGGCAUAGACGCCGCUGAAGGUUUGGUAUGCAAAUUAAAUAAAUCCCUUUAUGGUCUGCACCAAAGUGGAAGGAAUUGGCAUCAAACUUUAGCAAAAGAAUUGCUGGAUAUUGGUUUUUCACAGGGAAAGGCAGACAAUUGUGUGUUUAUAAAGGAAAGGGCAAACUCUGUAGCAAAAAUAUGUGUCUAUGUAGAUGACGUGUUAAUUUCUACAAAAACUAAACAGGAAUAUGAACAGGUAGUAACACAGUUACAGAAGAAAUUUGAUGUGGUGGAAUUAGGCAUAGCUAAAAAUUACUUAUCCAUGCAAAUUGAGAAAGGCAAAAAUGGAUCUUUUCUGGUUCAUCAAACUGCAAAAAUUGACGAUCUUGUUGAAAUGCUAUGUUUAGAAAAUGCAAAUGGGAAGGAAACGCCCAUGGUGUGUGGUUUCACUUUUACAGGUGAAGAUAAGCCAUUUCCUAACAAAACUUUGUAUCGUUCUGCUAUAGGCAAGCUAAAUUUCAUUCAAAGAAUCUCAAGACCAGAUAUAACUUAUGCCUUUCACCUUCUGGCAAAAUUUGUGGAAAAGCCCACUACACAAUGUUUCUCUGCUCUUAAGAGAGUGGUAAUGUACCUUAAACAUACCAAACAUUAUAGGUUGCAGUUUACAACAUGUAUUGACAAAGGUUUUGAAAUUUUCUGUGAUGCAUCUCAUGCAGUGGAACAAAAUAAUUGCAGGGGUGUGUCUGGUAUGGUGUUUUGUUAUAAUGGUUGUCCAUUUGAAUGGAAGUCCCAGACACAAACCAUUAUUUGUCUCUCCACAACAGAGAGUGAAUUAUGUGCAUGUGUUCAGGCCACUCGUGAUGUGGAAUGGUAUCUGCAAGUAUUCGCAGACCUACAGAUGCAAGUAACACUACCAGUAAAAGUUUACCUUGAUUCCCAGAGUGGACUCGCUAUCCUAUGUUCAGAAACCAAUACGCAGCGCACUAAAGUCUUAAGAUUACGUUUACAGUUUGUAAAGAAACUAAUUGCUGAUGAAAUGGUUGUAUUUAAAUAUGUUCCAGGUGACAAUCAAAUUGCAGACAUUUUUACUAAAGCACUUCCAAAAGGUAUACAUGAAAAACAUGUACAAAGUAUGCUUUAUGUUUUUGUUCCACAAUGAUGAACCGCAGGGGAAAUGUUGAAUGGUUUAAUAUGUAAAGGUUCAUCAUUGUUCCACUCGAUGUGUAUGUCUUUAAGGGGCCAGAGAAAGGGCCAGAGCAAAAUAACGAGACCCAGCUUUACAGCUGUGAAACAUAGCAGGUGCUGCUGAGUUGUAUUGAUUAAGCUGUGUUGGUAAUUGGGUGUAGUAUAUAAGGAGCAGCACCUAGCUCUCCCAUUACCCUGGGGGAUGGGUUGGUGGUUGGGUCAUGUUUGUUUGUUAAUGUAUUUAGUGUAAAAGGAGUUUUUGUUUUUCUUAUUAAAACCUUGUUUAAGUUAUUUUUGAGUCCCUUUUUAAUGCAUGGUCUCCCCAGCAAGCUCUCUGCAGCGCUACCAUACUGCAAAAAGCCAACAAUACUACUUUGCUUCCAAUCAGUGCAUGUCCUGUAACUCUACUGAAAUCCAGUAUAAAUUCAUCAGUAAUGGGCUUUAAUUACAUUGGGGACACGUUACAGAAAACCCCCCAAAUCAGAUGGAACCCUUUAAUUUUCCUGGAUUACUUUUGCCGUGUCCCUUCCCCACAGCAAUUGAUUCAGCUGAGCAUGUAGUAUUUAUGUGAAAUGAGAUGUACAACCCUUGUCAUAUAAUCUGCUAGAGAUCUGAUUUCGUUGCCAGAAAAUUAAAUAAUGGCCUUGACAAUGGAAGAUGCCAUUGAGAAGGAAAUAACUCCAUAGAUUUGAUGGAAGCUUCCAGAAGCACAUGUGACCAGAAAGCUAGAUUAGAUGAACCUUGAUCUCCUCUCACAGUAUUUUGUUUUAUCAGUGGGGAAUUGUUGAUACUACUUUGGAUUUGUUCUCAAUAGAAUCACCAUAGAAAACUAGGAUUCAGUCUGGAAAGCUGUGCUUGAUAUUCUGAUUUAAAAUGCUUAUUGCUGCUGGAGGAUGGGACAAGCAGAAUUUCACAGUAAAGAUGCUUAGGAACUACCAAGUACAGACUUGCAGAGAAGAGUUAGCUAAAGUUAGGAGGGAAGGGAUACCAGGAACUGUAGAGUCUAGGUAAAAGGGCAGGAAUCUUGGCUACUGGAGAAUUACUGUGCUGAUAUAAAACUGUUGGCAUCAAGUGAGAUAAAUCAUAGAUGUUCAGGGGGAAUAAGGAAUGCAGAGUGCCAGGUCAGUUAAAGACUGAAAAUGUGGGGACAUUUUUUUUUUAACCUCAGAAAAGGUUAUUUCUGUAUGCAACAACUACAGCCCAUGUUUUGUUAGCUGCAAAAUGGAAAAUGAGGGAGGUCCAGAUUGGCAACUUAAGUUGACAGAAUAUGCACAACUUGCAGACUUAAAGUGUAGAAUAAGAGAACAAGAAGAACAUACAUUUAAAGAAGAUUGGAAAACGUUUAUUGAAUAUAUGGAAAAUAAUUGUGUACAGCUGAAAACGCUGGCAGCAUUAAGAUAAAUUCAACAGUGUAAAUAAGUUUUGAUUGAUGUAAUAAUGGAAAAGCGAUUGGUAUAAAUAUGCUGGGAUAUAAGAUAUGCAAAAUGAACCAUGGAAAGAGAAGAAGGGAAGUCAUUGAUAUCUUAAGUAUGUAAAAUGUUUAUCUGAAUUUGUAAAACAGAAAAUAUAAUAAAAUCAUAUUAAAAAAGAAAAUGUGCAGACAUGAUUUUGAUGGUGUGGUUUUGAAUAGGAAAUGGACAUGUUUUGAGAGGUCAAGGUAGGAGAUAAGGUUUUUCAGCAGAAGUAAAGAUCAUGUUAGAUCCUUUUGAAUUUUGGUAUCUUCUGGUCAGCAGUCUAACUAGCAGGCAAAAUCCCCCAUGAACCUAUGGCUACAUGAGAGCUAUCUGCAGUCAGAUGUCAUAAUUGGAUUGAGCUCACACAGAGAGGUAACCCUAAAUUAAAACCUUUCUCUAAGCAGGUCUAGGCUAUCUAGUCCUCCAGUUUACCUCUUUCACUGCUUGCACAGUCAUCGUCACUAAUGGUAGAUGGUUUCAUAACAAUUAAAUUGCUUUUAUUUGCUGUAGGCCACUGCCACUCACUUUAAUAUUUUGAAUGUUGCCAGUUUAUUCUUGCUAUUUGGAUUCACAUGCAACGUGUCUAAUCUGCUUUUAAUGUGGUUUUAUAAAAUGCUGCAACUCUUACAGAAUUUUCAUUUCUUUUCUGAACAGAAUUGGGUUUGUUUUCGUCCUAAAUACUGAUGAAGUCGUUGAUGGAAACAAGGAUGCAGGUGUAGCUUUAUGGAGAGCUUUUAACUUCGUUGCAGAUGAAAUGGAUAUCCCUGCGGCUUUUACUGCCAUGACGAGAGUUAGUGCUUGUAAAAUAUUUUUAAAACAAUCCUUUUUUUUUCAAGGUUACCUGUAUUUUUCUGCAGGUACAAAGUAGCCACGGGGCUUACUAUUUAAAUGCAUUUAGUUUUAAAAAAUACUUUUCCGUAAGAAGUUUUGUUCUCAGCGUUGCCAAGCUUUCCUGGUGGGGCGGGGAUGGAUGCAGAUCCAUGUGCCUUUUGGCACAGAUCUUAGCCUGAAUGGGCCAAAAACAUAAAAUUCAGCUGCCUGCCUCAAGAUAGAGACGCACGCCCCCAACUCAGUGCAUGCAAUUGAGACAUAUAAGCAGGAAGUCUCAGCUAGCUUCAGAUGACUCAUGCAAACAGAGAAAUGCGGCACAGGUGAAAGCAAAGGAAACCUACAGAAUCGCUAGGCAAGCCAGUGGGGUGUGUGUGUAGAGGCAGAUUAGAAUUUCCUUACUCUUAACCCAACUGUGGUUAAACUGGAAAACAUGGAACUGAAUUCAGGUAGAUGAUAGUAAAAAAAAAAAAGGGAGAUGGUGAAUUCAGUGUUAGGCAUUAUUAUGAAACAUAUUUAACACCCAUCCUUUAGUGCUUUUGCCAGGCCAGUAAGAGGCUGUGUUUGUUUUUGUGUCCUUGUCUGGCCCUGCCCACUUUUGGGGUGUGGUACCACCCACUGCUGAAAUGCAACACACACACACACACACACACACACACACACACACACCCUGUCCCGCAAAGAGCUUUCCACACUAGUAAUCUGGUUGUCGGACUGAGAGACUUCCUGAUCCCCUGGUGUAAAUGGCUUCUGCCCACCAGUUUGGGAUUGUUAAGGGGAGAAACGCUAAAUAUAUGGAUUUGAGAGAGUUGGUGCACUCCUGCUUAACAGGAACCCCGGAGGAGGAAGGUAAAUUCCAGGUGCUUAAGCGCAGGUUAAAGCUGAAGCUCGCAGAAUAAAAUCGUGAAAAGGUAGCUCUUUAAUUUUAUCUAACACUCUCAUGAAGCCAUCAGGAUUCCUUGCUUCCAAAGCUGUUCUAGGGAGGCUGUCCUAGAAUUAUGUGCCAGUAAUAGAAAUCUCCCCAUUUCUAACCUAACUUUAUUAGUGGCUAAUUUAUAGCUGUGAGGUUUUAUGCCUCCCUACUUGUCUUCCCUUAAAUAGCUCUGACGGCUAAGCUGUGAUAUUUCUAACAUGACUGCAUAUUUAGCAGUUUACUCAUAUUUCUGGGCUUCUGGAAGAGAGUAGGCAACAAGACAGCUUUAUUAUGUAAAUAUUUGCCUUGCUUGCUUGACGCAUUUCAUGGCUGGGUACUGGAAGGAUGUGAGAUGGAUGCAUGUAAUUGUGCAGAAAAUAAAGGGUGGUUUUAUUCUCUCUCCUGAAUUUCUCCUUUUCCCCUAAGUGCCCAGAAAUGCAUAUGAUGGAUGAGUUUAAGAGUGAAAGUUCAUUGAAGUUUAAUUGGCGGAGGCAUUAAAGUGUGCCGUCUCUUGGUUACUGCUGAAAAACCCGGUAAUAAAAUGAGCUAGAUGGGCCUGUGAUUGGGCAGCAGGAGCCUUUAAAAUCCACUUGCAGCUUGGCAAUAAAAAUUUAAUAUAAUAUGAAUACAUCAGUAGAAUGGGUGAUCACAUUUCUUUAUCUGUUCCUCUCUCUCUUUUAAUUAGAUGUACCAUGAAGUAGAAGAGGGAGGUGUACUUUCUGUGGGGCAUGUGAAGCGUUUUCUUGUCACGGGAUUUCCUCAUGCUGACUUGCAAGAUAUCUUGGGUGUCGAUUCUGAUUAUGAUGAGAACAGACAGGUAGGAACACUACAGAGCUGCAAGAGGAUGUACCAAAAACCCAAUUUUUUAAAGUAUUGGGUAGAAGGCACAAAUCCACGGGCAUUGAAUACUGAGGCUUUGGAAUCUCAGAUGUUUGAGGAGGUACAAUAUUUCACUUCCCACAAUACCUAUGCCACAGAGUCUGGAAUAUCGGCAAAGCGGCAUUGAUGCUGUAAUGCAGGAAACGGCCAGGAUCAGAUGUGUGGAUGUAUCUUCUAAAAUGAGUCUUAUAGGCUCUGUUGUUUGAGGGUCAACACGGAAACAGAAAACAACACUACCCUAAUACAUCUUACAGGCAGCAGUUCUGUUCUUGGUCACCUGGGAGGCGUGCCCCAUUGAGCUCUGUGUGACUUAGAAUCAUAGAAUCAUAGAGUUGGAAGAGACCACAAGGGCCAUCGAGUCCAACCCCCUGCCAAGCAGGAAACACCAUCAGAGCACUCCUGACAUAUGGUUGUCAAGCCUCUGCUUAAAGACCUCCAAAGAAGGAGACUCCACCACACUCCUUGGCAGCAAAUUCCACUGUCGAACAGCUCUUACUGUCAGGAAGUUCUUCCUAAUGUUUAGGUGGAAUCUUCUUUCUUGUAGUUUGGAUCCAUUGCUCCGUGUCUGCUUCUCUGGAGCAGCAGAAAACAACCUUUCUCCCUCCUCUAUGUGACAUCCUUUUAUAUAUUUGAACAUGGCUAUCAUAUCACCCCUUAACCUCCUCUUCUCCAGGCUAAACAUGCCCAGCUCCCUUAGCCGUUCCUCAUAAGGCAUCGUUUCCAGGCCUUUGACCAUUUUGGUUGCCCUCCUCUGGACACGUUCCAGUUUGUCAAUGUCCUUCUUGAACUGUGGUGCCCAGAACUGGACACAGUACUCCAGGUGAGGUCUGACCAGAGCAGAAUACAGUGGCACUAUUACUUCCCUUGAUCUAGAUGCUAUACUCCUAUUGAUGCAGCCCAGAAUUGCAUUGGCUUUUUUAGCUGCCGCGUCACACUGUUGGCUCAUGUCAAGUUUGUGGUCAACCAAGACUCCUAGAUCCUUUUCACAUGUACUGCUCUCAAGCCAGGUGUCACCCAUCUUGUAUUUGUGCCUCUCAUUUUUUUUGCCCAAGUGCAAUACUUUACAUUUCUCCCUGUUAAAAUUCAUCUUGUUUGUUUUGGCCCAGUUCUCUAAUCUGUCAAGGUCGUUUUGAAGUGUGAUCCUGUCCUCUGGGGUGUUAGCCACCCCUCCCAAUUUGGUGUCAUCUGCAAAUUUGAUCAGGAUGCCCUUGAGUCCAUCAUCCAAGUCGUUGAUAAAGAUGUUGAAUAAGACCGGGCCCAAGACAGAACCCUGUGGCACCCCACUAGUCACUCUUCUCCAGGAUGAAGAGGAACCAUUGAUGAGCACCCUUUGGGUUCAGUCAGUCAGCCAGUUACAAAUCCACUGAGUGGUAGCAUAGUCAAGACCGCAUUUUACCAGCUUCUUUACAAGAAUAUCAUGAGGCACCUUGUCAAAUGCCUUGCUGAAAUCAAGGUAGGCUACAUCCACUGCGUUCCCUUCAUCUACCAGGCUUGUAAUUCUGUCAAAAAACGAGAUCAGACUUGCUUUUGAGCCACCGUGCAUAGGAUUGCAGUGUUAGUCAUCCUGAAUCCACUUCUGUAAAUUCAACUUGAUGCUUGGCUUUGUAAGUAAGCAGGAAAGGCAGAUAGGCAGCUAUCAUUCAAAACAGUGGCGUUGCCUUGUUUGACUUGCCUGUCAUGAGAUCCUUUUUUCACCUAUGACAGUGCAUGUUCAACCAGCUUUCCAUAUUUUCAUCAAUGCAUUGAUUUGAAAGAAUAAAUAAAUGAAGUAUUCUAAUGUUGUCAACUAAUCUGCAGGUCUAAAUGAAAUCCAGAGGGUUGGAUCGAGAAGAAGUUAGUUAAACCUAGUUCUCAUUGAAAUUUGUGUUCGUGUUAGUCUUGACUUGUCCCAUUGAUUCCAGUGGGAACUUAACCUGAAUUCAACCCAAAUACUGUUAAUGCAUUGUUUCAGGAAAUCAUGUUCUCAGCCGGCGAUUGCCAGUCCCCCUGCCUUUAAAAUAACUGUUUGAAAAGUUGUAAAGGAAUAAUAAAUCACUUUGCUCCUCACCUGUCCCAGCAAGCGAUGCAUAGAUGUUUGUGUUCAUUUUCUCUUGAUAUCUAAUCACUACUUUUCCACAGUCAGCUCUAUAUAAUUGGGACAUCUUUGCUCCAUCUAGGCAGGAGCAAUGUUUUAUAAGAAGACUGGCCUGGGUCCAUUGCCUCAAGCUCUCUUUAAUGGCGUGCCCUUUAACAGAAAAGAGAUGAAUCUAGCAGAGCUGCAAACCUCUCUGGUGAAGAUCAUGGAUGCCACAGAGUCCUUCCAGCGGGCAGUGUUCUUGGUAUGUUUCGCAUUUUAUUUUAUUUUUAAGCAAAUGCUCAGUGAAAUAAUGGCUAGUCGAUUGCUUAAGUUGUGCUUAUGGUCUACAUUUUUUUAUAACGAGGCGGUUUGGAAUUAAUCUUGUGAAAACCUAAAUGGCAUCAUUAUUUUAAUUUGCAGUCAUGAUUUUGAAACCUAAUAUAUAAUUAUUAUCCAUGCUUUAGAAUUUAACUAAGCCCUUGUUAAUCCUUGAGAUGUUUGGAACCACAGUAUGAAGACAAAUGUUGCUACAAAAAUGUGGACUGGAUAAGAAGACAUUUCUCCCCACUAUCCUUUUCUUCAAAUGAUUGAAUAAUUUGUGUGAGUGUGAUGUUCUAACCACCUUCCUGACUUCACUUUUUCCUUCCUCACCUUUUUCUUCACAGUAACCUCUGUCUUUUGCCCAUUCUAAUCAUAAUAAUAAUAACAACAACAACAGUAAAAGCCCCAUUUGCCUUACCUGCUUGGCUUUUCCUUGCCUUCCCUUCAUUCCUAUUCUUCCUGUGGUUGUUUUAGCGGAAGGCGGAAGUGAAGUACAAUGUAUUUUUUUGCCCUUUGCAAAGCUCCUCACAACCCACUCUGGAUCCACGGCGCCUGGUUGGAGGUGUGUGUUGUACUGGUACCCCAACACCUGCUUGUUGCAUCUCUGGAAAGGGAGAAUGACAGCAAAUGAACCCACAAUUUCUGCCUCUGACAGCUGCAUUGUAUCUUGCAAGGCACUUAAAAAGGGCAAGCACCUGGAGCCAGCAGAGCAGGAGCAGGCCAUUAGCAUUCCUGUGCAAGCCAUGAAACCUUCAGAGCAGGAAGCCAGGUGAUCCCAAUACCUGGGGGAAUGAAUCAUUAAGAUCCAUGCUUUCUUAGGAGCAUCCACUUGAAGCUUGUUUAACCACUUAUUUCCUUCUUCAUUUGAGAGGCAGAGAAGAUUCCUGGAGAACAGUAUGAGCUCUUAGAAAUGCUUUAUUCUACCUCAGCCUCCAGACAAUGAGGAGUUUUUAAGGAGUCACCAAUUCCCCCUGGUCAAAAAAUUAUUAUUUUUAACUCUCCCUUGCCCUAACUCUUUGCAGCCCAGCGGCCAACCCAUCCCACAUGCUUUUAAGCUUAAUGCUGAUGUUCAAAGACAAUUUAACCAAAGAGGCAUUUCUGGGAGAAGUUUCCUCUGAACAUGGAGACAAACUUUGACUCCUUCCCACCCUCCGUCUCCUUCUGAACGUAAUGGUCAACCUAAGGCUGUUUUGCUAUUAGCUUCCUGACAUAAAGCCCUUCACAAAAUUAUAUAAGCAGGUGUGUUCUAAGACUCUCCUUCAUAGAUGGCAUUAUUCCCUGGAGAGAGAAGAAAUUGCUCCACCAUCUUCUGAUCAUUUUGUACUGAUUUCAGACAACCUUAUUACCAACACCAGGGGCUGACCCACGUGACUCAAUUGUUAGUCCAGAAUAUGAUGAUGGAGAUGUUACGAUAUAGAAGCAAUGCGGCCGCGAGCUGGUAGCUUGAAAGCAAAACAUAAUGGGAAUGUUGGGACUGUUCCGUGGGAAACAGAGGGACAGUCAAUUCACAGUGCAGAGGGCACCGGAAUUAGCUCAGAGUGUAAUAUGAGCUGUACAGGAAGUACAGGAGGAGUUUGUCUCUCGACUGCUGAAGCUUGAAGAGAGCAGACAUGAUUUUUGUAACGCUGCAAAGACAGAAAUAAAGGAAUGUAAAUACGUUUCUGUCUAUCUCUCUCCCCUGCCCAGGGGGGCAGGAAAGAGGGGGGGCGUGUUCUUCUCACGCUGAGGAGGAUCGCCUAUCGCGACCUAGCCUGGAUCCUGCCGGGAAUGCAGACAGGGAGGUCAACAGGAGAUCAAGCCGGGUGCCUGGAGAGUGGCCAGUUUCUCCUGAUAAAGGCUUGAAUCCCAACAUAUGGUAGCAAGGAGCCGAUGGUUUUGAUCCAUGAAAGCAACAAGAGAGGUUGAUGGAUCGUACUUCAUCCUCUGCAAGGAGAUAAAGAAAGAAUGUGGUAGCGGGCGGAUGGAAGCUACAAGGACGGCUGAGCACCGGAGAAGGUGUUUUUGCUGAGCAACGGAUUCCCUCAAGGUAUGGUGAUUUUAUGGCUGUGAGAGUGAACGCGAAUUGAAGCAUUCUUCGGUUCACUGAGUGUCUGCUUUUGGAUGAAACCAGCACUGAGAGAAAUAGCCUGCAUAUUUCGCAUUCCUGAGAUUGAUAAGGUUUGCUGCUCAAGCCUGGAAUGUCCAGUUGCUAAGCAACGAAACGUCAGUAUAGUGGAAAGUUACUGGCCAACAACGGAAGUAAGGCUGAGCACUGUGAGAGGCUGGAAAAACACUGAGUAAACAGAGUUUGUUUUGUCUAUUAUCUCACUGCUCUUGGAGGGACUUUCAAAACAGCCUGCGUUUAGCUGCCAAGUGUGAGGCAGUAAACAGCCAAUAGACUUUUGGAGUUUACAGGCUUGAGAGUGAGAGCUGAGGCUUGGAUUCAAAAUGGAUACCAAGAAGGGGGGAGGCUUACCUUACCCACCUCCACUGACUAAUGACAAUUAUUCCUCAUGGUCUGUAAAGAUGAAAGCCCUGCUUCAGAAUCAGAGGAUUUUUGGGGUGAUUGAUAACCCCAUCCCUGCUGCACCAACGCCAGGUUGGAAUUCACAGAAUGUGAGAGCCAGGACGGCCAUAAUUCUGUGUAUCUCGGAUGAUCAGCUCGUGCAUAUUCAGCAUUUGGAAUACGCGCGUGAGAUUUGGGAAACGCUGCGUAGAAUACAUCAAAGAGAUGCUGGUUCUUCAGCGUUGCUGCAUUUUGAAAAGCUAACCAAUCUAAGGCUAGCGCCUGAUGGAGAUGUAUAAGCGCAUCUGACAGAGAUGAAAUUCUUACGCCAGCAGAUGGCGGAACGCAAUUUCCCUCUACAGGAAGAGAUAUUCUGCUUCAUGAUUAUUAACAGCCUUAAUCGGACUUAUAAAACGGUUGCAAGUCAGCUUGGUUCUCUACCUGCCGCAGAUCUUUCGACGGAGAGAAUUUGUGCCAUGAUUCUCAAUGAGAAAGACAGACUUGCUGCAAUAGAUGUCAAAGACAGGGGGAGAGAAGCUCGGAGUUCUGACACCCCCCCACUGCUAUUGCUAGUGAAGAACAGGCUGUUGCUUUGAACGUUGUCCGUUGUUUCAAUUGUGGACAGACUGGGCAUCUUCAGCGGAAUUGUAAGAAGCCACGUCAACAGAAAGGAGCUAAGGGAAGCUCUGCAAAGCCUGAGGCAUCAGGCAAAAGUCGUACCAAGUCCCAGGUGAAACCUGCAAAGGCUUUGAUGUCAACAAAAGCCACAUUUUCAAUGGAGAAUGCUUUUAUUUUGGACACUGGAGCGACGCAACACAUGACGUCACGGCGAAAUCUGUUUUCAACGUUUAAGAAGCAAAGCUUCACUGUGAAACAAGCCAACGGUCAGGAGCUGGAAGCGACUCUUUUGGAACUGUGUAUCUUGAGAGUCUGAACUUGACUAUAAACAAUGUGUAUUUGGUUCCUGAUUUAAAGUUCAAUCUGCUGAGUGUUUCGCAGAUCACAAAGAAAGGACUGACUUUGUCCUAUGAUAGAGAAAGCUGCAAAAUCUUCAAAGAUGGAGAGCUGUAUCUUUCUGCCAGCGAGAAAGAUGGACUGUAUUUGUUGACUUUUGAUCAAAGUGAUUGCAUAAGUUGUAAUGCAUCUGAGUCUAACAUGAUUUCUCUCACAGGUGUGUCGAAAAACGUCCAGAAGACGACGCAAGUAACCAAAGCUUUUCAGCGAGUGUAUGCUGAUGUGAUUGGUCCUCUAGCACCGUCUAGAGGCAAUGCAAGAUAUUAUCUUGUGUGUGUGGAUUAUUUCUCUCAUUAUGUGUGGGUAUAUAUACUGCACAAACCACAAGAAGCCUUAGAAAGGUUUAAAGAGUUUUGUGACAAGGUUAAGAAUGUUCAUAAUGCUAACAUUGAUUGUCUUUUCACAGAUGAAAAGCCAGUUUUUCUUUUGCAGGAUUUUCAGGAUUUCCUGGAUAAGAAAGGGAUAAGGCACAAGACUGCUGUUUCUGCAGAAGCAUGGAACAGAAGUGUCUGUGUGCAAGUGAACAAAGAAUUGCAAAACGGCAUGAAGGCGCAAUUGCUGAGUUCACAUUUGCCACAUGAGUACUGGGCGGAAUCGUUAAUGUGUUUUUGUUACAGUUGGGUGAGAAAAGUUUCAAAAGGUUUAGGAUGUUCUCCUUUUGAGAAGCUGUUCCACAGAAAACCUUCUGUUGCCCAUUUUAAGGUUUUUGGGUCUCAUGUGAAGACUGAAGCUCCAGGUGGAGUAAAGAAUGCUAGAGGCAUUUUUGUGGGUUAUGAAAAGGGUCUCUACAGAGUAAUUUUGUCUGAAUCUGGUCAAGUGAUUCUCACAAAAUUUCUAGAGAGUGCUCCUGAACAGGAGAGAGUAAUUGUUCACACAUUUCCCACUGAGGACGAUUCAGAUGAUGAUGAUGAUUUUACUGAUUACAGUGGUACUGAAAAUGACAGUGAUAGCUCAAAGAGCUCAGUUGACACAGUCAUUGAGAGGAAAUCUCACACAAUGGAUAGACCUUCACAGGUGAAGGAUGAACCACUGUUUACUAUUGGAACUGGUUCUCCAAAGAGUCCUGAGACUGAACCAGUGAGCAGAGAGGAUCAGCGCCUCAUACGCAGGUCCGAGAGAGUUACAAAGGGUGUACCACCCAAGAGGUAUUCAAAAGAGUUUGCUAACUCAGCUGUAGCAUGUGUUACUAUUGUUGACAACUCAAGACAGGUUAAAGGUGUGUCUAAGUCAGAGACAAAGACACAACAGAGAGUUGCUAAGCGUAACACUACAUUCCCUAGCCAAGGAAAUGCAGAUGCACUCAUUCCUUGGAAGACAGACAACCAGAGAGGUACACUGGGGAAACCAGUGGCGGGUAGUUCCAAGGAUGGAACUGAAACAACAGGCGAGUGUUAUGUGUAUAACAACUGUUUGUUUUCUUCUCUGGAUCACGCUUUGCUUGCCGCGCACAUUGAUUCAUAUGGGGGAGUAUGUUACGAUAUAGAAGCAAUGCGGCCGCGAGCUGGUAGCUUGAAAGCAAAACAUAAUGGGAAUGUUGGGACUGUUCCGUGGGAAACAGAGGGACAGUCAAUUCACAGUGCAGAGGGCACCGGAAUUAGCUCAGAGUGUAAUAUGAGCUGUACAGGAAGUACAGGAGGAGUUUGUCUCUCGACUGCUGAAGCUUGAAGAGAGCAGACAUGAUUUUUGUAACGCUGCAAAGACAGAAAUAAAGGAAUGUAAAUACGUUUCUGUCUAUCUCUCUCCCCUGCCCAGGGGGGCAGGAAAGAGGGGGGGCGUGUUCUUCUCACGCUGAGGAGGAUCGCCUAUCGCGACCUAGCCUGGAUCCUGCCGGGAAUGCAGACAGGGAGGUCAACAGGAGAUCAAGCCGGGUGCCUGGAGAGUGGCCAGUUUCUCCUGAUAAAGGCUUGAAUCCCAACAGGAGACUGGGUUGACAGGUCUCAAGUUAAAGAUUGAGGGGUCUCAAGUUUCGCAUCACCUCUUUUAUAACUCCCUCUAUAUGACACUGCUAUUCACAACUCUAGCAGCUCUUCCUCAAUAGCCCUUCUGCAGAGCCAACCCAACGCCACUUAAGGGAGAAGGAGUGCUGAUUGAACCCAAAUCCAUUCUAGCGUCUUUUCCAUUUUUAAAAAAUAACAGGAUUCACCUUAAUUAUAAAAAAAUAUAUCUUGGGCUAACGAGUAUUAUAGUCUAGAGCCUGAAUUUAUGGACUCUUGGAAGCUCCCAGCAGCUGACACCCCAGUCUCUAGUCUCCAAAUUUCUCCCCCACAAAGAUGGGGAUGCUCAACUGAAAAACGCCACUGAGGGGAGGCAGUUCACCUUACACAGCAGGACUUCACCUCAGGUUUAAAAUUCACUCCCCCCCCCUUAGGAAGAAGAAGAGUUUGGACUUGAUAUCCUGCCUUUCACUCCUCUUAAGGAGUCUCAAAGCGGCUAACAAUCUCCUUUCUCUUCCUCCCCCACAACAAACACUCUGUGAGGUGAGUGAGGCUGAGAGACUUCAGAGAAGUGUGACUAGCCCAAGGUCACCCAGCAGCUGCAUGUGGAGGAGCGGGGAAGUGAACCCGGUUCACCAGAUUACGAGACUACCACUCUUAACCACUACACCACGCUGGCUAGGUGUCCUACAUUUUUCAUGCACUGGUAGCUCUUUUAUUUAGCUCUCAAGAUAGUAUGCAUUUCCCCCCUCCUUUUUAGUGUUGGCAUAAAAGUCCAGUAAAAUUGGUGAAUAUGCAAACUGGAUUAUGGGAGCUGCCUACUUCUGGCAAGUUCUCUUCCUGCCUUUGACCACAAGUUGGAGUUGUUACCCACCCCAAUGACCUUUUACAGGCACUGGUACUUUUCAAAUAGGUACCAAUAGAACGAUCUAAAGUUAUUGAGUGGUGCGGAAACUUAACAAACCUGCUGUUGUUUUCCUUUCAGGGCGUGCUGAAUGACCAUACAAACGCAGUAGACUUCAUCAUGGAGCAACAGAAUGUAGUUUCACAUAUACAUGACAAGAUUCUUGAUCCUCAAAGAAGAUAUUUGAACUUUGCAUCCCCAUCAGGUUAACCCAAGUACUGCUUCUUUUCUUUCUGUCAGUCCUAAGUUUGAUUUCAUAUUUGAUAUUAACAAGCCACGUUUUAAUUUUUGCAGUGCCUAUAGAUACAAACGAUUUCUCAACUUUUUCCUUCUUGGACUCUCAAGAUAAGACUUUUGUUAUUUCAGAAAACAUGAAGUAUGUUACAAGGAAAGGUACAUUUUGUUUUUGUUCAACUGUUGUUAUGUAACAUUCAUAGAGCAAUGUCUGAUGCAAGCUGAAUGGUUUACCAAGAUUAGUUAUAACAUUGUAUUGUUGCUUUAAGCUACGUAAAAAACCCUCAAAUAUACAUUCAAUAUAAUUUGAUUCAAUAUAAUUCAAAUAUAACAAGAUCCUUAAAUGUAACUUAAAUAUAACAAGAUCCAAAUUUGGGACAAGUACUCUUAGGUAAGAGAACCCCAGCAAAGAUUUAAAACCACAAAAUAUGCAGCAAAGUAAAGCGUGGAAAUAUAGCCUAUUAGACCUUUAAAAUAUGCCCCUCCAAGUGAGUUCCAAAAUGUUCCCUAAAAAUUUUCUUUCCAAAGUUUUCCUCUUCCCCCAGCAUAGGAAAAGGCCACAUGUUUGGUAAGUUUAAAAAAUGGUUUACUUACAACUCUCCAAAGGUCAGAUUCAUGUGCUUCACAUUUAUUGAAUAAAUGGAAAAUAAUUGUGUACAGCUGAAAACGCUGGCAGCAUUAAGAUAAAUUCAACAGUGUAAAUAAGUUUUGUUGGAUGUAAUAAUGGAAAGCCAAUUCGUAUAGUUUUUGUAAAAUAUGCAGGGAUAUAAGAUGUGUAAAAUGAACCAUGGAAAGAGAAGAAGGGAAGUCAUUGAUAUCUUAAGUAUGUGAAGUAUGUAAAGUGUUUAUCUGAAAUUGUCAAACAGAAAAUUUAAUACAAAUUGUAUUAAAAAAAGAAAAGAUUCACAUGCUUCAUAAAAGUUUUACAGGCAGUAAAACUUAGCUUAGUUACAAAAUGGUGAAAGUGCCUAAAUGAUUAGUAUAAGAACUUAAGAGUGGCUUGUGAGAGCCAUGUGGUUGGGCUGGAGCAACCACCUCAAACCUCUUCAAGUGCUGAGCUUCUUAAGUAGCUGGGAAGAACAAAGGCUUGAUUACCUAGUUUCUACAAAGGUGAGGGGAAGUGGACCUAGCUAAGCCUGGCAGGACAGCUUACUCUAUGGUAUUAACCUCUUCAUGCAUUGAUUAGACUUAAGCAUGUUAUAUGCGACUGGUUAUCCCACACGUGAGGUAUCUGUUAAUGUAAUAUCAGCCACAUUCUGUCCCAAUGUGUGCAAUUGAUUGGGAACAUGGAUUCAACAACUGGUUCUUAAAUUGGCUUGGUCGAGAAACAACAUUCCCAGUCAGUGACAAUGGCUACUUCAGUUGGCGUGCUGUGCACUUAGUGAGGAGAUGUCGGCUGCACAAUACUUCCUCCUCCUCUUGAAUGGCAUUCCUCCCUUUGUAGAGCUAAUCAUAGUUCAGCAUUAUAUUUGUGCCAGGAAUAAGACUUAAGUACAUAAGCCUUCUGCAGUCAUUUCUCCCUCCUGUCGUGCAAUGGGGAGAGUGGGGCCGCACUCAAUGGCCGUUCUGGUGCAUCCCCUGCCAGACCCACCCUCUGCCAGCUGCACUUGGGGCUUAAGUUCGGAGCGUGCACCAGCUCUGAAGAUGAUUUAGAAUCAUUGAAUCAUGCGAGGGGCCUACGCGUGUAGACUAGGCUAUCUGAUUCAGACAUUCAGGCAGGGGGUGGGUCCAGUUGAGGCAGCGUCCUGCCCUCUCCUUGCUGUUUCAGUCAUAUGUCACAUUCUUGUAAGAACAUGGGGUGAGCGGUGCUGCCUCAAAUACUUACUAGCAUAUUUUAAAAUAGCUCUGUACAGUGGUACCUCGGGCUACAGACGCUUCAGGUUACAGACGCUUCAGGUUACAGACUCUGCAACCCAGAAAUAGUACCUCGGGUUAAGAACUUUGCUUCAGGAUGAGAACAGAAAUUGUGCAGCGACAGCAACGGGAGGCCCCAUUAGCUAAAGUGGUGCUUCAGGUUAAGAACAGUUUCAGGUUAAGAACGGACUCCGGAACGAAUUAAGUACUUAACCCAAGGUACCACUGUAUACAGCAAUCCAUACUUCCGUUCUGUCAGUGCACUCUUGUUCAUGCACUUCCCUUUUUAUUUAUUUUUUUAAUGUUGAAAAGUGAAAAUGUUCCAUCUGGGUUCUUCCCCCCCCCUUUCUUUUUUUAGAUGAAGAUGUAGUAUACCCAGGCACCAUAUGGAUCGUUGCUGAUUUUGAUAACCCAGAUGGGAGGCAACUGCUUUCAAAUGCCCUGAAAUACCUGGUCAGUGCCAUAAAAUUCCUGUGUCCGCAUAGUAUGAGUGCAGCCGGGUAAUCUCUCUCAGCAAGGCUCUGAAGGAGGAUGGUGAUGGAAACAUAAAUAACGGCAACAGUAUUUGAUCACUAUGGAAUGGUCUCACUAACCUAAUAUCUUAUCUCCUUUCCAUAAAAUGAAAUAAAAAGUUUUAAGGAAAUAGGCACGCUUGUGGAAGUAUUAGCUACUGAACAAUUCUCAAAGCUGGCAAGGAAUUGGACUGAAAAAGCCAAAGAGAGUUGGAAGAAAUAGGCCAGAAAGAUGCUGACUUCUUUUGACUUCUCUGUAUUAUAUGUAAUGGUACAAGCUCAUUAUACACAUGCAAUUUACUAUGUCAGCACCCAAACCCUUCAUUUAGCAAGAGUGUUUCUAAUAAGGAACUGAUUAUGGGAAUGAUCCAAUCUCCAUACCGAGCAGCGCAUACCCAUUUCUGCAUUUGGGAUGGACCGAAUGGUUGCCUAAAUAAAUAAAAUUUUAAAGUAUCUGACACUUCCAGAGUAAAUAACUGUCCUAUAAAUCUGGUUUUACCGUGCCAAACUGAAUUUUUUCCUGGACUUUCAUAAUGUUCAGGAAAACAGCCAUUGCAGCCUCCUGCUCUAAAAGAUAAGCUGGCAUCUUUUGAGUUGGAUCCAAACUAAGGUAGUCGUGCUUUAGUCACAUUUGUCUUUGUUGGCUUGAUUGUUCAGAAUAUACCACCUUUUAUAUGCUAUAUAAGAUUUCAGGUCAGUGAUUAAAUUUAACAGGACUAGUUAAUUGUGACCAGCAUAAGUCCCAUUGAUUUCAACUGGACUAAUAUAUAGCUAACUUUGUCUGGACCCAACACUAUAUCUUGGCUGCUCCCACCGUAACAGUUCUGAAUUCUGCUUUACAUUCAUGAACUAUCCAUAAGGUUCAGCGUUUUGGAUACUUUAGUGCAGGGAGUAACAUAAAUUCUACUCGUUACUGGUGCAGAGCAGAACUCCGACAUAUAGUUAGCAGAGUGAAAACUUACGUUGCAGGAUUCCCAAAGAAAUACGUAGACCAGAGGCAAUUCAUAUUUCACCCAGCAGAGCUUUACUGCUACUUAAGGCAAAUAAGCGUAAUGGUCACAAAUCCAAUACAUUCAGGAUUCGCACUGUCCAUAAGAAAUCCAGUUGCAGCAGACUUAAACUUACAAUAUCUUACAAUAAGACUAAAACCUUAACACUAAGCGUACUAUAUACAGAACACUACACCAGAAGGAAAGAGAUAGAAAGUGAAACUCGGGUUCCUUCUGGCCCUACUUUUAUAGUCAGCAUGACCUUGACAGAAAGACCUUGAACAGAACCAGUUUAAGCCCGCUGUACUCAACUUCUCUGAAGGAAUAACCCAAACGUCAUGAACCUUCUGCUUGUUUCUAGGCAGAAUAGACACUUAGGUGUCAGAUAGAAACUUUCAGCUUGCACCAGUUUCUCUCACACACAGAAGCUUCCAUAACUUUCUUGAAUUAAUUAAAAUGGGAAAGAUCUCUACACGUCAGAUCAAUACUUUCUGUACCAAGAAAUGCAAACUGAGAGGGAGGCGGGACUAUAACAUUUAUGCCCUGCUUGUAAACUUCCUAGAAACUUGUCGCUGGUUGAGACCAGAUUGCUAGACUACAUAGAGCCUUGGUUUGAUUCCAUAGGCUUAUAAUGCCGUUCUUAGAAAAGAAGAGCCAAUUCACACUACAUCAGCAAGCCUGUUUAUUGCGUGUACACCAUUGUUUGCAGUGACAAACACAACAAAGUGUAAAAGGGAGCUUAUAUGGCAUAUAUGGGGAGCCACAGCCAAAUGCUCUCAUUUUUUCAAAGCAUCUCCCCAUCAACCUGAGCUGCUUUGAAAACACAAGAGUUGAUAACAAGGAAAGGAGAGGCAAGGGUACUGAAGGAUGAAUGUAUUUAGGCUUCACUCCAGUUGCAGAUGCAGACUGACAGGCUUAUCAAAAGGCUUCAUAGGAAAAGUGGGUUAUGAGAAGGGAUUUGAAGGAAGAGAGAGAGAGAGUUGGUGGUCUGGGAGGGACUUGCAGGCAUUAACUUUAAUAAUAAGUAAACAUGUAACGUCUAUCUGUGUCUUACAGAAAACUAGCAGUCAUGUACAGCUUGGGGUUGUGCAUAAUCCUGCAUCGAAAAUAACUGAAGAUAACACUGUCAUUGCAAGGGCAAUCUUGGCAGCUUUUCUCACGCAGAAAAACGCUAGUCUGAAAAACUUUCUCGGUCGGAUUCUAAAAGAGGACACGGCAAGAUCUCUCGCUACGGGAACUAAAAUCAAGACACUUCUUGUUCCGGUUAGUAGUUUUAUACUCCCUUUACUCUCUUCGCACUUGCUGAUCGUACAAGACAGCGAAGUCAUUUUAAAGGAGGGCCCUCCUCAGUUGGUGCCGUUGCACCGUGAAUUCAAGGAGAAACUGAUUUAAGUGUUUGGAAGUGCUGUUGCCAGGCUGGAUUUGACACCCAGUCUCUCUUUGGGGGAGAUGUUUUAGCUUUUCUGAGCUGGGAGACAUCUUGUUACUUUUCUGUUCUAGGGCAUGAAUAACGAUGCGUUUGAGAAGAAGUACAACACGAUAGGCGUCAAUGUAAUUCAGGCUCACAAGGUGUUUUGUCGAGAGGUUCUUAAGCUGCUUCCUGGGCAAAUGGCUGUUGUUAGUAAUGGCAGGGUAAGUAAACAAGUAAACUCAUUGGUAGGACGAACUUCACUCAGCUUAUCGAGAAAGCCCAGCUCUUGCUCUUUUUUCAUCUCACUGGCAACUUCUUAUCCACCAUUCCAAAUCAGCAGUAGGGAACCUCUGGUUGUGGGCCUCAUUUGGCAUGUAGUUUUACCUGCAAGGUCCUAAUCUUCCCCAAACCAGGCCCACAUGCCCUACACCUGAUGUCAUAUAUAAGGGUUUGCAGGAAGGUAUAGAUCUGGCUCUUUUCUGUAAGCAGACACUGCUGAACGGCUGAUGGUUGACAUCUGCAAACCUCUGAGCCUUUUCUCACAGAGUUUCAUUGCAAAUCACCCAAAGGACAGCAUUUCUCCUGGUGUCCCAGUUGCAUUAUUGAAACGUCCUGCAGGGGUUGAGGGAGGUCAGGAUUCAGGCUGCUGGUUGGAUCCAUUUCCCCACCCAGACACAUUAUACUUGGGCUUGGGGUCCUAUUUAUUUAUAGAAUUUAUAUACCGCCCUAUACCCAGAGGUCUCAGAGCGGUUCACAGAACAAGGUCAACAUAAAAACCACAAUAUAUGUAAUCAAAAUAAAAACAACAACCCAAUAACCCCCCCCCAAAAAAAAACAGAGCCACAUUUUAAAAAGGCAUAGGAUGUCAAUCAGAUCAACCAAAGGCCUGGUUAAAAAGGAACGAUUUUGCCUGGUGCCUAAAGAUGUAUAAUGAAGGCGCCAGGCGAACUUUGCUGGGGAGAGCACUGCACAGACAGGGAGCCACUGCAGAGAAGGCCCGUUCUCGUGUUGCCACGCUCUGGACCUCUCGGGGAGGAGGCACACAAAGAAUGGCUUGAAUGGGUCUUCGCCACUCCAGCUAAGCCCUUCAUCUGAAUGAAGCUAGCCAGGUGACUGGGAAUGGCCGCUGGGACCAUAUAACACUGGUCUUGAGAGAUCUGCACUGGUUCCCAGUACGUUUCCAAGCACAAUUCAAAGUGUUGGUGCUGACCUUUAAAGCCCUAAACGACCUUGAUCCUGUAUACUUGAAGGAGCGUCUCCACCCCCGUCGUUCUGCCCGGACACUGAGGUCCAGCUCCGAGGGCCUUCUGGCGGUUCCCUCACUGUGAGAGGUGAGGUUACAGGGAACCAGGCAGAUGGUCUUCUUGGUAGUGGCGCCCGCUCUGUGGAACGCCCUCCCAUCGGAUGUGAAGGAAAUAGAAUCAUAGAAUCAUAGAAUCACAGAAUCAUAGAGUUGGAAGAGACCACAAGGGCCAUCGAGUCCAACCCCCUGCCAAGCAGGAAACUCCAUCAGAGCACUCCUGACAUAUGGUUUUCAAGCCUCUGCUUAAAGACCUCCAGCUAUCUUAUCUUUAAAAGACAUCUGAAGGCAGCCCUGUUUAGGGAAGUUUUUAAUAUUUAAUGCUGUAUUGUUUUUAACACUCGAUUGGGAGUCGCCCAGAGUGGCUGGGGAAACUCAGCCGGAUGGGCGAGGUAUAAAUAAUUUAUUAUUAUUAUUAUUAUUAUUAUUAUUAUUAUUAGUUCAUCCGGUCUCAGCACCCAAUGGUAUAUAAAAAACCGAAGCUGCUGGCACAGCACCAUUUACUUCUGACUUCCUUGCCUCUUCGCAGGGAAGUGAUACAAUUGUAUACUCACCUAGGAUUCAGCAGGUCUAAGAAGGUGGUGACCUUGACAGGUCAGCGAUCAUGUAAUAAAUGGAGCCACCAUCUACAGUGAGACUCUGAACCAGUUUGGUUGUCCAGAAUGGAAAUAUUUCCAUGCCUGAGUGUGGAGUGGGCCUGCACAGAGUAUUGGUGAAUCGCCUAGCUGCCAAGGCAGCACUGUGUGCUCUUUCCUCUGGAUCAGGGGAUGCUACCCCAUGGCUGAUGAUGCUCCAGCACAUUACACUAAAGGCCCAGAAGGGGGCAAGGGGAAAGAAGCACCAAUGCCAUUGUCACUCUCAUUUUGUCAUCCAGACACGAUAUGAAAGAGUGCAUUCAAAAUGCGCAGAAUAUAACACACAAGUACUUUGAGCUUCACUGGCAGCUAGGCUUGUUCUAGGUGCAGAUGCUGGUUUGAAGCCUUGAAAAGCAAAAUGUAGCAUUCCUCCCCCAUCCCCACCAAUGUCUUAAUUUGUUUGUAACAGAUAAUAGGCCCUCUACGUGAAAAUGAACUGACCGCAGAAGACUUUGACUUGUUGGAGCAAGUAACGCUAAGUAAGGCAACAGCGAAGGUCAAAGCCCUGGUCAAGGAAAUGGGUGUUGGUGGUAAACGGUAAUAUUUCAUUCAAUUUUUUUUAUAUUAAAAUAUUUUUGUGGGGUUCUCUUGGAUUGUAGCUAGAGCUUUCCUCACUAGCCAAGGCAAUGCGACUUUGGACAUUCACUCCUUUAGAUCUAAAUCAAUUUGACAGUUUGCAUUUGAGUUUUAAUGUCUUUUGAAAGCCUUCAGAAUGUUAUGGUGACACUUCCUGGUAUAUAUUUUAGAGGGUAAAUAUAGCUGAUUGUUUGCCUUGAAGAAAAAAACCUUUUCUUCUUUUCUUUAGCGGCAGUAAUUUAGCAAUGAAAGUGAGUGCGCUUCUUUCUUCCUUGCCUAAAAGUGAUGUCCGCCGAGAUAUUGACUUUCUCAAAGAGAAGCACAGGUAAAAAGCCUCUAAAUUGUUGCGUGUUAGUUUUUGCCACAGUGCAUUCGUCGUCGUGAAAUCUGAGUGAUACGUAAGAUGUUUCAAUACUUAAUUAAACAUUUUUAGCACUUGAUUUAUUAUGUGUACAGGCAAUGAACAAUCCACACAUAUACCCAAGAACAGAACUUGAUCUAAAAACUUGCUAUCUAAGACCAUAGUUGAUUUAAUUGUUCAGAGCUGAAAAUAAAUGUUCUUGAUGCUGCUUUUAGCAUUCAUUUAUCUCUGCUGAUCAGGCAUGUGUGGAUAGGCUCACAUGGUCAAAACCCCAAAGACAGUGCACAGGAAUGGGGGGUAUCAGCAGAGCCCUGAGGUUUGCAGAAGUACAUAAAAACUGGUGGUAAAAUAGACCUCAAGGGGGACUCCCCCCCCCCCGCAAAAAAAUAAUUAUCAGAGUCCAUGAAAUGCUGACUAAUUAUUGGCAGGGGAAUUGGAUGGGAGGGGGAAUGAAGGACAGGAUCACGGACUGCGCAAAACACUAAAACAGGAACACUUCAAGCUGCAACAUUUUGUUGUGGGUUUCACUUGAUGUAUUUAAUAAAGGUUCUGAUAACACAUCAGUCAGAACUCUUAUGAAGCCUGGCUUUUAGAAAUGGAUAAACUGCUACAUUCCGACAUGCCUUAAUGACUGGAGUUUGGGGGAUUUCUCUGUUGUUUUGUAAUUAUUAAUUAUGUGUGUGGCAACUGAGAUUAAGUCACUUUCUUUAGUUUGUCCCAAAUUCUUCAGUUCGGAAACCUGUUUAUAUUGUGGUUCUGCUUUUAAGUCAUAUCCCAUCACUUCAAGAAAUACUUUAAAAGUCUUUUUUCCUGUGCUUUGUAAUUGCUUGAUGUAAACCUCCACUUGACACAAUAUUUUUCUCUGGAGGUAGUUCAUGCUGUGUGUUAUGAAGCAAUGAGAUAUCUGUUGAACCAGAGCAUGCUUUCUAAAAAUACAAAAGGGUUAUAUUAUAAAAUUCCAGUGUAUGCCCUCCCUACAAAUCAUACUUGCCCUUUUAUAUACCUUGCUCAACACUGGGUGUGUUUACUCCCCACAGUGUACUAAAGAUAGAUCCAGAGCAGAAAAGUGAACCCUUCUUUGACGUUGUUGGCAUUGUAGACCCGUUGUCGAGAGAAGCACAGAAGCUGUCACAUUUACUGAUUGUAAGAUCAUAUUGAUUUCUUGUAUGCAAUUCCAGCUUUGUGAUUUAGUUAAGACCUGUGUAGAAUGCUGGGGAGAGAGAGAACAAACCAGCUUCCAAUCCUCAUUUGACCAUGAAAUUUACUGGGUGACUUUGGGCCACUUCUCUCUUUAAUGCUAACCUCCUUCAUAAGAGGAUUAUGUAUAUAUGUACGUUUCCGAGCACAAUUCAGAGUGUUGGUGCAGACCUUUAAAGCCCUAAACAGCCUCGGUCCUGUAUACCUGAAGGCAUGUCUCCACCCCCAUCGUUCUGCCCGGACACUGAGGUUCAGCUCCAAGGGCCUUCUGGCGGUUCCCUCACUGCGAGAAGUGAGGUUACAGGGAACCAGGCUGAGGGCCUUCUUGGUAGUGUCACCUGCCCUGUGGAACACCCUCCCAUCAGAUAUCAAGGAGAUAAACAACUACCUGACUUUUAGAAGACAUCUGAAGGCAGCCCUGUUUAAGGAAGUUUUUAAUGUUUGAUGUUUUAUUGUGUUUUUAAUAUUCUGUUGAGAUCUGCUCAGAGUGGCUGGGGAAACCCAGCCAGAUGGGCAGGGUAUAAAUGUUAUUGUUGUUGUUGUUGUUAUUAUAUGUAGCAUGGGGGAAUAUUCAAUUUGAAGUGGAUUUAGGGCAAUGCAACCACUUCUGUUGCACUUGGGUAUGGUGUGAGAAGUUGCAAACAAAUAAAUUUAUAUGUAUGAUGAAAGUGUCUGGAAUUACGUUGUUGCCCCAUGCAAAUUGCUGUGCUUAAUUCUGGAUAGGGCAAAAUCCCACACAAAACAAUUUCGUUAAUACGAGAAUUGUUUCUGUUAGUUCCUUGGUCAGGUUGUCAACAUGAAACUGAGGCUGUUUAUGAACUGUAGAUUCAAGCUGUCAGAGGCGCCUUUGAAAAGGUAAGUAGCACGUGAAGUUUAUUAAUGAAAUGUGCCCCAUAAUAUGGUUCCCACUUAGAAGUAGUUGCCUUGCCUUAUGACUUUACUCAUUAGGCAGUGAGUAUUCCACAAUCUUCUGCUAGUUUCAUUUACGUUUUCCCACUCUGCUGCUUCUCGACUGCAUCUUUCCUUCUCUCCAAAUCUUCCUUUCUUUCUGUUUGGAAUUACUGAGAGUAAUUUUGCAAGUAUUGCCACAAAUACUUGAUCUUCCAGUCCUUUCAUGCACCCAGGCAUUAACACCCACUUCCUGCUUCUCUGAAUUCUUAAAUAAAUGUGCACAUUGGUUGACUGCACUCUGUUAGAAACAUGCUUAGCAUAAAUGCAGCAACUCGUCGCUCGGUGCUGGUGCUUAUAAAACAUUAGUGGGUAUUAAUGCAGAAAAAUGGUCCUUUAAGCAAAGUAUAUCCUCAUAGAAAGAGAGCUUAUAAUUGUAAUCACUUUAUAAUUGGAAUCGCUUAUCAGAGCUCAUCAUAUUACCAUUUAUUUAUCAUUUUUGCUGUAUUUGCUUUCUGCCGUGUAACCAACAGCCAGGAAGCCCUUUCCUUUUGCCAAAAUAAUUAGAUCAUUUGUUACAAUAUUAUGAGUUUUCUGUGACUUGUAUUUGCUUUCUCCCAGGCAUAAAAUGGGUUCUGGGCAGGAAAAUUAAUCAUUGUGUGCCUCAUGUUUUUGAAGGGCUUGUUCACUUGCCCUAUAUAAUAGGGCUGUCGCAUUCAGCUGGCUAAUGCUGGCGUCCUAAGUUGCGUGUUCUGUUUUUCAAAGGGCUGGUAACACCGGCCGCGUUCUUGGCACGUGUUGACAGUGAAGAGAAUGUGUUUGUUGAGGGCUCGGCUGGUAAUUGUGGCACAGGAAUCCGACCUGAGCUAGAAGAACUAUAAAGCCUCUGGAAAUUAAAAAUAAAGAAAGGGUGCAAGAGAUCUCCUACACUGUCUUGUCGCGUGUGGAUUAGCUGCUUCAAAAAUAGCAGCAUUUGCAUGCUCGGCAAUGAUGAAUGUAUAAAAUAGGAUCAGAGGAUUCAAAGGUGUUUUAAAAAGGUUGUUAUGCAAACUUUUCAGUUGCAUCUUGCCCUUCCUUUCCUGCUCUUUUCCCUUUAAUACUGACAUUUGUAUCCUUGCCGUAGUUUUUAUCGUUUUGUUCUGGAGCCCGAACUUGUUUCAGGGGCAAGUGGUUCCUUUCCUCUUGCACCGGGAGCAAACUUCUUUGAAAUGCCAGAAUCCCCUCUCCUGACCCUCAACAUGAUAACUCCAGAAAGCUGGCUGGUUGAAGCGGUGAACAGUUCUUACGACCUUGAUAACAUUUAUUUGAAAGACGUAAGUACUGUUUUCUAAAUGUACGCGUAGGAAUUGCACAAAUGCAUGACUGACAAAUUAAUAAUUCUCCCCUCCCUUUACAAAAACAUUCAGGAUUUGUGUUUUCUUUAGGACUUGCAGACCAAAAAUGCCUCAAGAAAAAUAACAUGAUAAAUGUUUGCCCUGUUUCAGAUACAUUUAGUUACAAUCAGAUAGAUAAAUCAGGUAGAUUUAGUGACAAAAGAAGUUUUUUGAAUAUGUACUAAGCACGAAACCAAGAAGGAGCGGAAGCCAUAACUUGAUGUGUGAAUGUUUUUAAAUAGUGAAUUGUUCUAUUUUCAAACUUUAUAGCAUACCUAAAGGUUUGCAGUUGCACUGUAUGCCUUUACGGUGUAAAUUCUGGGUCUGUUUUUCUAUAGCUCAUCAUAGACUGUUUUUGAUACACUUGCCUGACAGUAUAAGAAGUUUUGUAUUGGUGGUAGAACGAGUUGGUAGCAAUAAAUCAGGAGUCCUGCUGAGUUACACACAUUUAUGUAUUUUGCCUCUCCUUAUAUUACAAAGAACAUUGCUUUGUUUCCAUUAUUUUGGCAUGGGUUUAUUUUUGCCUAAGGAUGAGUAUUUUUGUAUUGAAUAAAUUUGUAAAGUACCGUAGCUUCCUCAUGCUAACUGUCUAGCCAGCUGCUGACACUAAUGGCUGACAAGCUUAGGUAUGUGCAAAUACUUGGACUAGCUUAGGGCCCCACCAAAAUGAAAACGUGACAGGGGAUUUUGGAUUAAUCACUUUUUAGGCAGGGUCCAUCUAGGUCUAAAACAAUAAAGCUAACAUUUUCUAUCUGGGAACCCUGAAGAACAUGGAGUCAGCCCUGUUGUGCAAUUCAUUUUUAAUAUAUUUGGACGAAGAGUAGUAAAUAAGGAAAGCUACCACUGAAAUUUGCUGUGUUGGCAUACAGUGCCAAAAAGCAGUAGAGGAAUGGCCCUUAGCUCAGUAGUAAAAGUUUCCUAGCAUCUCCAGGUAGCAUCUCCUGGUAGAGAACUCUGUCGAGAAGUCCUGGAGAGCUUCUACCAGUCAGUGUAGAGAAUACUGAGCUAGAUGAACCAAUGGUCUGACUCAGUACAGUGGUACCUUGGUUCUCAAACUUAAUCCAUUUUGGAAGUCCAUUCCAAAACCAAAGCCUUCCAAAACCAAGGCGUGCUUUCCCAUAGAAUGUCAUGCAAAACAGAUUAACCGUUCCAGACUUUUAAAAACAACCCCUAAAACAGCAAUUUAAAAUUUAUUUCACUCUCUAACUAGACCAUUGAUCCAUAAAAUGAAAGCAAUAAUCAAUGUACUGUAGUAUAAAAUAAAUAAGGCAGUAUUGUAUAUGAUAAAAAUUAAAAUUAAUUUUUUUUUCUUACCUGCACUGAUGAUUGUUUGGAUGGGGGGCUUUUAUCCAUUUCCGCAGUCACACACUCAAUCAACCAGUAGCUGAACCAGGUUCCACAGUCACAAAAACAAAUUAAUCAAAAAAGCCUCAAAAACAAAAACGCAAAAUAAAUAGCAAAAACAAACGCACCAAACUUAAUCCGUUCCUGAAGUCCGUUUGACUUCUGAAAUGUUCGAAAAUCAAGGCGCAGCUUCUGAUUGGUGCAGGCACCUCGGAAACAAUAGCUGACAGCCGCAUUGAAUGUUCAGCUUCUGAAAAAUGUUCGAAAACCAGAACACUUCCGGGUUUUCGGCGUUUGGGAACUAAGGCGUUAGAGAACCAAGGUACCACUGUAUACGGUGGCACCCCAUGUUCCUAUCUUCUUAAGAGAAGCAAACUUCCUAAAAUAAGCAUGAUGAAUUCUGGGUAAAAAACUGAAUGUCAGUUGAAAUCGCAGCUGCUGCAAAAUUAAUUAAUUCUUGGACAGCUGGGGGAAGGGACCCUUUCCCCCUCCUUCUGCCUUAUUAGAAAGGACAGAGCUUAAAUACAGUGGAAGCAAGGCUGAAUCAGAUCUAAUGCCUUCAGUAAGACUGAGCCUUCUGCGCAGGUCCCUAGCCAAAACGUUUGACUAUCCGUAUAUGCCUCCCACUUCCUAAUUUCUGGAAUUCUAAACCAAUGAAAUUGUGCAUUUUCACAGGUUGAGAGUGUUGUUUCAGCAGAGUAUGAGCUGGAGUAUUUGUUGCUUGAAGGACAUUGUUUUGAUGUCGCCACUAGACAGCCAACUCACGGACUGCAAUUCACUUUGGGAACUAGGAAAAAUCCUGUUAAAGUUGAUACCAUUGUGAUGGCCAAUCUGGUAGGUUCUGGCUAAGCCUGGUGAUGGAAUACUUUAUUUGACCAAAUGCUUAUUAAAGGUAAAGGUCAAGGUACCCCUGCCCGUGCGGGCCAGUCUUGUCAGACUCUAGGGUUUUGCGCUCAUCUCACUCUAUAGGCCGGGAGCCAGCGCUGUCCGCAGACACUUCCGGGUCACGUGGCCAGCGUGACAAGCUGCAUCUGGCGAGCCAGCGCAGCACACGGAACGCCGUUUACCUUCCCGCUGGUAAGCGGUCCCUAUUUAUCUACUUGCACCCGGGGGGUGCUUUCGAACUGCUAGGUUGGCAGGCGCUGGGACCGAACGACGGGAGCGCACCCCGCCGCGGGGAUUCGAACCGCCGACCAUGCGAUCGGCAAGUCCUAGGUGCUGAGGUUUUACCCACAGCGCCAUAUUAUUGGCUACCUAAACACAACUGGCCCAUUAUUAUUUGAUUCUUUUAUUCUUUUGGGCCCAGAAAUGAUGGUUAAUUAUAACGGUACAUAUGGUUGUUUCAGACAAGCUGAAGAUUUUGCUUCGGCUUUUGACUUACUACAGCUUAGUGUUGCAUCUGACAACGAAUAGACUGCUGUUAAUCUUAACUAUGGUUUAUUAAAACAAGCCAACUUCCUAACAUGGUUAUGUCAUGUUUUUGUGAGCUAUAGUUAAGUGUGACCACAGUUUAGGAUAUAGAUCCUGCAUUGCAGUGGAUGGCCCUUGGUGUCCCUUCGAACUCUGCAAUUCUGUGAUCCUAUGACCCAACACUAAACCGUUUAAUAAAAAAUGGAAUGGAAGCUUCUAAUCUUCUAUUUGUGGUUGCAGCAGCAGAUUUUUUUUUAAGGGGUCAAGGAUUUCAUGAACUUGAGGUUCCUACAGACUCAUUCUACAUGCAAAUACAGGGGCAAUAGCAGAAAAAUGCUAUUUUCAGGUCACUGUCCCAUGAUAGUAUGUAGGAUGUGGUGUCAUGAGUAGAAUUUUCCCAGAGGUUCUAAGUCAGGCAUAGCCAAACUUGGCCCUCCAGAUGUUUUGGGACUACAAUUCCCCUCAUCCCUGACCACUGGUCCUGUUAGCUAGGGAUGAUGGGAGUUGUAGUCCCAAAACAUCUGGAGGGCCAAGUUUGGCCAUGCCUGUUCUAAGUGAUCUUUACAAUUCUGUAAAGGGGCCAUAAUUAAUGUUAACACUGCUUUAUUUAAAACAAACCAGCUUGAUCAACCAUAGUUUGAAGUUGGCUUGUUCCAAAACUAUAACCGCUGGUUGUCAGAUUUAGACAAUGUUACUGGCUGCAGGCCAACUAAAAUAGAAGUGAGCUUCCAAACUCUGCUUCCGGGACUACACUCGGGGAGGAACAGGCAAAUCUGGGGGCAGGCUAGGCUUUGUAGAACACAGCCACUGUUUACAAAGAAAGUGUUCUCCCCUCCUGCUUUCAAAGCAAUAUUUCCAUUUUGUUUGUUUUUUUCCUUUGUAGGGUUAUUUUCAGUUGAAAGCAAAUCCAGGUGCUUGGAUUUUGAGACUACGUGAAGGAAGAUCCGAAGAAAUCUACCAAAUAUAUAGGUAAGUCAUAACAUGACAUUUGCUAAUGGUGUGGCGGUCACUGGAACUACUGCAGAGAAACAUUCAGGCAUCAACACAACUCUGUUCAUUCUACUGUUUGCAACAGCACAGUCUGACUAGGUGUUUUGCUCCUUGCAUCUUCUGAAGGAAUGAUGUUCACCAAACUGUCCUGGUUCAAAGAGAAGCCUUUGGAAGAAGUCACAUUCUUCUCACUUCAUCUGAAUUGGGAAUUUGGCAGUCUUAACAGUACAGUCCCAGGCUACAAGACUUAGGAAUGUUACAUGACUACAGUGUCUUACUGCAAAAAGGUUUAAAAUCACAGGAAUAAAAAUUCCAUAACGGGUAUAAACAGGGAGUUUAACAUCCUUAGCAUCCUCGUUUUUUUAAAUAAGGAAAGAUAAUUUCAGAAAUGGGGUAAAUUAAAAGAAACAAACAUAUGCAGAUUUGCUUACUCGUUUAUUUUAUGUUGCAGAGUUCAGCUUUUCUUGGUACAGAAUUUGGGCUUAUUAUUUAAAGCACAUGAAUAACCACCGUGCAAUUGACAAAGAAGGGCACUAAAUCCGCUAGAAUUUGUUGGAAUUAAACAUAACAGUAGGUUGGUUUCUGGAUGCACUAAACGAUCUGUUCUUUAAAAAAGAAAUACAUUGGUAUUCAGGUUACUAACCUCCUCCUUGAAAUUAUUCUUUUUUUAAAAAAAGCUCCUUUGCUAUUUAGACAUUUACGGUGACACUAUUCAUGAUGGCGAUCAUCGUUUUGAAGCAGCUGCACCUGUAAAGCAGAAUUUCUUAUGCAGUGUAGCUAUGGAUGACGCCAGAUCUAAAUUUGGCAUCUCUCAAGUGACAAGAUUUCAGUCUAAUUAUUAUGAUUCAUUUGCAGUUCAAUCCAGUGCUUCUCUAUUUAUAGUGCUGUCAGGCACUGCAAGGCUUGGAUCAGGAACCCUGCAGGUCAGAGACAGGUUUGCUGCUGCCUGCACCAUUUGGGCUGCUGAACCCCAGAAAUGCUGGUGAUCUGGGAAUAUUUGACAAAUGAAGCAGAACUCUUUUAAACAAUGGCUUCAGCUGAGAGGGUAGAUGGUUAUCAAAGAAUUCUGUGUUUGAGGGGGGAUUACAAUAACAUUUAGAGAUUAAAUUGCUCAUUCUUUAAAUUGAUAUCCCUACAUAUGUAAAUUUGUUCCUUAUUAUUGUCCUGUCUUAGGCAAGUCAAUUGGCACUUUUGUAAAAAUAAAAAUCAACAACUUUUGGGGUUUCCUGGUUUAUACUUUGUGAAAUAUGGCAACCCUAUUAUUGUUGUUUAAAUCUUGACCCUGUCUAUUGAUAGCUUUUUAUUGUUUUGUACAUUUGUACUAGAAGAGUAGGAUAAAAAUGCUCUAAUAAUGAAAGACGGUAAAUAUGUGUCUACUCAGAAGUAAGUUCCACUGUGUUCAAUGGGUCUUACUUUCAGGUAAUUGUAUGAAGGAUGCUGGCUUGGAAAAUAAAAUAAAGCAAUAAACUGAGGUUUCUGAAAUCCAGAUUCUGAGCAAUUUAUCUUAAAGCUGGGAUGGUUUCCUGAAAUAUGUGUUGAUAUUACAUUAAUCAAGAGACGUGGGUGGUGUUGUGUUUCAUCUCUCAUUUCAGCCCCAAGCCUUUUAAUGGAUUUUUAAAAUAAGUGAACCUGCCAUUGUUUAAAAGAUGUUUAAAAAUAAGCGAACCCUUUGACAGUGAUGCUCUGUAAUCAAGCAACACUCCUUCCCAAAAGUAAUGCAGCUCUCUUAAGCUCAGUGUUAUAAAUGAUUGAACAUUUAAAAAGAUUUUAGAAGGAGAUACCAUAUUGUUGUUAUCAAAUUGAAGGCUGUACAAAUAAUAUGAAUUCAUGAAUUAAUAAUAAUAAUAAUAAAUUUUAUUUAUACCCCGCCCUCCCCAGCCAAGGCCAGGCUCAGGGCGGCUAACAACCAAUAAUAAAAAUGAGUUGAAUGAGUACAACUUAAAAACAAGAUUAAAAUACAACAUGAAAACAUUAAAAUGCAGCCUCAUAAAAGGAGGAGAAAGGAAAAAAGAGAAAGAGGGGGAGGGAGUCAAAUUGACUCCAAGCCAAAGGCCAGGCGGAACAACUCUGUCUUACAGGCCCUGCGGAAAGAAAUCAGAUCCUGCAGGGCCCUGGUCUCAUGAGACAGAGCAUUCCACCAGGCCGGAGCCAGUGUUGAGAAGGCUCUGGCUCUGGUUGAGGCUAAUCUAACUUCCUUAGGGGCCGGGACCUCUAGGGUGUUGCUAUUUAUGGACCUUAAGGUCCUCUGUGGGGCAUACCAGGAGAGGCGGUCCCGUAGGUACGAGGAUCCUAGGCCGUGAAGGGCUUUAAAGGUCAAAACCAGCACCUUAAAUCUGACCCUGUACUCCACCGGGAGCCAUUGCAGUUGGAAAAGCACUGGGUGAAUAUGCUCCCAUGGCAGAGACCCCGUGAGGAGCCUCGCUGCAGCAUUCUGCACCCGCUGGAGUUUCUGGGUCAGCUUCAAGGGCAGCCCCGCAUAGAGAGAAUUACAGUAGUCAAGCCUGGAGGUGACCAUCGCAUGGAUCACUGUGGGCAGGUCAGGGCGGGAAAGGUAAGGGACCAACUGCUUGAUGCGGCGAAGGUCCCGACCCAGCCAGAGAACCUCUGUCUUUGAAGGAUUUAGUUUCAAUCUGCUCCCACGAAACCAUCCAGCCACAGCUUCCAAGCAUCUGGUCAAUGUGUGUGGGGCCAAGUCGGUGUGGCCAUCCAUCAGCAGAUACAGUUGAGUGUCAUCAGCAUAUUGGUGACAGCCCAGCCCAAAGCUCUGGACAAUCUGGGCAAGGGGGCGCAUAAAGAUGUUAAAAAGCAUUGGGCAGAGGAUUGUGCCCUGCGGCACUCCACACACCAACGAGUGGCGUGCCAACAUCUCCCUCCCUAGCGCCACCCUCUGUCCCUGACCAGAGAUAAAAGAGCACAGCUGUUUAUGGGCUAUGCCCUGUAUCCCCACGUUGGUAAGGCGGUGGUCCAGAAGAUCAUGAUCGACCAUGUCAAAGGCUGCUGACAAAUCAAAAAGAAUCAGCAGUCCUGACCCACCUCGAUCCAGUUGUCUACGGAGAUCAUCUGUUAGGGCAACCAGAGCCAUCUCAGUCCCGAAACCAGGAUGGAACCCAGACUGAAAUGGAUCUAAAGCCGAUGUUUCCUCCAGAAACCAACCAAGCUGUUCAGCAACCGCUCUCUCAAUUACCUUACCCAGAUAUGGAAGAUUUGAAACUGGGUGGUAAUUGGAUAGGUCUAAAGGAUCUAGUGAAGUUUUCUUUAAAAGCGGACGCACCACUGCUUCCUUCAGUUCCCCUGGGAAUGUCCCCGUGCCAAGGGACAAAUUGAUAAUUUCAACCAGGGAUUGAAGUCAUGGGGGGGUAUUUUUUGUCUCCUUUUGUUACCCCACCCAGGACCCCAGCUGCAUUUGAUAACAUGGGUGUUUACCUUCAGUGCUGUUUGUCAAACUGAUCAUUUUGCACUGACAUUUGACUACCUAAGGAACAAAAUAAAAAUGGCUGCUUAAACUGACGGAACACCAGGAUCUUAGGUCAUUUGGACAUUUGAGCUGGCUACCUGGGUCCUUUCUGUACAAUAGAAAGAGCCACGACUUUAGCCUGUGCAUUCCUUCCUAUCCUUGUCAUAGCCACAAGCAAGGGUUUCCAUUUUUACUUAACCACAGCUUGUUGCAUUGUCUCAACAAAGAAAUUAUAUUAUUGAUUGAUUGAAUUUAUAUACCAUCCUAUACCUGGAGGUCUCAGGGCAGUUCACAGGAUAAAAUAAAAAUAUAAAACCACAAUAUAUAUAAUCAAAAUAAAAUCAACAACCCAAUAACACCCCAAAGAAAUAAAAGACCACAUUCUAAAAGGGCAUAGGAUGUCAAUCAGCUCAACCAAAGGCCUGGUUAAAAAGGAACGAUUUUGCCUGGUGCCUAAAGAUAUAUAAUGAAGGCGCCAGGCAAACUUCUCUGGAGAGAGAAUGUUUUUGUUUUGCUAUGUUGUUGUUGUUUGAAUUUAUAUACCGCCCUAUACCUGGAGGUCUCAGGGUGGUUCACAGAACAAAAUCAAAAUAUAAAACCACAAAAUAUAUAAUCAAAAUUAUAGUUUGUUACUAUGCUAUUGUUUUUGCUGUGUUAUGAAAUUGUUUUGUAGUGUUUGCUUGAAAUGCAUCCUGUUACUAUGUUUUAAACUACUUUGAAUAUGGUUGUGUGUGUGUGGAAAAGCCACAUACAAAUAAGAUGAAUGAAUUCCAGGUGCAGUGGUUAGGAAUUCUUGUCUGUUCCUUUCCCUAUAGAACUAUAAAUCUUGGUUUGGCAACUAAGCAAACUAACCAUAUUGGAAUAUCUACAUAUUGGGGAGCAAACAAACAAAAUGCUGUCUGUUUAUGUUUGUCCGGUCUGCAGCAUGUCUUGCUUCCUAAAACAGAGUGACGUUGGAUACAAUUGCCAAUAGAUUACAACAACAAGAGAAGUUGCCUUUAUUGUAAGAAGUGUUUCUGGCUGUUAGUCAAUGUCUUAAAGCUGGUUUUGACAUCUUCUUUUGCGGUGUGUCUGUUGGUGAUAUUCUAGACAUGCUUGCCUUAGGAAGAAUCAUUCUGAAGGCUUGCUGAGAAGGGCCCAGAUAUUUGCAAGAGAUUACCAGAUAGUUUUUGGCUUCUUUUCUGAGAAUGCCUUAAGCGGAGUGGGGGCUCUACUGAAGCUGAAUCAGUAAGUUGUCUUUUGUGCAAGAAGCCAGUCUUUUGCAUGCAGAGAUACUCGAGGGGAGAGAUUGGUAUUGGCAACUAGGCUUCAGAGACUUGGCAACAGGAGUUUUCCAAAUAGCCACUUUUUGCUUUUCAGUGUGAUUAGGAUUAUUCAUUCAAUGAAGGUACAACUGCAUAUUUUGCAUUUAGAAUUAGCUUUUAAAGACGCUGAGCCUGUAGCUUGUGGAUAACUGAUAGCUCAAGCAUGGGUUUUCGUGCCAGGUGGCCUCCAGUAGAUAGACUUUAGCUCUGGAACUCAGCUGUUGAGCAUAAUAGCACCGUAUUGAUUUAUGCUUUGUUGAACCAACUUGCUUGCUAAAUUGAUAUGACCUUCCCCCAAAAUUUAUCCUUCUGCCAGCAGCCUCUGCUGGAAGCAUAUAAAUGUGGAAAACUUCCUAAAUUAGUAAGCUGGUACAAACCAUGCUGUGAACAGGCAGUUUUCAUUCUCAUCUGAGCAAAACAUUCUACUUCUUUAUGUUGUGAUUAAAAAAGAAGUGGGAUUUUUUCUAAUCUGAAGUUAAAAUAACUUAACUUUUCCCUCCUCCUAGGCAUGAAGGAACUGAUUCUUCUGAAGUUUCAGAAGAGGUUGUUGUGGUACUAAAUAGUUUCAGCAGCAAAAUAAUCAGAGUCCAGGUAUGUAUGCUAAUAAAAACUUAUGGGAACAAUUUUAUGUUUCAUUUCUUUCUUUUCUGUGAGGUUAGUUUGGCAUGGAACUUAGUACAGUCGUACCUUGGAAGUUGAACGGAAUCCGUUCCAGAAGUCCAUUUGACAUCCAAAACAUUUGGAAACCAAAGUGCGGCUUCUGAUUGGCUGCACAAAGCUCCUGCAGCCAAUCGGAAGCCGCGGAAGCCCCAUUGGACAUCCGGGUUCCAAAUAGGUUUGCAAACCAGAACAGUCACUUCCAGGUUUGCGGUGUUCAGGAGCCAAAACAUUUGAGAACUGAGCUGUUCGAAAACCAAAGUACAACUGUAAUGGUGCCUGGUGGGUGCUGUGUGCUGAUAACUCAAUUUGUUCUCAUGUGUAGGUACAGAAAAAACCUGAUGAAAUUCAUGAAAGCCUCUUGAGUGAUGGGGCAGCGGAAGAAGAGGAAGAUUUCAUGAUUAGGUAAACUGGCUUGUUUGCAUUCGGGCAAACCAGCACAUUUGAUUUCCCUUUUUGGGAAGAAACUUAAAAGAAACUGGGCCUUCCUCAAUGAAGAUGUUAAACAUUAUUUUAUGUACAGCAGUGUAGUGUUGAAUUUUGCAGUGCUGAAAUUUACCAUGAUGGUCCCCGUAGCCAUUGCCCACCCCCAGGAAAAGUCCAGAAAUACAGUUUUGUCGAUCAUGCAUAUCUUCAAAAGCAGCACUGCAUAGUACAAUAUCAAUUUUAUUAGGAACAACUGAUGCAGAAAGUUUCUUCACUGUGGACAUUAUUUGGGGCAUUUAUUACUCCAUUCUUCAGGCUCCCAGAACAAGUAGCAAAGAUUUUUGAAUGGGCAGAAUGAUAACACAGGGAGAUUAAAACGAGCAGAGCAGCCAGAGUGUAUUACUUCCAGCCAGACUAGGAAAGAAAGAACAGUUUUAAAAUGUGAAGAUUUAAAAAGAGAGCCAAGGUGCUAGAGGUAGUUAGGAUUGGGGCAGGAGAACGAGGUUCAAAUUGCCACUUGGCCAUGAACUUCACUGAGUGGCCUUGGGCAGCCACAACCUCUCAGCCUAACCUACCUCACAUGGUUUUUUGUGAGGGUGCCUUGGAGGAAAGAAGGGAUAAAAACAUAUUCAAUAAAAUUAAAAAGUCCUGGACAAAUAAUAAAUUUCUUCACAUGGUACUGAAAAUACGUUAAAUUCAGCAGCAGCCGAGUCCUCCCCUGGUGAUAUUAUUGCACGGUUUGGGCAACACAACCGAGAAGGGCCAUGUCUUGGGGCAGUAAAACAGUGUUCAGCAGACUUCUCUGGGCUCUUGUGCCUUCCUCCUUUUUCUUCUUCUUUUGUCUUGAUGUUCACUUUUAAAUGCCAGCUGAAUAAUGCUCUUUUUGAAGUUCUACAGGAGGGACUCAAAAAGCAGAAAACGAAAAGAAAAUGGAUAUGUUAAAUAUAUUUUCUGUUGCUUCCGGCCAUUUGUACGAACGGUUUUUAAGGUAACUGAUUCUUUUCGUUGUUGUAUUUUAGGAUAGGAUUGUGUUUUCCCCCGGUAUUUUAACUUUGAAAGUGGAGUGAAGUAUUUAACAUGGAGCUUUUGAGUGCUGGGGGCAGGUUGUACGAGCAGUAUAAGCAAGACAUGUGUAGUUUAAGAGGCUUGUUACUGGAUUUUUUAUUUCCAGUUGUAAAGAUCUCAAAUAUAAAGUUACCUUCUGGCAUCUCUGUUGCAAUGUUUUGCUGUGCAUACGCUAAUAUGUUAACCGAUAAGAUUUUUUCCCCUCUCCAGAAUAAUGAUGCUCUCAGUUCUGCGCCACACCAAGACACCGGUUAAAUUUUGGUUUCUGAAAAAUUAUCUGUCACCAACAUUUAAAGUAAGUACACUUAUCUCCCUGUUAAGUUAAAAACUUUUGUGAGCCAUGAAAAUAAUCGCAGACUCUUGUUAGCAGAAAGAUGUCAGUGUUUUGAGAUCACAAAUCAAAACUUAUAUAUAGUAACAUCAGCAUGCAUUUUUCAACUUUAAAAUGUGACCUUUGUCUAGAUGGCCUUUGAGAGAGACAUUCGUCAUCAUUGUCUGUGCUUUCAAUUCUGUCAGGUCAAUUUGUAACUUUUAAAGCUCUUUCUUGAGUAAAAUCCAAUUCUGAGCAGUUUUAUUUCACAAAAGGUUUGGUAACUUGAAAGUGUCUCAUUGCAGCUAAUAAGAUCUGGUUCUUCUAUGAUUCUUAACUAUAGAGCAGGAAAGGAUGGAUCAGGGCCACUUAUUACAUAAUAGGCCGAUGCCUGAACUGCAGUUUAAGAUUGAGCUGUGGGGUCACAAAUGUUCCCUUCGGUCACAGUUAAGGGGUACAUCAACAUCGUAGCUAAGUGCAGUUAACACUAGGCUUUUUUUAAAAAAAGGUUUUAUGUAUUUUUAUUUUGUACUUUUCAAGUUCAUGCAUUUCACUAAUUUUAUACAUUUCACUAAUUUUACAAUUAUUUUGACAUUUCAAAACUUCCUUUCCCCUCUUUCUGCAGUUCCGUAAAUUUGUUUUUAAUAUCUUCUGCAUAUACUAAUUAACUUAAUUUGCUCAUUUAUUCAUCUCUUUUAAAUAUAUACUCUUAUGAAACUGCAGGUUAUUACAAUAAUCCUGCCAGUGUUUUUAUCUGUUUAUAAUUUAUCUGUAUUCUUUUAUAUAUAUAAAAAAUGUUAUCUUAAUUUCUUCUUCUUCUGGUAAGUUUUACCAUUUCUGCAUUUUCCAUAAGUUUUUGUAUCCAUUCUUCCUUUGCUGGGACUUCUGCUUCUUUCCAUUUUGGGGCAAGUAACAUUCUUGCCACUGUAGUAGUAUACAUAAAUAAAUUUCUAUACAUUUAGGUAGGUCUGUCCCUAUAAUUCCCAAAAGAAAAGCUUCUGGGUUUUGUUUUUUUACAAAGGUUAUUUUAAACAUCCUUUUCAUUUCAUUAUAUAUAAUUUCCCAAACACUAGGCAUUUAUCCUCCCCCCACAUCCGCCCCACCAUACCACAUAUGCGGAAGUCAACCAGGUAGACAUCAGAAUCUUAUUUCAACAGUGGUGACAGGAACAGUGUCUAUUGCCACACCUGAGAGCAACAGGCUAACUUAAGGGAUGCUGGGCAGCCACGCAGCACAUUCUGUAACACCUUGGUCCCACCCAUCAGCCCCUGGACUGUACUAAUAUUAGGUCGAGUCCUUCAAUGAUUUAGAAAGAGGAGCAAUUCCAGUUGAGAAUAACGGUCUUGAAAUCGGAGAUUGACAACUGGCUGCCCACAGGCUAUUUCCGCCCCACGCCCAAUGUAGCUUUAUCUCACAUGCCCAAAUGAUCCUCAAGGUCUGGUUAGAAAAAGAAGGUGCUUUUCCACUUCUAAAUAAAAGAAGUGGUAAGACUCGAUGUGAACCUUAUAUAUUGCCCUUGGAAGGACAAAAUGUCAUCCGUCAGACUGGUUCCUGAAAGGAUAAUUCAGGAAGCACAUUAAUUCUGCUCCGUUAAUUUUUUGUUAAUUUUUUCAAACAUUUCUUACAAUAAUCUUCAUGUCAAACAGUUGCAUUUUUUCAUAAAUUGACUUUCCACCCGCAAUUCUACAGUGUUUUUUACUCAAACCUCACAUCCAGGCAAAUCUGAGGACAUGUGUACCAUACUUGGGAAGUAUGUACUGUUAGGAGAUUGCCAAGUUUAUCACAAGAUGUUGACCAUCUGAAUGGGGGUUGGACUGUUCUCUGACUGGUGUCUGGGAUGGAAUGGCUGCUAAGAAGUAGGCCAUCCAUGAUUUAGACAUCCCCAGGGAAAAUGUGAAGCUGGGAAUUGUAUUGGAAGUAGUGCUUGCCUCAAGUUUCCCAUGUGACCUUGACAAGUUUUUUUGGCAACAGCGUGUGUGCAACUUUCUUUCUGUCUUUUUAUCUUGUAGAAAGUUAUCCCUCACAUGGCAAACAAAUACGGAUUCCAGUAUGAACUUGUGCAGUACAAAUGGCCCCACUGGCUUCAUCAACAGGCAGAAAAGCAAAGAAUCAUCUGGGGUUACAAAAUUCUUUUUCUGGAUGUUCUCUUCCCGUUGGCUGUGGACAAAAUAAUAUUUGUUGAUGCUGAUCAGGUAAAAAAGUCCAGUUUUUAAGGAAGUACAGUAAGACUGUUCUUGUAUGCAUUGGUUCAGCAUGUCCCUAAUAUGCCUGAAUGUUGUGCUUCAGGCCAGAACUGCAGUUUCGCUUGGUUAAAGUUUAACCCUAGAUUGUACCAUUUUAGUCCAUUGAGUGGGCGCAUUUGAAUGCUCCCUUUGAUGCACAUGCAGAACUAGCACAUCCCGGAGAAGAUUCAGAAACGUAAUCCUUCUCCUGGAUGAGGUUUUGUGGAAGAGCUUUUGAAAGUGCAACCCCCACUUGAGUAUUGGAGUUCAGGUAAAAUCUUUCCCAUGUUACAUUGUUGAUUGCGGGUUCCCAGUUCUGUACACUUGGCAGGGAAGUCAUUGCCAUCAAGGAUACAGCAUUUGUGACACCAUUUCUGAUGAAAAGGUCUGCUUGUAACGUUUUCACCCCAAGUGGGCCUUGGCAUUGCUAGGGUCAUGCUAGGCAUCCUCUUUCAACUGGGAGCUGGGAUGGAACUGCAUUCUAUAAUGGCUUUGAUUCCUGUUACCUGUGCCAGAGAUGUGUGUUCAACGUAUAGAGUAUGGUAGUUCAAUUCUCAGUGAUGUUCUGAUGAGAUGGGUGAAGAAAGCUUUGAAACACUUAAAAAGCCAACUUCUCCUCUCCCCCCCCCUUCCCCCUUCGGUCUCUGUUCAGCUUUUCCUCUUUCCCCCCGGCCCAGUUAUCACAGCUGGCCUCCUUCCUCGCUUUGCUCUUUCCCAGCAUUCUGCUUCCAACCUUUAAUUGGCCAUGCAUUCCAUGACGUCAUAUAGAGUGUAGGCGUUACACCAUCCUCUCUCUUUCUCCUACUGUUUAGAUUGUAAGAAGCGACUUGAAAGAACUCCGAGAUAUAGAUUUGAAAGGCGCACCCUAUGGCUAUACUCCGUUCUGUGAUAGCCGUCCAGAAAUGGAUGGCUACCGUUUCUGGAAGUCAGGCUAUUGGGCUUCACAUCUUGGAAAAAGGAAAUACCACAUUAGGUAGGUACAACCCAAUCUCUCUUCUCUGCAACCUCCUUUUUAUAGUAUGUAGAAAUUAGUAAAAACAUUUUUUAUGCCAAAGUUCUCUAUUGAAUAUUUCACUAAGCAGGAUGUCCUGAAGUACAUAUAGACGAAGCAUGGAACCUCUAUGGGUUCUUUUUAUGUGUUGAGACCUUAUUCUGGCGUCAUGUUUACCCUUCUUUUGCAUACAAAGAAAUGUGACCUUAAUACAUUGCUCUGAAACUUGUCGUUUUUAUAGUGCUUUGUAUGUUGUGGAUCUGAAGAGGUUCCGGAAGAUUGCUGCAGGAGACAGGCUCAGAGGUCAAUACCAAGCCCUUAGUAAGGAUCCAGGCAGUUUAUCCAACCUAGAUCAGGUAUGCUGCAAUUAGUGGUGUAUGUCACAAAACUAUUGUCUUGCCUGCUCUUGCUACAGUGACAGUAGCACAGUCAAGGAAAGAAAACACACCCCUGUGCUUUUAGCAUGGCCUAGUGCUGUUUCGCUACUUUGUGUAACAUUUUACUAUUCACAAUAUUCAGCUUGUAUCUUGGAACUGCAGCAGCAAUGUUAACUGGUGAUGUGUUUUUUUUCAGGACCUUCCAAAUAACAUGAUUCAUCAGGUGUCCAUUAAAUCUCUUCCUCAAGAGUGGCUGUGGUGUGAAACUUGGUGCAGCGAUGAAUCUAAGAAAAAGGCUAAAACCAUUGAUCUGGUGAGCUACCUUAUAAUAAUUCCCCUCUCCCCCAAUACACAUUCAUAGUGAACAUUUUAUCCAUCCUAAAGGAGAAUACUGUUUCAUGGUGUCUUGAAGGCAGUCCUGCUGUAAACGGUUUCAUAAUGAAGCAUUUAUUCAAUCCAUGCUGCAAUCUACCCUAUGGUAACGUCAGGAGGAGGUACUGAGCACAUGUACCCAUUCCAUGCCCUUCCUCCAUUGGUGCUGUGGUCUAAACCACUGAGCCUCUUGGGCUUGCCCAUCAGAAGGUUGGCGGUUUGAAUCUCCGUGACAGAGUGAGCUCCCACUGCUCCGCCCCAGCUCCUGCCAACCUAGCAGUUCGAAAGCAAGCCAGUGCAAGUAGAUAAAUAAGUACCACUGCGGUGUGAAGGUAAAUGGCGUUUCCAUGUGCUCUGGCUUCCAUCAUGGUGUCCUGUUACACCAGAAGCGGUUUAGUCAUGCUGGCCACAUGACCCAGAAAGUUGUCUGUGGACAAACGCCGACUCCCUCGGCCCAAAGCGAGAUGAGCACCACAACCCCAUGGUCACCUUUGACUGGACUUUAACCAUCCAGGGCACCUUUACGUUUUAAAAUUGAGCAGCUGAACUUUACACAUGUUUACUCUGCAAGAUACAACCCAUGCUUUCUUUCUUGGGUCUAGAAAGUCAGUCUUCAAAUAAAUGUGGUGUAUCAUGGUUCAGUGAUUUAUUUCUAUCCCAUGGUGUAAGGGAUGCUUGUGUCCCAUCUUACCUUAGGUAGGAUCCCAGUGGCCAGUUGGUGAACAGAUCCCAUAGAAUUGUGGUUCACUGUAACCCUGACCACAAAGACUAUCUCUGCCCCAUUGUGCCUGCAAGCAAAUGUUAAAUCACCAAGAAGUAACUUGACUCAGAGUUGGGCCACUGAAAUUAAUCACCAUGAGGUCCAUUAAUUUCAAUAGAUCUAGUAUAACUUGGUUGACUACCACCCAAGGUGUCUCAGGAAGGGAAAAUUGCAUAGCAACACUUUCUUGACUCUUCCAGUCGAUCACCUUCAUACAGGUGUGAAUGUCUUUCAAAAAGAGCAUUGCUAUCCAAUUUUAUAUCUGUUCAUCAGAUCUCCAUCUUUAAGAACCAGAUUGUCUGUUGUGGACUCCCUAUCAGAUUCACAUUCUAGUGCUUUUGGUGAAGUUGACAGAAUAGCUUGUUUGGAAUGAGGCAGUUUUUUUAAAAAAAAGAUGAAUGGUGGGACUGAGGGCUCCUGAGGGGCUGGUGACAGAUGGUUCUGUUUAUAAAAAAGAAUGCUAUCCAGAUGUGCAGGCUGCCUAAAGAGCAGUGAUUGAAAAGCAUGGCAUGCUGUUCUCCAGAAAUGUAUUAAUACGUGGAUUUUUUUGCCAACAUAAUUUGUAUAAUGGCUGCUGAUGUGUCAGCACAGCUACGAUUUCUAAUUCUGCUAUGGAACCAGAAUGGUGUGUAUUUUAGGGCUUAAUGUGAGUCCCGUAUGGAAAACAGAUACGGGAAGUCAAUCAAUCAAUCAAUUUCUUUAUUCGACCGAUAGUCAGAAUUAAAACAUUACACAAUAAUUAUAAACUAUAACAUCAUAAGUUACAUAAGGUACAUAAGUAAGGUAGAGCCACAGUACUAGAUCUCUCACAGAUAACCCACGUCAAAGCAUUCAAUUAUACGUUUCCGACACUUGAGUGCCAGGAAAAGAAAUUUAGCCACUGACAAGGUUGUUUUCCCAGAAGACUUAUUUAGCAGAUAUGCUGUCUGCUUUCCUCUUUGUCGGGAACUGAGCUGGGGUAAGUAUGGAGUUAUAAGAUACUGUCUUAAAUCGUUGUAGAAGGGACAGCUCAAUAAAAUGUGCUCUGUGGAUUCUACCUCACCCAAUGCACAGUGGCAUAAUCUCUGGUCAUAUGGGACUCCUCCAUAUCUUCCCUUCAGGACCGCCGAGUCAAGAACAUUCAGCCUAGCCGCAGUAAAUAGUCUGCGGUAUUCCACGUAGUGGAUAUCCGCCAGGUAGCGAGCUGGGGCAGCCCGAUACAACUGCUCCCCAGAAACAACCCAGGUUUCACACGGGCUAUGUCCUCCUGUCUGGCAAUAUCCCUUAAUCUUUGCGCGAUCACCGCCUUUGCGUGGCUAUACGUCAUGGACUCUAUAUAAAGGGAGGACAACCCACACUUCUGCACUUCCUCCACUAUCUCCCCUUCCCAUGGAGAUUUAAAGUUAUCCCUCAGAAUCAAGGGGGCCAAACCCACCGGUCUGAAACAGAGCUUGAGCCAUAGCCAUAACUUCGCUUUCAGGGCCACAUACCUAAAGGCUUGACAACCGGUUUCCAGCCUCAUGAUCGCACCUGCCACAGAGGGGGAUCCUGAGUAUGGCCCUGAGGAAUUGGGUUUGGAUAGAUUCCAAUUUUUCAAAAUCCCUACGUGAGCCCAAGGCAAUGCCCACCAGCAGAAGAGGGAGGACUUUCAUUUUAAAGAGACGUAAGGCAACAUUGACAGUUUGUGCCUGUUUCUUGGAGUACAGGGUUCUAAUCAUCAGGGCUGCUUUGGAUGCGUUCGAGGCUAUGUAUUCUCUGUGCGCCAGGAAGGACCUAUUUGAUCUUACAACCUGACCCAGGUACUUGAAGCAACUGACCUGCUCUAAAGGAAUACCAUUAAUUGACCAUAAAUUAGGUUUCGGUCGAGCAGCAAAGACCAUUAUUUUGGUCUUGGCAUAAUUUAAUUGGAGCUCGUGUUGGGUCUCAUAUUCAUGAAGAGCUCGAAGCAUCCUCCUUAAUCCGAUGGGGAGGUAGCUAAUAGGGCGGCAUCGUCCGCAUACAGUAGGACAUUCAAGGCUCGUCCUGCCAGUUUUGGUGGAUGGAAAUCAGCAUUUGCCAUAUGCACCACUAGCGAAUUUAUAUAGAAGUUAAACAGAGCAGGGGCAAGCAAACAGCCCUGUCUUACCCCCCUAGUGGUGGCAACCGGAUUGGAGACUAGCCCCUUACUAUCUAUCCUAAUCCUCAAGAGGGUAUUUGUAUGCAAAUUAAUAAUCAGCAAGAGAAGGCGGCGGUCGAUAGAUGUCGCUGCCAAUUUUGUCCAUAGCUGGUUCCUGGGAAUUAGAUCAAAGGCCUGCUUAAAGUCUAUAAAGGCGACGUGGAGGGCUUUUAGGCCAUUGCCAGCGUACUUAGUGGCCAAGUGAUUUAGGAUUAAGAUUUGGUCUGUUGUUGAUCUUCCGGGGCGGAAACCCGCCUGUUCCUCUGCGAUGAUAUUGUUGCUUUCCAUCCAGGUCGUUAAUUUGUUAAGGAGAAAUCUUGAAUAGAUCUUCCCGAUAACAUUUAGCAGGCUAAUUGGUCUAAAAUUGGCCGGGUCUGUGCGCGGCCCUUUCUUGUGAAUUAACACAAUCAGUGCAGAGUUCCAGCUUGGAGGAAAUUGUGCUGUUUUGUUUAUAUAAGUAAAAAGAGCUGCUAGGGGUGGACACCACCAAUCCUUAUUGGCUUUGAUAACAUCUAUGGAAAUAAGAUCGUCUCCGGGUGCCUUGCCCGCCUCAAAUUGGCCUAUAAGUGUUUCCACUUCAGAGCAGGUAACAGGGUCCCACUCUGGCAAGGGGGCCAAAUCUAACCUUCCUCCGCUAGCUGCGUGAGCUGCAUAUAAAACGGAGAAGAAGCUUUCCCAGGUGUCAGCUGAAAUUUGGGGUUCUAUCCUUGACAACGGUCUACCCAGGUAUCUGGAAAUUUGGUGCCAAAAGGAGGAGGGAUUUCUAUUUUCUGCAGCUUUUAGAAGGUUCUUCCAAUCAUUUCUUUCUGCCGCACGCUUCUUUUCCUUUAAUAGUGCUUUAUACCUUCUCUUGAGGAUCAUAAGGUGACUGCUAGGUGCGGAGUCAUUUGAUGCCCUAUAUGCCAAAAAUUCAUUAUAUAGGUUGUUCUUGAAGUGCCUGCAUUCCUCAUCAAACCACUUUUUAUGAGAGAAAUGGUUACUAUUCAUUACCGGGGUCUUAGCCAACGAGGGUUUUAGCAGUUCUACUAAAUUGUCAUAUAUUGGCAGUGGCUCAACUGCCUGGAUAAGGGAGUCCCUUGUCUCUUGCAGUUGGUCAGACCAAAGGAGUUCAUUUAUCCGUUGAGCCAUAUUGUCGGUCCAUUUUAAGGCAGUGGGCCUCAUCUGAAGCUGGUUAUUUGUAAUAGGCACGCAGGAGUAGGUAGCCAAUUCUCCAUCCAGGGUCAGCGAAAGUUCUAAUGGAAAAUGGUCACUUUCCAGCCUCGUUACCACCCUAAAGUUGGAAAUUUUGGGAAUUAGGUCUGCUGAUGUCCAAAUAAAGUCUAUGGUAGAGGCUCGGGAGCCUGACCAGAAAGUAAAUUCGGCAGGGUAAUCAGAACUGAGAGCUCCGUUUAAAAGGUGAAAAUUAAGAGCCAUCAAAGUUUGUCUACAUUUAAAACCUGCAUAUGUAGCAACACUGUCUUUAAAAUUCCUGGGUAAAAGGUCUGAGGUUAAAAUGGGUAGUGAGGGAUAUUUAUUAUAUUUAGCAAAUAAUGAUUUAUCAGAGUGAGACAAUCGGCCAUUGAAAUCUCCUGCAACUAGGAAGGUGGCUUCAGGAUAUUUUUCUAGGAGAGUUUCAAGAGUCUGUUGAAUUUCCCUCCAUCUUUGGACCACCAGGUUUUUCUUAUAGAUUGGGUGCAAAUAAACAUUAAUCACCACAAACACUUCCUCCGCUGUUUGUAGCUUAACACCCAGCAUGGAUGACGACUGGAUGUCGAUUUGUUCCACCUGCAGGUUUAAGGCCAAAGAAACUAGGGUAGCCAACCCACCUUGUGGUCUGCCAGGAGAUAGUAAAUUCUGAUGUGCAUUCAGGUAGAAGCCCUUAUACCCUGAUAGGGAGAAGCCCUCACAAGCCCAGGUCUCUUGCAGCAAAAGAAUAUGACUGCCUUUUAUGUAGGCGACAAAGGAUGGAUCCAUCAGCUUAGGUUUAAUGCCAGCUACAUUCCAGGAUAAGAAAGUAAGUAAUCUCCUGGUCACCCCUUCGAGUCAUGCUGGGCCUUGCGGAACCAGCACGGCAGAAUCCACCUGGGAAUGCAUGCGGCGAGGGGGGACAAUAGGCUGGAAGAAGGAAGUAAUUGUAGCUUGUUUACCAGGCAAUUUCCGAGCACCACUUACCGCAGCAGCAGCCAUGGAUUGAGGCUUAAUUAUUGGAAGCUGCAAGGAUGGAUUCUGGUGCACAGGAGUAUCACUUAACGACAGGUCCAUAGACUCUACAUUUAAAGUAUGCUCUAAGAUUGAGGGGGGUGGGCCUUUUGGAUCUGCAGAUGCUGUAGGGAACAUGCAGUGUAAGGCAGGUGGAAGGCAUCCUUUUCGGUUUGCCUCCAAAAGAGCAUCCAGUCUUGCCACAGCUUCCGAAUUUGACCAGAGGGUUGUCGAAUCUUCCACUGUAUCCUGCCCGGACUUGACAUCCCGAGGCUGUGCACAGCCAGGUUGCAGAUCAAAGGUCGUUAAAGCAGGUACCACUUGGGCUUGUGUAGCCUGAUCUACAAUUGGUGAAGAAUUCAUCUUAUUUACAUGAGCAUGAUCUUCUGAGUUACGGAGACAGAGUAGCAACUCGUCCAAUCUGUCCGUUAUCUCUGUUCGCUCCAGUUUUGGCAAUUGGGAGAAGGAUAGAAGUAACUCACGCUCCGUAGAGUUCUCCAGAUGUGUGGCCUUUGUCAGUGGAGGCAGGGGGGCGUCAAACCAGCUGAUUAGAUCUGCAGCCAGGGGAGUUGGGGUCGUAGCAAUUGGCGGACCCUCAGACUUAUCUGCUUUCUUUUUGAACAAGCAGUUUGGUAAGAGGGAGCAGAUCUUGGUAUUGGUAAAGACUCUUGUAGCAAGGAUUCCAUAGUUAAUUAGAAGGCUUCUUGAGGACAUAAUAAGUGCAGGGAGCUUUUUGGUUUUAAAGGAGAGCAGCACUCUCUGCCUCUGAGGUCUGCUGCUAAUAUGAUCAAUAUGCUUCAGGUCAAUAGAGCUAGGGGUUACCCUCAGAAGCUCCGCUAGGUAUCUCCUUAUAUCACUCUUAUAGUGCCAGUUUAUCACCUUGCCUCUAAAGGGGCAAACCGUUAGGCAGAUUUUGGUAGCUUGCAGUAGCAGUUUGUGAGGAGGUGCAGAGUGUUGUUCCUUCUUAUUUUGCUCACCUUGCUCACUUUUCUGAUUGCCAGCAGCUUGAGGAAUUAUACAAGAGGUAUGAGGUAAAACGGGUGCUCUGGGCAUUUGUAAGGGCUUCAUCUCAGGUGGAACAUCAGGGGAACUGUCUUUACCUGUUAGGGAUACAAGCGAGAUAAUCUUCUCCAAGGAUCCUCGGAUGUCUUUUAUGUAUUUAAAGAUAUAGUCCACUGUUCUAGCCACCAGGUCUAAAGUAGUCGAGUGUUCAAAUAGUAUCUCGUCAAUGCAGCUUUCACGGGCUCUAGUGCAAACAUUCGAGUGGAUGCCAGUAUUAUUAUUGCUUGAAGGUUUAGUAGGCAGGUUAUCAAAAGGUUCUUUCACACUGGGUUCCUCGUCAUUCAUCUCUGCUAGCAGUGUGAAAGAGUUUGAAACCGGGAUAUUAAAAAUAUCCUUUGUACUUUCAGAUUCACUAAUUUUUGUUUGUUUAGCAAGAGGCAGGCAUCUCCAUUCCUCUGUGUCGUCUAUAUCUCUAGAAUCUCUGGUACGUUUCCCAGUUCCUCUCCCACAAGCAGGGCUGUAUAGUUGCUUAGUCAUUUCUCUCUUCAUGCAACCGCCCCAGUUUCAAGGUUAAUGGUUGUCUCCCCGAUAGAAAAAGGCGUCCUCCUACUUACUAAUUUAAAACUAAGACUAAAAACUAAAAACUAAAGUUAAAAGUUAAAAGAUUAAAAGGUUUCUAUACUCAUUAAAACAAUGUUAAAAGAUAAAUCAGGGAGCUCACACUCACGCUGACUAAGUGCCGUUCGCCAUCUUGGAUAUCUCUCGAUACGGGAAGUGGGACAACACUGAAACCUGGGAAACAUAGAUUUGCUUCCCUUCUAUGUCGUCUCUGCCCUCCUUUGUGACAUCCCCAGGGUUUCCUCCACUCUAAAGUGAUAGCUGCAGGAAGACUGUGCCAUUUGACACUUCUGGAUCACAAUAACAGACCCAUAAUCUGUUUGUAAUAUUUGUAUUUCAGUGUAACAAUCCAAAAACCAAAGAACCCAAACUAGAGGCUGCUGUCAGGAUAGUUCCUGAAUGGACAGAGUAUGAUUCUGAAAUACAGCAGCUUAUAAAUCAAAUAAAAAAGGAGAAGAAAAUCGUGAGUCAGUCUCAACAAAAAGGUGAGGUAUAGAAACAUUUGCUCAUUAAAGACCUUUGGCAAGGGGAACGGGGUUUCCAACAUUUAAUUGCCUAUCAGGACUGGUGAAUUUGCAACGCUGGGGUCCUCAGAACCACUGGCGGAGGAAGGGGGGGUGCAGUCCGCCCUGGGUGUCAUCCUUGACGGGGUGACAUCGCCCCCCUGCCCUCCGGGAUGCUAACCCUGCCCCCAGGUGCCGGAGCAGCUAGCUCCGCCUCUGCUCAGAACCAUGCAAGGAUGCCUUUCUUAAUACAUGUAGGGAGCCCUCAUGAGUUCAGAAAGAUCAUUGUUUCAGAAAAUUACCCUCCAACUCAUGGAUGGCAAUCAAACUGGCAACAAGGGUGUGCCACACCCUCCCCAGACCCUAGGUGUUUGCAUAUGCAAAUAGAGAAUGCCAAAAGAGUGUUCCCGCUUUCCUAUAAUCUUCCAAUACAGUCCAAGGUAGCUGAUAUUAGAAUUUGAGCUGUUUGCUCUUUUCUUUUCUCGAAUGAAUAUUACUGCCUAAUAAAAUCCAGAGAUUGUCCAAGCCCCUGUAUAAUUGUCUGUGGCCCUUAUUGUGAGUUAGUUCCGGAAGUAGAACAGCAAGCUCUGGAGUAACUUCUGGUUGUCUUGUUUCCUAUGUGAAGGAACCAGCUUGCAAUAGAACCACCAACUUGGACAGAAGAUUAUGGCUAAGUAAAUUAAUUGUGAUUCUAACGGUGAUGAGAAAAUGGCACAAAGAAAAGUCUCGGCUUUAUUCAGUUCUUGUGUGAUCUUGCAGUUGUUCUGUGUACUCAAAUAAUUAUUAUUUUUUUGUUUUUCACUUACAGAUUCCAGCCAUGAUGAACUUUAGCACUAUUUGAAGAGUGUCCUGAUGACACGGCUACUGGCCAUAGACUGGGGGUUAGUGGUAGUUUUUGUGGAUGUAUGUAAAUACUACAGAGAUGCUCUAUAUUUUUAAAUAAAAACUUCUGGCAUUUUAUUGGGACUUGGAACGGAGUAACAGAGUGGAAAGGAAACCUAGUAAAGUGUGGGCUGUGCAGUUUGUCAUUCAGUCUGAUUGCCUUUCCACUUCUUUCGUUUCCAAAGGCGUUACAAAUUCUGGUGCUACAUUCGCUAAGUGCACACUGCUUUUGUUUCACAUUACACAAAUAUUUUGUUGGAGAUCUCAUGUAAUAAUUUUGAAAUGUCUGUCUGUAGUAAACAAACACCCCCAUCACAUACUUUUCUUUUUAAAGCCCUAUUCCAUCUUUCUGCAGAAGCUUCCGAGGAGGCUGAUCUGAGACAAUACUUGAAGUUGCAUUGCUUUUUCUGUAUGACGUGUCUGCGUGCCUCUUUCUUGUAUUUGAUGUCACUUUCACUGAACUUUACUCUCCUGGUGCAAGAAAUCAGUUGGGUUCCAUUCCGUGGAGAAAGUGCUGAAUUUUGGAGGGUUCAGCUCACCAGCUCAGCAAGGACUGAACAGUCUUGGCACUUGCUAAACCUCAAUAUUCCCGCUGGGCUCUGAAAGAGAUGCUGCGUAAGACCAGCAGCUGCUGCCACGGAAAACAAAGUGGGAGCCCCGAGUCUCACCAAGAGCAGCCACUUAAGUGGUGUGGGGCAAGCAAACUGCAACUACCUCCGAUGUUACUAAAUGAAGGACUUCCUUUGCAGACACAAAUCCUCUGACAUCUAGUUCCGGCCUGCAAACUUAAAAGUUGAUAAUCACUUCUAAAAGUGACUUCUAAAAAGCAUUUGGCUUAGACCCCAGAGGAAAUACUGGAACUAAUGGAUACUCGCUUCUGCACCCCCAUAUACUUUUAACCUUCUUUUCAAUCUACCUGCCUAAGUUCCCUUUUUGGUUCGCCCAGAUAGUCUAGCUGCCCAGAGUGGCUGGGCAGACCCAGCCAGAUGGGUGGGGCAUAAAUAAUAAGUUAUUAUUAUUAUGUUCUUAACUGCUGCUGGGCCCAAAAAUAUUUGUCUACCUGCUCUGCCAACCUGGGGCAAACAUGGCCAUUGUUCUGUUUGCUGCCCUGGGUUCCUUUAGGAGGAAGAGUAAGAUAUAAAUUUAAUAAUAAUUUCUCCUGUCUCAGUUUAAUCUAUAAACCUAUUUAAAAACCAAAAUCUUUGUGAGACCCUCAUUCAGCUGCACUGGAUUCCAGUUGAUAAACCUUUUCCUGCUUCCACAACACUUUUUGUGACUGUUUUGAGAGUCUUUGCUGAUACUCAGAUUUCUCUACCCCUUCUCUAAAAUGCCUCUCUUUGUAUAGAUUAGCAAGGUGUGUCUUUUGCAAUCACUCUUUCUUCCUCAGUCUUACAUUGAUUUGUCUUUUACAAUAUCAGCCUUGUUACCACUGACAUCUGAAGGCAGUCCUGCUUAGGGAAGUUUUUAAUGUUUGAGGUUCUAUUGUGUUUUUAAUAUUCUGUUGGGAGUCGCCCAGAGUGGCUGGGGUAUAAAUAAAUUAUUAUUAUUAUUAUUAUUAUUAUUAUUAUUGAGGGGCAUAUGGUUUUCUGGAUCCUCCUGAUCUUUAACUUUAUGAAUUUUUGUGACACUAAGCCAAACUAAUCCAUGUCCUUUACUUCCUAUCUCACUUGUAUAAAACGAUGUAUCAGGCUGGAACUAGAUGUUACAACAAACAAUGGACUGCCAUCUCCAAAUGGUACAAUAAGAAUCUAACAUAAAAUAAAAAUCAAAUUAUUCCCUCUUUGUGCAGUAAAAUUUACUUCUCUCCUGCUGUGCAUCAUUUUGAUUUCACAUCCAAGAAACUGAGAUAGAGCAGGAGCUGUAAGCCCUCCAUGAAACAAAUGCAAGGGAGAUGGAGCUGUUGCUGUAGAGAUUUCUUUCACAGGGACCAGGG
Podarcis lilfordi (Lilford's wall lizard) is the source of this 93026-nucleotide messenger RNA. Lineage: Eukaryota; Metazoa; Chordata; Lepidosauria; Squamata; Lacertidae. The record is from the annotation of a GenBank genome assembly.